AUGACGACAAAAGCACCAACAUUUACACAGCCAUUACAAAGUGUUGUGGCACUGGAGGGUAGUGCCGCAACCUUUGAGGCUCACAUUAGUGGUUUCCCAGUUCCUGAGGUGAGCUGGUAUCGGGAUGGCCAGGUUCUCUCUGCUGCAACUCUGCCCGGUGUGCAGAUCUCGUUUAGUGAUGGCCGCGCUAAACUGGUGAUCCCCUCCGUGACAGAAGCAAACAGUGGAAGAUACACCGUACAAGCCACCAAUGGAUCUGGGCAAGCAACUAGUACUGCUGAGCUACUUGUCACAGCUGGAACAGCACCACCCAACUUCUCACAACGACUACAGAGCAUGACUGCAAGACAGGGAAGUCAAGUUCGGCUUGACGUGAGAGUGACUGGAAUCCCUACACCUGUGGUGAAGUUCUAUCGGGAUGGAGUAGAAAUCCAAAGCUCCCCCGAUUUUCAAAUUUUACAUGAAGGAGACCUUUACAGCUUAAUAAUUGCAGAAGCAUAUCCUGAAGACUCCGGUACCUAUUCAGUAAAUGCGACAAAUAAUGUGGGACGUGCUACUUCAACAGCUGAAUUGCUAAUUCAAGGUGAGGAAGAAGCCGUUCCUGCUAAAAAGACAAAGACAAUUGUUUCGACUGCUCAGAUUUCACAAACAAGACAAGCCAGAAUUGAAAAGAAGAUUGAAACCCACUUUGAUGCCAGAUCACUUACAAGUGUUGAAAUGGUCAUGGAAGGUGCAACAGCCCAACAGCUCCCACACAAAGCACCUCCACGAAUGCCUCCUAGACCUACAUCAAAGUCACCAACCCCACCUAUAAUUGCUGCAAAAGCACAAAUGGCACGACAGCAAUCACCAUCACCUGUUAGACAAUCACCAUCACCUGUAAGACAUGUCAGAGCACCAACACCCUCACCAGUAAGGUCGGUUUCUCCUGCUGGAAGAAUCUCCACCUCACCUAUUAGACCAGUGAAAUCUCCAUCUCCAAUACGUAAAACACAUGUAGUGACAGCAGCUGGGGCCGAAGUCCUUCCUCCUUGGAAGCAGGAAGGAUAUGCUGCAACCACAGAAGCCCAGAUGAAGGAAACAAGAGUAUCUACAAGCGCUACCCAAAUAAGAACUGAAGAAAGAUGGGAGGGGAGAUAUGGGGUCCAAGAACAAGUUACCAUUAGUGGUGCUACUGCUGGUGAGGUGGCGGCUGGUGCUAGAGAGGUAAAAAAGGACAGUGAAAAAACAGCAGCUGUUGCUACGGUUGUUGCUGCUGUGGAUCAAGCCAUGGUGAGAGAACCAGCUCCAGGUGUUGUAGAGCAAACUGCUAAAAGGACAGCAAUGACUGCAGUCCACGUUCAACCUGUUCAGGAGCAGAUGAGAAAGGAGGCAACGGUAGUAGUUACCAGUGAUAAAGCCACAAAACAAACAGUAAUAUCGAGAACUAGAGAAGGAGUCGUUACUUCACAAGAACAAAGGCACAUCUCUCAUGAAAAGGUAAGAAAAGAACCAGAGAAAGUCCCAGUACCCACAGUAAUAAUUGCCACAGACAAAGCCAAAGAACAAGAAAGAAUAUCAAGAGCUAGAGAAGAAAUAUCUACCAGACACGAGCAAGUGCACAUUGCUCAUGAAAAGAUAAGAAAGGAAGAGAUGAAACCUUCUGUACCUAAGGUAGUAAUUACCACUGAUAAACCUAAACCACCGGUCAUAGUACCAAAAAGUAAAGAAGAAAUUGCUACCAAACAAGAACAAGUGAGCAUAACCCAUGAAAAGAUUAAAAAGGAAGCUAAGAAAACUACUGUAGUUCCGAAAAUAAUUGCCACUGAUAAAACCAAAGCACCAGUCACAGUGUCCAGAACUAGAGAAGAAAUUACAGCCAAGCAAGAACAAACUCGUCUAGCUUAUGAUCAGACUGAAGCUGGAAAAAGGGCUGAAGCUGUAGCUACAGUUGUUGCAGCAGUUGAUCAGGCACGUGGUCGAUCGCCCUGGGAACCAGAACAAGCAGAUGAAGCUUAUGUAAAGCAGAAAACUUUGGAAUAUGGCUAUAAAGAGCACACUGUAACAGACCAUGUUGCUGAGGCCCCAGCAGAACGUCAUGUUGUCACUAAAGAAGUUAAAACUGUCUAUGUUCCUCCUGAGAAACACAUCUCAGCUGCUGAAAAGAAGGAAGUUCAUGUAUCGACAGAGAUAAAACGAGCAACAGAAACUAAAACUGAGAAAACAAUUCACGUUGAACACCCGCGACCCCGCACAGCAAGUCCUCACUUCACUGUCUCCAAAAUUGCUGUUCCUAAACCUGAUCAUACAUAUGAGGUUUCAAUAGCUGGAUCUGCCAUGGCUACUCUGGAAAAAGAGUUAUCAGCUACUUCUGCUGCGCAAAAGAUCACCAAGCCUGUGAAACCACCCCAGCUAAAGCCACAUGAAGUCAGGAUAAAAGCAGAGCCAGUUGCCCCGCCACAGUUUCCCUUUGGAGAGGCUGCUGAGACCUAUAAAAAAGAGACGGGUGUGAGCAUUAAAGGUGAAGCAGUGCGGGAAGAACACUUGGUAUUGCGGAAAGAAGGUGAAGCAAAGGUGACAGAAACUGCCAGAGUUCCUGUGCCUGCAGAAAUCCCUGCUACUCCGCCCACCUUAGUCUCAGGCCUCAAAAAUAAGACAGUGACUGAAGGUGAGUCUGUCACUCUGGAGUGCCAUAUCUCUGGUCACCCUCAGCCUACUGUGACAUGGUACAGGGAAGACUACAAGAUUGAAAGCUCAAUGGACUUCCAGAUCACUUUCAAAGCAGGGCUUGCUCGCCUUGUGAUUCGUGAAGCCUUUGCAGAAGACAGUGGAAGAUUUACCUGCACUGCUACCAAUAAGGCUGGGAGUGUCAGCACAUCUUGCCACUUAUAUGUGAAAGUUUCAGAAGAAAUUGAGACUCGAGAAACCAUUUCUGAGAAGGCUGUUACAGAAGAGAAACGCUAUGUGGAGACAAAGGACAUUGUAAUGGAAGAUGUCUCUGCUGCAGCAGAAGAAGUAUCGGGAGAACCCAUACCUCCUUUCUUCAUAAGAAAACCCAUAGUACAUAAAUUAAUUGAAGGUGGGAGCAUUAUUUUUGAAUGCCAAGUAGGGGGCAACCCAAAGCCACACGUCUACUGGAAAAAAGGUGGAGUUCCUCUAACGACUGGCUACAGAUACAAAGUGAGUUACAAAAGAGAAACCGGGGAAUGCAAACUUGAAAUUUCCAUGACUUUUGCCGAUGAUGCCGGAGAAUACACUAUUGUUGUUCGCAAUAAAUACGGAGAAGCUUCUGCAACGGUCUCCUUACUAGAAGAAGCUGAUUAUGAAGCCUAUAUAAAAUCGCAACAAGAAAUGAUGUACCAAACUCAAGUGACUGCAUAUGUCCAGGAACCUAAAGUGGCUGAGGUAGCCCCAGCUAUUUCAUACGGUGACUUUGAAAAAGAAUACGAAAAAGAACAAGCCCUAAUUAGGAAGAAAAUGGCGAAAGAUACAGUGAUGGUCAGAACUUUUGUAGAAGAUGAGGAAUUCCAUAUUUCUUCUUUUGAAGAAAGACUUAUCAAGGAAAUUGAACUCAGAAUUAUUAAGACCACCUUAGAUGAGCUUCUUGAAGAAGACGGAGAGGAAAUGAUGGUUGAUAUUUCUGAAUCUGAAGCUAUAGAAGCAGGAUUUGAUUUAAGAUUAAAGAAUUACAGAACCUUUGAAGGGACAGGAGUUACUUUCCAUUGCAAGACAACUGGAUAUCCAUUGCCGAAGAUUGCAUGGUACAAAGAUGGUAAACGCAUAAGGCAUGGAGAACGCUACCACAUGGAAGUUCUGCAAGAUGGCAGUGCCAGUCUGCGUCUGCCUGUUGUUUUACCUGAAGAUGAAGGAAUUUAUACUGUCUUUGCCAGUAAUAUGAAAGGAAAUGCCAUUUGCUCAGCAAAACUCUACGUUGAGCCAGUUGCACCCACAGCAACUCCAGGUUAUAUGCCAGGACCAGAAGUUAUGAGAAGAUAUAGGUCUAUUUCUCCACGCUCUCCAAGUCGGUCUCCUGCCCGCAGUUCUCCUUCUCGUUCUCCUGCUCGCAGAUUAGAAGAAACUGAUGAAGGACAACUAGAGAGACUAUAUAAGCCAGUUUUUGUGCUGAAACCUACGUCAUUUAAAUGUUCACAGGGGCAGACAGCAAGAUUUGACUUAAAAGUUGUUGGCAGACCUAUGCCAGAGACAUACUGGUUCCAUAAUGGUCAACAAGUGGUUAAUGACUACACCCAUAAAAUAGUGAUUAAAGAAGAUGGCACCCAGUCAUUGAUCAUUGUUCCUGCCAUGCCGGAUGACUCCGGAGAAUGGGCUGUAAUUGCUCAGAAUAGGGCAGGCAAAGCUUCAGUCUCAAUGACACUGACUGUGGAAGCUAAGGAAGACCUAGUCAGACCACACUUUGUGGAAAGGCUGAAGAAUGUUAGCGUAAAGGAGGGCUCUAGACUGCAGAUGGCAGUGAAAGCUACUGGUAACCCUAAUCCCGACAUUGUAUGGCUGAAGAACAGUGACAUCAUUGUACCUCAUAAGUACCCCAAAAUAAAGAUUGAGGGAACCAAAGGGGCAGCCGCCCUUAAAAUUGAGUCUACUGCCCGGCAAGAUGCUGCAUGGUACACUGCUACUGCUAUCAAUAAAGCUGGGCGGGACACUACUCGAUGCAAAGUAAAUGUUGAAAUUGAACAUGCAGAACCUGAACCAGAAAGGAGAUUAAUCAUUCCAAAAGGAACUUACAAAGCCAAGGAGAUUGCAGCACCGGAGUUAGAGCCUCUCCAUUUGCGUUAUGGUCAAGAGCAAUGGGAGGAAGGAGAUCUCUAUGACAAAGAAAAGCAGCAGAAACCAUUUUUUAAGAAGAAGCUCACAUCUUUAAGGCUCAAGCAAUUUGGACCAGCACACUUUGAGUGCAGGCUUACUCCAAUUGGUGACCCAACCAUGGUGGUGGAGUGGUUGCAUGAUGGCAAACCCUUGGAAGCAGCUAACAGACUCCGCAUGAUCAAUGAGUUUGGGUACUGUAGCCUGGACUAUGGUGUAGCCUAUUCCAGAGAUAGUGGAGUGAUCACUUGCAGGGCAACUAACAAAUAUGGUACAGACCAUACAUCCGCUACUCUGAUCGUGAAGGAUGAGAAAAGCCUUGUGGAAGAAUCCCAGUUGCCAGAAGGCAGAAGGGGACUGCAGCGAAUUGAAGAGUUAGAAAGAAUGGCUCAUGAGGGUGCUCUUCCUGCAGUUGCAGUGGACCAAAAGGAAAAACAAAAACCAGAAAUUGUUUUGGUUCCUGAACCUGCAAGAGUCCUGGAAGGUGAAACAGCACGAUUCCGCUGCCGUGUGACUGGCUAUCCUUUGCCCAAGGUCAACUGGUACCUCAAUGGACAGCUCAUCCGUAAGAGCAAAAGGUUUAGACUCCGUUAUGAUGGAAUCUACUACCUGGAUAUUGUGGACUGCAAAUCGUAUGACACAGGAGAGGUGAAAGUCACUGCAGAGAAUCCAGAAGGCUUUAUUGAACAUAAGGUGAGACUUGAGAUCCAGCAGAGGGAAGACUUCAGAUCUGUUCUUCGUCGCGCUCCUGAACCCAAACAUGAGCCUGUAGUGACAGAGCCUGGGAAACUUCUCUUUGAGGUACAGAAGGUAGACAAACCUGCAGACGCAACAACCAAAGAAGUGGUGAAACUGAAAAGGGCUGAAAGAAUCACUCAUGAGAAGCUUUCAGAGGAAUCUGAAGAGCUGCGUAGUAAAUUCAAGCGUAGGACAGAAGAGGGCUAUUAUGAAGCCAUCACUGCUGUGGAACUUAAGUCUCGCAAAAAAGAUGAAUCAUAUGAAGAAAUGUUAAAAAAGACAAAAGAAGAACUUCUUCACUGGACCAAAGAGAUCCCAGAGGAAGAGAAGAAAGCACUUCCUCCUGAAGGCAAAAUCACCAUUCCAACAUUCAAACCAGAGAAGGUUGAGCUUAGUCCAAGCAUGGAGGCUCCUAAGAUAUUUGAACGAAUUCAAAGCCAGACUGUAGCCCAGGGGACAGAUGCACACUUCCGUGUGAGAGUGGUGGGAAAACCAGAUCCUGAGUGCCAGUGGUUCAAAAAUGGUGUGCAGAUUGAAAGGACUGAUCGUGUGUAUUGGUACUGGCCUGAAGAUAAUGUUUGCGAAUUAGUCAUCAGAGAUGUGACUUCUGAUGAUUCUGCCAGCAUCAUGGUGAAAGCAGUCAAUAUAGCUGGUGAAACUUCUAGCCAUGCUUUCCUCUUAGUGCAAGCCAAGCAGUUAAUCAGCUUCACCCAGAAGUUACAAGAUAUUGUUGCUAAAGAGAGAGACUCCAUGGCAACAUUUGAAUGUGAGACAUCAGAACCCUUUGUCAAAGUGAAGUGGUUUAAGGAUGGAAUUGAGAUUCAUUCUGGAGACAAAUACAGGAUGCACUCAGACAGAAAGGCUCAUUUUCUUUCUGUACUAGCAAUUGAAAUGUCUGAUGCUGAUGACUACAGCUGUGCACUGGUAGAAGACGAAUCCAUAAAAACUACUGCAAAGCUUACUGUUGAAGGUGCUGUGGUUGAGUUUAUUAAAGAACUUGAGGAUGUUGAAGUACCAGAAUCCUUCUCAGGUGAACUUGAAUGCGAAGUUUCACCUGAAGACGUGGAGGGGAAAUGGUAUCAUGGCAAUGUUGAACUCACUUCUAAUCAUAAAUAUGUGAUCGCAUCCCGCCGUGGUCGCCAAAUCCUCACUAUUAAAGAUGUAAAUAAAGAUGAUCAAGGAGAGUAUAGCUUUGUUGUUGAUGGAAAAAGGACUCAAUGCAAACUAAAGAUGAAGCCUCGUCCCAUGGUUAUUCUUCAAGGACUUACUGAUCAAAAAGUCUGUGAGGGAGAUAUUGUACAACUUGAAGUUAAAGUCUCCCUAGAAAAUGUGGAAGGUGUCUGGAUGAAAGAUGGUCAUGAAAUUCAAUCAAGUGAUCGUAUUCACAUUGUGCUGGAUAAACAGUCACACAUGUUGCUGAUAGAAGAUGCAACAAAGGAAGAUAGUGGAACUUACUCUUUUAGUGUUCCUGGUCUUGGACUGUCAACCACUGGACGGAUCACAGUAUAUAGUGUGGAAAUAGUGGUGCCUCUAAAAGAUGUUCACGUAGUUGAAGGAACAAAAGCUAUCCUCGAAUGCAAAGUUUCAGCACCUGAUGUGUCUUCCUCCAAAUGGUACCUAAAUGAUCAUCAGAUAAAGCCUGAUGAACGUGUGCAAGCUGUAUGUAAAGGCACUAAACAGAGACUAGUGCUUACCAGAACCCAUGCCUCAGAUGAAGGACAUUAUAAGCUAAUGGUUGGCAAAGUUGAAACAAGUUGCAAUGUCACAGUUGAAAAAAUUCAGAUUAUUAGAGGUCUUCAUGACAUCACCUGCACUGAAACACAGAAUGUAUCCUUUGAGGUCGAACUCUCCCAUUCAGGGAUUGAUGUCAUUUGGCAUUUCAAAGGCCAAGAGAUCAAGGCUGGUCCUAAAUAUAAAAUUGAAGCACGUGGCAAAAUAUAUAAAUUGACAGUGGUGAAGAUGAUGAAAGAUGAUGAAGGAGAAUAUGUAUUUUAUGCUGGAGAGAAGAAAACAUCUGGAAAGCUUAUAGUAGCAGGUGGUGCCAUUUCAAAGCCUCUUACUGACCUGACUGUGGCUGAGUCCCAGCCAGCUGUUUUUGAAUGUCAGGUGGCAAAUCCUGAAUCAGAUGGCCAGUGGCUGAAAAAUGGUAGACCAUUACCUAUGACAGAUCAGUACCGUGCUGAAUCUGAUGGUGUAAAGAGAAGGCUCAAUAUCCCUGCCACAAAACUGGAUGAUAUGGGUGAAUACAGCUAUGAAAUAGCAAGCUCAAAGACAUCUGCCAAACUGAAGGUUGAAGCUGUUAAGAUAAAGAAGACACUAAAAAAUUUGACUGUGACAGAAACACAGGAGGCAGUUUUCAGUGUAGAACUGACCCACCCUGAUGUGAAAGGAGCUCUGUGGAUUAAAAAUGGUGUUGAACUUGAAUCAAAUGACAAAUAUGAAAUUUCAGUGAAAGGAACUGUUCACACACUGAAAAUCAAACACUGUGUUGUCACUGAUGAGUCUGUUUAUAGCUUCAAGCUUGGAAAGAUAGGAGCAAAUGCCAGACUUCAUGUGGAAACUGUCAAGAUCAUCAAAAAGCCAAAGGAUGUGACUGCUUUGGAAAACGCUGUCGUCUCCUUUGAACUGAGUGUAUCCCAUGACACUGUACCAGUCCGAUGGUUCCACAAAAAUGUUGAGCUUAAACAAAGUGAUAAAUACAAGAUGAUCUCUCAAAGGAAGGUUCACAAGCUUAUGCUGCAUAACAUAUCUCCUGCUGAUGCUGGGGAAUACACAGCUCUUGUUGGGCAAAUUGAGUGUAAAGCAAAACUGUUUGUGGAAACCAUACACAUCACAAAGACCAUGAAAAAUAUUGAGAUCCCUGAGACCAAAACUGCCUCUUUUCAAUGUGAAGUUUCUCAUUUCAAUGUGCCUGCUGUCUGGUUGAAAAAUGGUGUGGAGAUUGAAAUGAGUGAAAAGUUCAAAAUAGUGGUCCAGGGGAAACUUCAUCAGCUCAAUAUCAUGAACACAAGCAGUGAAGAUUCUGCAGAAUACACGUUUGUCUGUGGAAAUGACAGAGUCAGUGCAACUCUGACAGUAAAACCCAUUCUAAUAACCUCCAUGCUAAAAGACAUCAAUGCUGAAGAGAAAGAUACAAUAACAUUUGAAGUUACUGUUAACUAUGAAGGUAUCUCAUAUAAAUGGCUAAAGAAUGGGGUAGAAAUAAAAUCGACUGAUAAAUGCCAGAUACGAACAAAGAAGCUCACACACUCCCUCUCCAUAAGGAAUGUGCAUUUUGGUGAUGCUGCAGAAUACACUUUUGUUGCUGGAAAAGCAGCUUCAUCAGCCACUUUGUAUGUGGAAGCUCGUCACAUUGAAUUUAGGAAGCAUAUUAAAGACAUCAAGGUUGUGGAGAAGAAAAGAGCUAUUUUUGAAUGUGAAAUUUCAGAACCUGACGUUCAGGUCCAGUGGAUGAAGGAUGGGCAAGAACUCCAGAUUGGUGACAGGAUGAAAAUUCAGAGAGAGAAAUAUGUCCAUCGUCUCAUCAUUCCUUCUACAAGAAUGUCUGAUGCUGGUCAGUACACUGUAGUAGCAGGUGGAAACACAUCCAGUGCCAAUUUGAUUGUGGAAGGUCGUGACAUUCGUAUCAGAAGCAUCCGUAAAGAUAUUCAGGUCAUUCAGAGACAAAGAGCUGAAAUUGAAUUUGAAGUCAAUGAAGACGACAUUGAACCACAGUGGUACAAGGACGGUAUUGAGAUCAACUUCCAAUAUGAGGAAAGAUACAGUUAUGUGGUGGAAAGGAGAGUUCAUCGAAUGACCAUCUUUGAAACCACUUACUCUGAUGCUGGAGAAUAUACUUUUGUUGCAGGACGGAAUAGGAGUUCUGUUGUUCUCUAUGUGAAUGCUCCAGAGCCACCCCAGAUUAUUCAGGAGCUAGAGCCAACCACUGUGGAGUCUGGCAAACCUGCCCGCUUCUGUGCUAUGAUAUCAGGCAAACCCCAGCCCAAAAUUUCCUGGUACAAAGAUGAUCAACAGCUUUCUCCAGGUUUCAAGUGCAAAUUUCUUCAUGAUGCACAAGAAUAUACUCUAUUGCUGAUUGAAACUUUCCCUGAAGAUGCAGCAGUGUAUACCUGUGAAGCAAAAAAUGACUACGGAGUUGCUACAACUUCAGCUUCACUUUCAGUGGAAAUCCCAGAAGUUGUUUCUCCUGAGCUAGAAGUGCCAGUGUAUCCACCUGCUGUCAUAAUGCCGCUACGUGAUGCUGUUACAUCCGAGGGACAGUCUGCUCGUUUUCAGUGCAGAGUUACAGGGACAGAUCUGAAAGUCUCUUGGUACAGCAAAGAGAGAGAGAUCAAGCCAUCGCGGUUUUUUAGAAUGACUCAGUUUGAAGACACUUACCAGCUGGAGAUUGCUGAAGCUUAUCCAGAGGAUGAAGGAAUCUAUACCUUUGUGGCUAGUAAUUCUGUAGGCCAAGUGACAAGCACUGCUACCUUGAAGUUAGAAGCUCCUGAAAAAAUUAUUCAUGAGAAGCUAGAGGAAGAGAUUGAAAUGGAAAUGAAAGUUGCACCGAUCCUGAGGAGGCGGCUUGAAUCUCUGGAGGUGGCUGUAAAUCAUGUGGCCAAGUUUACCUGUGAGGUAGAGACUGCUCCCAAUGUCAAGUUCCAGUGGUACAAAGCUGGCCGAGAGAUAUAUGAUGGGGACAAAUACUCCAUUCGCACCUCUAACUACCUCUCCACGCUGGAGAUCCCGAGGCCUCAGGUUGUUGACUAUGGAGAAUAUAGCUGUAAGGCUUCCAACCAGCAUGGCAGUGUAAGCUCUACAGCCCUUUUAACAGUAACUGAAGCACUUCCGCCAACGUUUCUUACCAGACCUGAAUCUAUCACUACUUUUGUGGGCAAAAGUGCCAAGUUCCUGUGUACUGUUUCGGGCACUCCAGUCAUCGACAUCGUCUGGCAGAAAGAUGGCACAACUAUUUCACCUUCAGACCACCACAAGAUCUCCAAAGUAGAAAAUAAACAUGUGUUAGAAAUUUCCCUUCUCACCACCAGUGACAGAGGGGUUUACACUUGCAAAGCUUCUAACAAGUUUGGGGCUGACAUUUGCCAGGCUGAAAUGGUCAUUAUAGACAAGCCACACUUCAUUAAGGUUUUACAGUCAGUGCACUCAGCAGUCAAUAAAAAAAUACGUCUCGAAUGUCAGGUAGAUGAGGACAGGAAAGUAACAGUAGGGUGGACAAAGGAUGGAAACAAAAUCCCUCCAGGCAAAGAUUAUAAGAUUUACUUUGAAGACAAAAUAGCCUCACUUGAGAUUCCUCUGGCUAAGCUCAAAGAUUCCGGCCAUUAUGUGUGCACUGCCUCAAAUGAGGCGGGAAGCAGCUCCUCUUCUGCCAGCGUCACAGUCAGAGAACCACCAUCCUUUGUGAAGAAGGUCGAUCCAUCUUAUUUACUGACCCCAGGUGACUCUGCACGCCUUCAAUGCAAAAUCAAAGGGUCUCCUGAAAUCCAGGUUACUUGGUUCAAGAACAAUAAGGAAAUCCGUGAAAGCAACACACACAGGAUGUCCUUUGUCAAUUCUGUGGCUGUGUUAGAUAUUUUGGAGAUGAAAGUUGAUGACAGUGGGAGCUACUCAUGUGAAGCUAUAAACGAGGUUGGAAGUGACAGCUGCACCACCGAAGUAGUUGUUAAAGAGCCUCCGUCUUUCAUCCGAACACUUGAACCAGCAGAGGUAGUCAAGGGAACAAACACCAUUCUUCAGUGUGAGGUUGCUGGCACUGGACCGUUUGAGAUUAGCUGGUACAAAGACAAGAAACAGAUUCGCAGUAGUAAAAAAUACAGGUUGACCUCUCAGAAAGCUGUUAUUUCUCUGGAGGUGUCUUCAUUUAAUAGUGCGGAUGUCGGUGAAUACGAGUGCGUUGUAGCUAAUGAAGUUGGGAAGUGCAUAUGCAGUGCAACGUACAUCUUGAAAGAACCACCAUCUUUUGUUAAGAAAAUCGAAAAUGUGACAGCUCUGGCUGGGGAUAGUAUUACAUUACAGGCUGUGGUGAAAGGGUCAGAGCCUAUUUCUGUGAUGUGGAUGAAGGGCAAAGACAUUAUUCAAGAUGAUAACAAAGUGAGAGUGACAUUUGAACAUGGUCUAGCAACGCUGCAGAUUACUGGUGUCCAGCUGAGCUCUGGUGGCAAAUAUACUUGCGUGGCUGAGAAUGAUGCAGGAAGUCAGUCCUGCUUUGGUGAACUAGUAGUGAAAGAACCUGCCAAAAUCAUUGAAAAAUCCGAAAUGAUCCAGGUAACAGCAGGGGAACCAGCAAUUUUGGAGUACACUGUCACAGGCACUCCAGAGCUAAAAACCAAAUGGUUCAAAGAUGGAAGGCCGCUACCUGCCAGCAAAAAAUAUAGGAUCAGCUUUAAAAAUAACAUUGCCCAGCUCAAGUUUUAUGCCACUGAAAUGCAGGACAGUGGCGAGUACACCUUUGAGAUAUCCAAUGAUGUGGGCAUCAGCUCUUGUACUACCAGCUUCACUGUGCUAGAUCGCACUCUCCCUCCUUUCUUUACUAAACCACUGAAGAAUAUCGACAGCAUCAUUAACACCUCAUGCCGCCUAGACUGCAAAAUUUCAGGCUCUCUUCCAAUGACCGUCUCUUGGUUUAAGCAGGACACUGAGAUCACUUCAAGUGCCAAGUACACAGUACACUUUGCAGAAGGCUCUGCGUCUUUGGAAAUAAAACACCUAGAUGCAAGUGACGCUGGGGUCUACAUUUGCAGAGCCACAAACUCUGCUGGUAGCAAAGACAGCAGUAGCACUUUGUUUAUAAAAGAGCCACCCAGUUUCACUGUAGAACCAGAGUCCCAAGAUGUACUGCCUGCAUCAACUGUACGUUUCAAAGGCACAUUUAAAGGCACAACACCACUGACGGUGAAAUGGUUUAAAGGUGAUACUGAGCUGGUGACAGGAGGAGCCUGCUACAUUAUGACAGAAGCAUUAGCAAGUUACUUGGAGCUUUACGCGGUCAAACCAACAGACUCAGGAAAAUACACCUGCAAAGUCUCCAAUGUAGCUGGUUCAGUAACAUGCAGUGCAAACUUGUUUGUAAAAGAACCUGCUGCCUUCAAGGAGAAGCUAGAGCCAACCCAUCUGGUAAAGAAAGGUGGAUAUGCUGAGCUGACCUGUGAAGUCACUGGUACUCCUGAGAUUAAAAUCACGUGGUUCAAGGGUGAUAGAGAGCUAAAGGAGAGUGACAAAUACAGGAUGUCUUUUGCAAAAUCCUUGGCAAUACUCCGUCUUACAGAGGUCGAGACUGAAGACAGUGGGGAAUAUGUUUGCGAGGCCAAAAAUGAUGCUGGAAAAGAUAUUUGCAGUAGCAUUGUUACAAUCAAAGAAUCACCUUAUUUUAGCAAGGAGUUUCAAUCCAUGGAAGUCUUGAAGGAUUCUGAUGUGGUUUUGGAGUGUGAGGUGCUUGGCACACCUCCCUUUGAAGUGUUUUGGGUGAAAGAUGAUAAACCCGUGCGGAGCAGUAAGAAGCACAGAAUAAGCAUUGAGAAAUCUUUGAUUAGCCUCCACAUUUUCAGGUUUGAUGCAUCUGAUGUUGGCGAGUAUCAAUGUAGAGUAACAAACGAUGUUGGGAGCUGCCUCUGCAGUUCGGAGGUCACACUGAAAGAGCCCCCACAGUUCUUGAAGAGGAUAGAAAACAUUAGUUCCCUUCGAGGGGGCACGGUUGUGUUUCAGGCUGCUAUUAAAGGCUCCUUGCCCAUCACUGUGUCCUGGCUGAAAGACAAUGAUGAAGUGAUUGAAGACAACAAUAUCAAAAUGACCUUUGUGAACAAUAUUGCCACUCUUCUGGUGAGAUCUAUUGAACUGAAACAUGAUGGGAAAUAUUUCUGUCAGGCUAAAAAUGAGGCGGGAAUUCAGAGGUGUUCUGCUCUGCUGACUGUCAAAGAACCUGCUACAAUCGUGGACAAGGCUGUGUCAAUAGAUGUGACUGAGGGAGAUCCAGCAACCUUGCAGUGUAAAUUUUCAGGAACGAAAGAUAUUACAGCCAAAUGGUUCAAAGACGGCAAGGAACUGACGUUAGGCCCAAAAUAUAAGAUCAGUGUUACAGACACUGUCUCAGUCCUAAAGGUCCUUCAUACAGAAAAGAAAGAUAGUGGGGAAUACAUUUUUGAGGUUCACAAUGAUGUUGGGAGCAGUAGCUGUUCUGCCAGCAUUAACGUCCUAGAUCUCAUUAUACCACCUAAAUUCACCAAAAAGCUCAAGAAAAUGGACAGCAUUAAAGGGUCUUUUGUCCACCUGGAGUGCAUAGUGUCUGGUUCACAUCCUAUAAGUAUCCAGUGGUACAAGGAUGGCCAAGAAAUAACAGCAAGUGAAAAGCACAAAUACUCUUUCCAUGAUAAUACUGCAUUUCUAGAAAUCAAUAAACUGGAAGGCACAGACAGCGGCUCUUACACCUGUGAAGCAACAAAUAAAGCAGGAAGCAACCAAUGCAGUGGAUUCUUAACAGUCAAAGAACCACCAUAUUUUGUGGAAAAACCCCAGUCCCAAGAGGUUGUGCCCAAUGCUAGGGUUCAAUUCAAAGCACUGGUGAAAGGCUCCACUCCUCUGCAGAUCAAGUGGUUUAAAGACAGCCAGGAGCUCCUCUCUGGAGCCAAUCGAUCUGUCUGGAAGGAUGAUACAUCUAGUGUACUGGAGCUCUUCUCAGCUAGGACAUCUGACUCCGGGAACUACACUUGUCAGAUAAGCAAUGAUGUGGGGACUGCAACUUGUAAAGCAGCUCUGUUUGUAAAAGAACCCCCCAGAUUUAUUCAGAUGCCAACUUCUGUAAUAGCUUUGCGUGAAGGGCAGUCCACCACUUUCGAGUGCCAGGUAGUAGGCACACCAGAGAUCCGCGUCACAUGGUACCUGGAUGGGAACGAAGUGACUGACCAAGCUAAGUACAGCAUCUCCUUCAUAGACGGUUUAGCCACUUUGAAAGUCACUCAAGCCAGAGUGUCAGAUAGUGGGAUUUAUGUUUGUGAAGCCCACAAUGACGCAGGUAGUGAGAGCUGCAGCGUCGAGCUGAAAGUAAAAGAGCCUCCAACAUUUGUUCGGGAGUUGAGACCCACCGAGGUAGUGAAGGGUUUGGAGGCCACACUCGAGUGUGAGGUAACUGGUACUCCUCCAUACGAGGUAAAGUGGCUGAAGAACAAUAAGGAGAUGUUCAGCAGCAAGAAAUAUGCCAUGUCCACCAAAGAAUCAGUAUUUACUCUUAAUGUGACUAACUGUGAUGUCUCAGAUGUUGGCGAAUAUCAGUGUAUUAUAUCAAAUGAAGGUGGGAGCUGUUCUUGCAGCACAAGGCUCAGCUUGAAAGAACCGCCAUCCUUUGUCAAGAAGCUGGAGAACGUCACUAGCAUUUUGAAAGGUACUGCAUUCUUCCAGUGCGUUGUAGCAGGUGCUCAACCCUUAUCUGUAUCAUGGAUAAAAGAUGAGAAAAUACUAGAAGAUGAUGAGCACCACCAUAUUACCUUCGAGAACAGCGUGGCCACGCUGAAACUUACCAAUGUUGACCUCAGCCACAGAGGAAGAUACACCUGCCAGGCAAAGAACGAGUCUGGCGUGGAGAAGUGUUUUGCUUUGCUUUUUGUACAAGAGCCUGCACGGAUCAUAGAAAAGGCUAAAUCACUUAAAGUCACUGAAAGAGACCCCGUGACUUUGGAGUGUACUGUGGCUGGGACACCAGAGCUCCGAAUCAGAUGGUACAAAGAUGGCAAACAGCUCCUGCCCAGUAGAUACUAUACAAUGAGCUUUGAAAACAAUGUGGCCAGUUUCAGGAUUGAACCUGUCUCAAAGGAGGACGGUGGUACAUACAGUUUUAAGGUUGAAAAUGACUUUGGAAGUAGCACCUGUGAAGCUGUUCUGACUGUGCUAGAUCAAUCAAUUCCUCCUGCAUUUAUCAAAAAGCUAACCAAAAAGGAUACCGUUCUGGGAUCUUCUAUCCAAAUGGAGUGCAAAGUUUCUGGGUCACUCCCCAUUACUGCAAAAUGGUUUAAGGAUGGAAAAGAGAUAACUGACAGUGCAAAAUAUAGAAGCCUGUGCCAUGAGAAUACUGUGUCACUCGAGAUCGCUAAUCUAGAGCUGGCAGACAGUGCAAAUUACACAUGCAGCGUCUCUAAUGUUGCCGGGAACGAUUCUUGCAGCGCUGUCCUGACUGUGAAAGAGCCACCAAGCUUCUUAGUAAAACCUGAAAGCCAGCAAGCCAUACCAGAUUCCACAGUGGAGUUUAAGGCCACACUAAAAGGAACACCACCCUUUGCAGUAAAGUGGUUCAAAGAAGAUUUAGAACUUGUAUCUGGUCCAACUUGUUUCAUUGGGAUUGAAGGGUCGACUGGGUUCUUAAUCCUCUAUUCAGUGGAUACUUCUAGGAGUGGGCACUACACUUGCCACGUUUCAAAUGACGUUGGCAGUGACUCUUGCACUACAACGUUGAUGGUAACAGAACCACCCAAGUUUGCCAAGAAGCUAGAGGCGGCAAAAGUAGUCAAGCAGGGUGACUCAGCCCGGCUUGAGUGCAAAGUAAGUGGAUCUCCAGAGAUGAAAGUAGUCUGGUUCAGGAAUGACCAUGAAAUUGUUGCCAGUGAAAAAUUCCGGACAUCAUUCAUUGACUCUGUGGCCGUGCUUGAAAUGAAUCAUCUCAGUACUGAUGAAAGCGGUGACUACAUCUGUGAAGCUCACAACCCUGCCGGCAAGGCCAGCUGUAGCACCAAAGUCACAGUGAAAGAACCUCCUGUCUUUAGCAGGAAGCCCUCUCCAGUAGACAUGCUCAAAGGAACUGAGGUUAGCCUGGAAUGUGAGAUUUCGGGAACGCCACCAUUUGAUGUCACCUGGUACAAAGACAGGAGACAAAUCCGCAGUAGUAAGAAGUAUAAGGUUACAGCCAAAAAUUACCAUACAAGUGUUCGCAUUCUUAAUGUUGAGGCUGCAGAUGUUGGUGAAUAUCAGUGCAAAGCACAGAACGACGUAGGAAGUGACACUUGUUUUUGCACCGUGAAGCUCAAAGAACCACCAAAAUUCUUGACUAAAAUAAACAGCAUGACUGUUGUGGUUGGUGAACCAGUAGAGUUACAAGCAAGAGUGGAGGGCUCCCAGCCGAUUUCUGUGCAGUGGCUUAAAGACAAAGAGGAAAUUAUUAGAGAAAGUGAAAACACAAAGAUCACAUUUAUGGAAAAUAUUGCAACUUUACAAUUUGUGCGCACAGAGACAAGCAAUGCUGGAAAAUACAUCUGUCAGAUCAGAAAUGAUGCUGGAAGUCGCGAGUGCAUGGCUACCUUAACUAUUCUAGAGCCUGCAGUCAUUAUAGAGAAAGCAGAGCCAAUGAGAGUUACUAUAGGAGACGCCUGUACUUUGGAGUGCAAAGUGGCAGGCACACCAGAGCUUUCCACUGGCUGGUUCAAGGAUGGCAAAGAGCUGAUCAGCAGCCAAAAAUACAGAAUUACAUUCCUCAAUAAAGUGUCUACACUUAAAAUUAUGGAUGCUGAAAAGGAAGAUGCUGGAUUAUACACUUUUGCAGUGCAGAACGAUGUGGGGAAAAGCAGUUGCACAGCAUCUGUUGAUGUUUUAGAUCGAAUCAUUCCUCCUUCUUUCACAAGAAAACUAAAGGAAACCCCUUGUGUCCUGGGUUCCUCAGCAUUGCUGGAAUGCAAAGUGUCAGGUUCACCUCCUAUUUCCAUUGCCUGGUUCCAAAAUGGACUUAAAUUAGUCAGUGGGGAAAAACAUCAAAUCUCCUUUUCAGAUAACCUAUGUAUUUUAGAAGUGAAUUCACUGAGUAACUCAGAUACUGGAACCUACACCUGCAAAGCUACCAACGUAGCUGGUUCAGAUGAAUGCAGUGCUGUGUUAACUGUACAAGAACCACCGUCUUUUGAGAGGACACCAGAGCCUCUGGAUAUCUUGCCAGGCACAAGCAUCACUCUUACAUGUGUUAUCAGAGGAACCCCUCCUUUUAAGGUGAACUGGUUUAGAGGGGCCAAUGAGCUUGUGCCAGGGGACAAAUGCAAUAUCUACUUGGAGGAUUCCAUUGUGGAGCUUGAGUUGUUUGAUGUAACUCCUCUCCAAAGUGGAGAGUACACUUGUCUAGUGACUAAUGAUGCUGGCAGGGCAAAUUGUACAACACAUCUUACAGUAAAAGAGCCGGCUGUCUUUGUGAAGAAACUGAGCGAUCAGUAUGUGGAGCCUGGCAAGCCCAUCAUCCUGGAAGGCACUUACACAGGCAGCCUGCCCAUCUCUGUGACGUGGAAGAAGAAUGGCCACACCAUCACUCAAUCUCAGAAGUGCAGCAUCACCACCACAGAGAAAUCCUGCAUCCUGGAAAUACUUGACAGCACCAAAGAAGAUGCAGGAGAAUACACUUGCCAUGUUGAAAAUGAGGCAGGGAGAGAUGUUUGUGAGGCUGUAGUCUCUACCCUAGAGCCUCCCUAUUUUGUUACACACUUGGAACCUCUUGAGGUCUCAGUUGGGGAUUACACAACGUUGCAAUGCUGCGUUGCUGGAACACCAGAGAUCACCGUGUCUUGGUAUAAAGGUGACACAAAACUCAGGUCUACUCCUGAAUACAAAGUGUUCUUUAAAGACAACGUUGCUACACUUAUUUUCAACAAAGUGGUUAGCAACGACAGUGGAGAAUAUACCUGCAAGGCAGAAAACAGCGUAGGAACUGCAUCUACAAAGGCUGUCUUAACAGUUCAAGAGCGCAAACGUCCACCUUCCUUUGCAAGAAAAUUAAAGGACAUCGAGCACCCUGUUGGUUUGCCUCUUAAAUUUAUGUGUCGGCUCAAUGGCUCAGAACCCAUUACUGUGACUUGGCAUAAAGAUGGUGUGCUGCUAAGCGAUGACCACAAUGUGCACACAUCCUUUGUAGAUAAUGUUGCAGUGCUGCAACUGGUGCGAACUGAGAUGAAUCAUACUGGGCAGUACUCCUGCACAGCCACCAAUGCUGUGGGCACUGCCACCUCAAGUGCUAGGCUCACAGUGGCAGAACCCAAGCAAGCACCUGUCUUUGACACCAAACCAGAAUCUAUUGAUGUGCCUUUUGGAGAAAGUGCUGACUUUGAAUGCCACGUUACUGGAGCUCAGCCAAUACACAUCACCUGGUCCAAGGAUGGUCGGGAGAUCCGAACUGGAGGAAACUUCAAUAUCACAUUUGUAGCCAAUACAGCUCACCUUCGAGUGCUCAGAGUGGGUAAAGGAGACUCUGGCCAAUAUACUUGCCAAGCUAGUAAUGAAGCUGGGAAAGACUUUUGCUCAGCCCAACUCAGUGUAAAAGAACCUCCCAAGUUCAUCAAGAAGCCUGAAGCUUUGCGGUUCAUCAAGCAGGGGGACACAGUUCAACUUGAAUGUAAAAUCAGUGGCACACCAGAGAUCAGAACCACGUGGUACAAAAAUGACCAGGCACUCCAGGCGAGCAACAGGCUCCACAUGUCCUUUGUAGACUCCGUGGCGAUGUUAACCAUCCUGAGUGCUAACACUGAAGAUGCUGGCGAUUACAUAUGUGAAGCCCAAAACUCUGCCGGCACAGCCAGCUGCAGCACUUCAGUUGCAGUGAAAGAACCACCUGUUUUUAGCAAGGUGCCAAGCCCUGUGGACACGCUUAAAGGCUCAGAUGUUAUCCUCCAGUGUGAGAUAGCAGGGACUCCACCCUUUGAGGUGGCUUGGUUCAAGGACCGGAGGCAGGUCAGGAGCAGCAAGAAGUUCAAGGUGACAGCAAAGCACUCCAUUGCCAGUCUUCAUAUUCUCAAUCUGGAAUCUCAAGAUACUGGAGAAUAUCAAUGCAAAGCUAUGAAUGAGGUGGGAAGCGACACUUGCACCUGUCCAGUGAAAUUCAAAGAACCCCCACGCUUUGCCAAGAAGCUGAGUGACACUGCAAUCUUCGUCGGGGAGCCAACAGCCCUGCAGGCAGUGGUGGAAGGAUCCCCACCGAUUUCUGUUGUCUGGCUCAAGGACAAGGGUGAAGUUAUUAGGGAGAGUGAAAAUGUCCAAAUGUGGUUUAUGGACAACAUUGCAACUCUUGAGAUUGCCAGUGCAGAGGGAGCUGAUGUUGGGAAGUACAUCUGCCAGAUCAAAAAUGAUGCUGGCAUGCGGGAGUGCUCUGCCUUUUUACAAGUCCUAGAACCAGCAGUCAUCUUAGAGAAGACGGAACCGAUCACUGUAAUGGCUGGCAAUCCUUUUACCUUGGAGUGCAAAGUAGGAGGAACACCUGAACUUAUCCCCAAGUGGUACAAAGAUGGCAGAGAACUAAGGAGUGACCGCAAAUACCAAAUUACCUUUUUCAACAAUAUAUCCACUUUGAAAGUCUUUUCUGCAGACAGGGGAGACAGGGGCUUGUACACUUUUGAGGUGCACAAUGAGGUGGGGGACAGCAGCUGCACUUCUUCAGUUGAUGUUUCAGAUCGUCUUGUUCCUCCUUCAUUCUCAAGAAAACUAAAGGAAACAAAUGGGGUGCUGGGAUCUUCAGUGCUUCUGGAGUGCAAAGUGUCUGGCACUUCCCCCAUAUCUGUGGCCUGGUUUCAGGAUGGGAAUGAGAUUGUUAGUGGAGAAAAAUAUGAAAUCUCAUUCUUGGAUAACGUUUGUGCUUUGAAGCUGAAUGCCCUGGAUGUCACUGAUACAGGGCCAUAUACCUGUGUGGCAGCCAAUGUGGCUGGAUCUGAUGAAUGCAGUGCCUUCUUGACUGUACAAGAACCGCCUUCUUUUGUGAAGAUACCUGAUCCCCAGGAAGUUUUGCCUGGAUCAAGUGUAACAUUCACCAGCUACAUCAAGGGCAGCACUCCCUUCAAAGUGACCUGGUUCCGAGGCAUCAGGGAGCUGGUGCCAGACAGCAACUGCUCCAUCUCUCUGGAUGAGUCUGUGGCACAGCUGCAGCUGUACAAUGUGGAGCCAGGCCACAGCGGGGACUAUGCCUGUGUGGUCACAAAUGAUGCUGGCAGUGCCUCAUGUACAACCCAACUCUUUGUGAAAGAGCCUGCAGUCUUUGUGAAGAAAUUAAGUGAUUUCAGUGUGGAGCAGGGGAAGUCCAUUGUGCUGGAAAGCAGCUACAUAGGCACCCCUCCCAUCUCUGUCACCUGGAAAAGAAAUGGCAUGCCUAUUGCUCAGUCUCCACGCUGCAGUGUUACAACUACUGACAAAUCUGGCAUUCUUGAAAUCUUCAACAGCACCAAGAGCGAUGAAGGCGAAUACACCUGUGAGGUGGCAAAUGAGGCGGGUGGAGAUGUUUGCCACAGCCUUGUAUCUAUCUUAGAACCACCCUAUUUUGUCACACACCUGGACCGUGUGGAUGUGAAGGUUGGCGAGCCUUUGAUCUUAAAAUGCCAGAUUGGUGGUGCACCGGAAAUCAAGGUGUCCUGGUAUAAAGAUGACACCAAACUCAGAUCAACACAGGCUUACAAAAUGCACUUCAAGAAUAAUGUGGCAACGCUGGCAUUCUCCACCGUGGAGGAUAGUGACAUUGGAGAAUAUGUCUGCAAAGCGGAAAAUAGCGUUGGCUUCGCCACCUCCACAGCUUUGCUUGUUGUUAAAGAACGUCAACUUCCCCCUACAUUUGCCAGAAAACUGAAAGAUAUUCAGGAGGUGGUUGGUGCCCCAGUGACAUUUGAUUGCCGCAUAAAUGGCUCAGAACCUAUCCAGGUGUCUUGGUACAAGGAUGGGGUCCUCUUAAGUGACAGUGAUAACAUGCAAUCAGCCUUCUUAAAUAAUGUUGCGACUCUCCAGAUCUUGGAAACUACUAUGGCUUACUGUGGCCAGUAUACUUGCUCAGCCCAAAAUGCUCUUGGGACUGCAUCUUCCAGUGCCAAACUUCUCCUCACAGAACACCUACAACCUCCCUUCUUUGACAUCAAGCCAGUAUCUAUUGAUGCGGCGCUAGGGGAAAGUGCAACCUUUAAGUGCCACGUGACUGGCUCGGCCCCCAUGAGGAUUCAUUGGACCAGGGACAACAGAGAGAUCCGCCCAGGCGGCAACUACAAGAUGACGCUGGUGGAAAACACAGCCAGUUUGACAGUCCUAAAAGUCAGUAAAGGGGAUGCUGGACUCUACACAUGUACUGCCAGCAACAGCGUUGGAAAGGACGCGUGCGCAGCUCAACUGGCUGUACAAGAACCACCAAGGUUUAUUAAGAAACUAGACUCCUCAAGACUUGUGAAACAGCAUGAUUCCACUAAGUAUGAAUGCAAAAUAGGUGGAUCUCCAGAAAUCAAAGUCACCUGGUACAAAGGUGAAACCGAGAUCCGCCCCAGUGAAAAAUACAGAAUGUCCUUUGUGGAUUCAGUGGCAGUCAUUGAAAUGCACAACCUCAGUGUGGAAGACAGCGGUGACUACACUUGUGAAGCUCAGAACCCAGCGGGUAGUGCAAGCACCAGUACCUCACUGAAAGUAAAAGCACCCCCCAUUUUUACCAAGAAGCCCCAUCCAGUCCAGACCUUGAAAGGGUCUGAUAUUCACCUGGAAUGUGAGCUUCAGGGCACUCCCCCAUUCCAGAUUUCAUGGUAUAAAGACAAACGAGAAAUUCGGAGCGGCAAGAAGUAUAAGGUCAUGUCCGAGAACUACCUGACUAGUAUUCACAUUCUCAAUGUGGAUACUGCAGAUGUGGGUGAAUAUCACUGUAAAGCUGUAAAUGAUGUGGGAAGUGACUCCUGUAUUGGCUCUGUAACACUAAGAGCACCACCAACCUUUGUGAAGAAGCUGAGUGAUCUCACUGUCGUGGUUGGGGAGUCGAUUGAACUGCAGGCUGCAGUAGAAGGAUCACAGCCCAUUUCUGUUCUAUGGUUAAAAGACAAAGGGGAAAUCAUUAGAGAAAGUGAUAAUCUUUGGAUCUCCUACUCAGAAAACAUCGCAACUCUUCAGAUUGGAAAUGUGGAGCCAGCCAAUGCUGGGAAAUACAGUUGUCAGAUAAAAAAUGAUGCUGGAGUUCAGGAAUGCUUUGCCAUGCUGAGAGUGCUAGAACCUGCAGUCAUUGUAGAGAAGCCAGGUCCAGUCAAAGUUACAGCUGGAGACUCUUGUACUCUGGAAUGCACAGUAGACGGCACACCAGAGCUUACUGCUAGGUGGUUUAAGGAUGGGAAUGAACUGUCCACUGACCAUAAACAUAAAAUCAGUUUCUUCAACAAAGUAUCUGGGCUUAAGAUCCUCAAUGCAGGACUAGAAGACAGUGGAGAAUAUACUUUUGAGGUGAAAAACAGUGUUGGUAAAAGCAGCUGCACAGCUUCAGUUCAUGUUUCAGAUCGUAUUAUACCUCCUUCUUUCACAAGAAAACUGAAAGAGACAUAUGGUCAGCUGGGUUCUUCUGCUGUACUGGAGUGCAAAGUUUAUGGGUCGCCACCUAUUCAGGUUUCCUGGUUUCAUGAUGGACAGGAGAUUACCAGUGGAGAAAAGUAUCAGGCUACUCUUACAGACAAUACCUGUUCUCUGAAAGUGAAUGGACUUCAGGAAUCUGAUAUGGGAACUUAUUUGUGCACAGCUACUAAUGUAGCUGGGUCUGAUGAAUGCAGCGCAUUUUUGAAUGUUAGAGAACCACCGUCUUUUGUGAAGAAGCCUGAACCACUGAAUGUUUUAUCUGGGGCAAACAUAACCUUUACCAGUAUCAUAAAAGGCUCCUCUCCAUUGGAAGUUAAAUGGUUUAGAGGUAGUGUUGAGCUAGUACCAGGACACAGAUGCAAUAUCACCUUGCAAGAUUCAAUUGCAGAACUGGAGCUGUUCGAUGUAAAUCCACUUCAGAGUGGAGACUACACCUGCCAGGUCUCUAAUGAGGCAGGGAAGAUUUCUUGCACAACACAUCUUUUUGUCAAAGAACCAGCCAAAUUUGUGAAGAAGGUGAACAAUUUAAGUGUAGAGAAAGGGAAAAAUUUAAUCUUGGAAUGCACAUAUACAGGUACUCCACCAAUUUCAGUGACAUGGAAGAAAAAUGGAGUAAAAAUAAUGCACUCUGAAAAGUGUAGCAUCACCACUACAGAAACAUCUGCCAUACUGGAAAUCCCUAGUAGCAAACUGGAAGAUCAGGGGCAAUAUUCUUGUCAUAUUGAAAAUGAUUCUGGACAAGAUAAUUGUCAUGGUGCUAUCACAAUACUAGAACCACCUUACUUCAUUACACCCUUGGAGCCGGUGCAGGUGACUGUUGGUGAUUCUGCAUCCUUACAGUGCCAGGUUGCUGGAACACCAGAAAUGAUUGUGUCAUGGUACAAGGGCGAUACAAAGCUGAGAGGAACUGCUACGGUGAAGAUGCACUUUAAGAACCAAGUUGCCACUCUGGUUUUCAGCCAGGUAGACAGUAGUGACAGUGGGGAGUACAUCUGCAAAGUAGAAAACACUGUUGGGGAGGCUGCUUCAUCAUCUUUGCUGACAGUUCAAGAGCGUAAACUUCCUCCUUCUUUUACACGAAAAUUAAGAGAUGUUCAUGAAACUGUUGGCUUACCAGUUACAUUUGAUUGCGGCAUUGCUGGUUCAGAACCUAUUGAAGUAUCUUGGUUUAAAGACGGUGUACGUGUAAAAGAGGACUACAAUGUCCACACAUCCUUCGUAGAUAAUGUAGCAACUCUCCAGAUUUUGAAGACAGAUAGGAGGCUUACUGGGCAAUAUACCUGCACAGCUACCAAUGCAAUUGGGACUGCUUCUUCUAGCGGCAGGCUUGUCCUUACAGAAGGGAAGACUCCUCCGUUCUUUGACAUCCCAAUUACACCUGUGGAUGGUAUUAUUGGAGAAAGUGCUGACUUUGAGUGUCAUGUUUCUGGAACACAGCCUAUUAGAGUCACUUGGGCAAAAGAUAACCAAGAGAUUAGAACAGGAAGAAACUAUCAGAUCAGUUAUGUAGACAACACAGCCCACUUGACCAUCUUGAGAGUUGACAGGGGAGAUGUUGGAAAGUAUACAUGCUAUGCUAGCAAUGAAGUUGGAAAGGACUCUUGCACAGCUCAACUGUCUGUUAAAGAACGAAAAACACCACCAACUUUUACUAAGAAACUGUCUGAAGCAGUAGAAGAAACAGAAGGGAAUGAACUUAGACUUGAGGGCCGUGUUUCUGGCUCUCAGCCUUUGACUGUUGCUUGGUAUAAAAACAAUCAGGAAGUUCAUUCAAGCCCUCAUUGUGAAAUAUCUUUCAAAAACAAUACCUUACUUUUGCAUAUAAGGAGUGUAGAGCAAUCAGAUGCUGGUUUAUAUACCUGUAAAGUGUCCAAUGAAGCAGGAAGCGUGUUGUGUACAUCUUCUAUUGUUAUCGGAGAACCUAAACAGCCUCCAGUUUUUGACCAUCCUCUUCAGCCAGCAGCAGUAGAGGAAGGUGAUACCCUACAGCUCAGCUGCCACGUCCAAGGAUCACAGCCAAUCCGGAUUCAGUGGCUGAAGGCAGGGAGAGAAAUAAGAGCUUCAGACAGAUGCAACUUCAGCUUUUCUAAUGGAGUAGCUUUUCUGGAACUUGCUGCAGUUACCAAAUCCGAUUCAGGAGAAUAUGUAUGCAAAGCGUCAAAUGCAGCUGGAACUGAUACUUGCAAAUCUAAAGUGACAGUUAAAGAAAAACCAGCAGCUGCACCAGCAGCUAAGAAAGCAGAAGUGGAAGGAAAACUUUAUUUUGUGUCAGAGCCUCAGAGUAUCAAAGUCAUGGAAAAGACUGUUGCAACGUUUGUUGCAAAAGUUGGAGGAGACCCAAUUCCAAAUGUUAAAUGGCUGAAGGGAAAAUGGAGGCAACUCAACCAGGGUGGUCGUGUUAUAAUCCAGCAGAGAGGAGAUGAAGCCAAACUACAAAUAAAGGAUGCAAUCAAAACUGAUUCUGGCAUGUACAAAUGUGUAGCUUUUAACCAGCAUGGUGAAAUUGAGAGGAGUGUAAACCUACAAGUUGAAGAAAGGAAGAAAGAAGUUGUUGAAGGGGAUUUCAGGGCAAAACUAAAAAGCACUCCAACAAAAAGGAAGGAAGAAGAGGAAGAGCAACCUAUUGAUAUCUUGGAACUUCUCAAAAACGUAGAUCCCAAAGAAUAUGAGAAAUAUGCUCGCAUGUAUGGAAUUACAGAUUUCCGUGGCCUCCUGCAAGCCUUUGAGUUACUAAAGCAAACGCAAGCAGAAGAAAGCCAUAGACUGGAAAUUGAGCUCACAGAAAAAGCUCGAAGAGAAGAUCAGGAGUUUGAUGAACUUGUAGCUUUUAUUCAGCAACGACUCUCACAGACGGAGCCUAUUACUCUGAUCAAAGACAUUGAAAAUCAGAUGGUUUUAACAGAUGAGGAUGCUGUCUUUGAAUGUGAGAUUAAAAUUAACUACCCAGAAAUUAAACUUUCAUGGUACAAGGGAACCCAGAAACUGGACUCCAAUGACAAAUAUGAAAUUAGAAUUGAAGGCGAUCGCCAUAUACUGAGAAUCAGGAACUGCCAACUUGAAGAUCAGGGAAAUUUCAGAAUAGUGUGUGGACCACAUAUUGCCAGUGCCAGGCUAACUGUGAUCGAACCUGCAGUUGAACGGCAUCUUCAUGACACUACUUUCAAGGAAGGAAAAACUUGCACGCUGUCUUGUCAGUUCUCUAUCCCAAAUGCCAAGUCUCAGUGGUAUAGAAAUGGGAGACCCAUUAAGAUAGGAGGGCGAUAUUCAACACAAGUCUCUGACAAAGUACACAAACUCAUCAUCAAGGAUCUUAGAACAGAAGACCAGGGACAGUAUACCUGCAAGCUUGACAAUCUAGAAACAACUGCAGAUCUGGCCAUUGAAGCGGAACCAAUUCAAUUCACAAAGAGCAUACAGAACAUUGUAGUGAGUGAACACCAGUCUGCAACCUUUGAGUGUGAGGUGUCUUUUGAUGAUGCAGUUGUGACAUGGUAUAAAGGCCCCAAUGAACUGAGAGAGAGUCCCAAGUACAGCUUCAGAAGUGAAGGUCGUUGUCAUUAUAUGACUAUUCACAAUGUUACUGCAGAAGAUGAAGGUGUAUAUUCUGUAAUUGCUCGUCUUGAACCAAGAGGAGAAGCAAGAAGCACUGCAGAGCUCUAUCUAGUAACCAAAGAAAUCAAACUGGAGUUGAAGCCACCAGAUGUUCCUGAUGCCAAGGUUGCUGUUCCACCUCAAAAACCAGCUGAAGCUGCCCCUAUUCCUAUUCUUCUGCCUCUUAUUCCACCACCAGAGGAGAAAAAGCCAGCAGAAAAAAAGGUUCCAGUGAAGAAAGUCUCCAAAAAGGUGGUUAAAAAAGUUCCUGAAGAAGUCCCACCACCUAAAGUUCCUGAGGUGCUGCCAGAGAAGCCCAAAGAGGUCAAAAUAACAUCCAUGGCAAGGAGAGAAGAAAUUUAUGAAGAAAAGAAGGAAAUCUAUGAAGAGCCCAAAGAAACUUAUGAAGAAUGGGAAGAAGAUUAUGGAGAAGACCAUGACUAUUAUGUCAAGGAAGAAGGCUAUGAUGAAGGAGAAGAGGAAUGGGAAGAAGCUUAUGAGAAAAGAGAAGUGACUUAUGAAGAAAAACGAGUCAUUCAUGAAGAAGAAGUGGUUGAAGUUCCUAAGAGGCCUGUGCCUGAGCGAAAACCACCAGCAAUUACAGCUGAAAAGAAGGAAAAGAAAGAAGUAACAGUUCGUAAAGUGCCAGAGCUGCCCAAGAAAAUUCCAGAAGAGAAAGUACCCACUGCUGUGCCUAGAAAACCGGAACCACCACCAGCCAAAGUGCCAGAAGUGCCCAAGAAAGUCCCAGAUGAGAAAAUAUCCGUUGCAGAGCCUAAAAAACCAGCAGUUCCACCAGCUAAAGUCCCUGAGGUACCAAAGAAAGUGGUCACAGAAGAGGUUUCAGUUAAAGUACCAAAGAAACCAGAACCCCCACCAACUAAAGUGCCUGAGGUGCCCAAGAAAGUGAUUUCAGAAGAAAAAGUGCAUAUUGAAGUUCCUAAAAAACCAGAACCUCCACCACCUAAAGUUCUUAAAAAGAAAUCAGAAGAGGAAGAACCUAAACCAGAAAAAGAACCUAAACCAGAAGUUAAACCAGUACCUACACCAGUAGAAAAAAUUAAGAAACCUGAAGUCCCAGAAGUUCCUAAGAAGAAAAUUGAGAUACCUGUCAUUAAAAAAGAGGAGAAACAUGUGCCUGAACCACCAAAAGAACCUAAGCAAGCAGCUAUCCCAGCUCCUGGGCUUGAACCUAAACCUGCAGUAGUUCUAAAAUCUCCAAAACCAGUAGCAGAACCAGCACCCGCUGUUACUACUCCAGUGACAGUCCCAGUGGUUGGAAAGAAAGCAGAGGCCAAGACACCAAAAGAAGAAACUCCGAAGGGUAUCAGUCCAGUCAAAGCCAAGAAGACACCUUCACCAGCAGAUGCAGAAAGAAGGAAACUCAGGCCAGGCAGUGGUGGUGAAAAACCUCCUGAAGAGCCUCCAUUCACUUACCAACUCAAGGCUGUACCACUGAAGUUUGUCAAGGAGAUGAAAGAUAUAGUGCUAACAGAAGCUGAAUCUGUUGGGUCUUCCGCAAUCUUUGAAGUCCUUAUUUCACCAUCUACUGCAAUUACCAGCUGGAUGAAAGAUGGAAGUAACAUCCGAGAGAGCCCAAAACACAAGUUUAUUGCUGAUGGCAAAGAUAGGAAGCUGCAUAUUAUUGAUGUCCAGCUGUCAGAUGCUGGUGAAUAUACUUGUGUAUUGCGACUGGGAAACAAAGAGAAGACCUCUACAGCCAAACUCAUUGUUGAAGCACUCCCAGUGCGGUUUGUGAAAACUCUUGAAGAAGAAGUCACUGUGGUUAAAAGUCAGCCACUGUACUUGACAUGUGAGCUUAACAAAGAAAGAAAUGUGAUCUGGAGGAAGGAUGGGAAGAUCAUCAAAGACAAGCCUGGGAAAUUUGCUCUGGGCAUUAUUGGUUUGUCACAUUCCCUCACGAUCAUUGAUUCAGAUGAUGCUGAUGCUGGCACUUACAGUGUUACCGUGGAAGACACUGAGCUGUCAUGCUCAUCUUGUGUUAAGGUAGUAGAAGUGAUAAGAGACUGGUUAGUAAAACCCAUAAGAGACCAGCAUGUGAAACCAAAAGGGACAGCUACUUUCACCUGUGAUAUUGUCAAGGAUACACAAAACUUUAAAUGGUUUAAAAUUUUCCUGAAAAUCAAGAAUGCUGGCCCUGAUGAUAUUGGGGAAUAUUCAGUGGAGGUUGAAGGUCGCAGAUACCCAGCUAAACUGACCCUUGGUGACCGUGAGGUUGAACUUCUGAAGCCAUUAGAGGAUGUUACAGUUUAUGAGAAAGAAACAGCAAACUUUGAUACAGAAAUAUCUGAGGAUGAUAUUCCUGGUGAAUGGAAGCUGAAAGGAGAAAUCCUGAGACCCUCACCUACAUGUGAAAUCAAAGCUGAAGGAGGAAAGCGUUUCCUAACCUUGCAUAAAGUCAAGUUAGAGCAAGCUGGUGAAGUCCUUUUCCAGGCACUUAAUGCAGUUACUGCAGCUAUCCUGACAGUGAAAGAAAUUGAACUGGACUUUGCUGUGCCCCUAAAAGAUGUUACUGUCCCUGAGAGGCGCCAAGCAAGGUUCGAAUGUGUCCUUACCAGAGAAGCCAAUGUUAUAUGGUCUAAGGGCACUGAUAUAAUCAAGAUUGGAGACAAAUUUGACAUCAUUGCAGAUGGAAAGAAGCAUAUUCUUAUAAUCAAUGAUUCUCAGUUUGAUGAUGAGGGAGAAUACACUGCUGAAGUUGAUGGCAAGAAGAGCACAGCAAGACUGUUUGUGGAAGGUGUGAGGUUGAAGUUCAUCUCACCUCUUCAGGAUCAAACAGUGAAAGAAGGGGAAACAGCUCACUUCCAGUUUGAGGUUUCUCAUGAAGACAUGCCAGUGAAAUGGUACAAAAAUGACAAGAGACUGCACACAAGCAGAACGGUUUUUAUGACUUCAGAAGGCAAAGUUCAUAGACUAGAAAUGAGAGAAGUAACACUUGAUGAUAUCUCUGAAAUAAAGGCCGUAGUCAAGGAUUUGAACACACAAGCAAACCUCAAAGUCCUAGAGGCCGAUCCAUAUUUCACUGUGAAAUUACAAGACUACAGUGCUGUGGAGAAAGAUGAUAUUAUUCUGGAGUGUGAACUUAGCAAAGAUGUGCCAGUAAAAUGGUACAAAGAUGGUGAAGAAUUAGUAGCUUCCAACAGAAUUUCCAUAAAAACAGAUGGCUUGCGCCGUAUCCUGAAGAUCAAGAAGGCUGCAGAGAGUGACAAGGGUGUUUAUGAGUGUGACUGUGGAACUGACAAGACAAGUGCUAAUGUCAGCGUUGAGCCUCGCUUAAUUAAAGUGGAACGCCCACUGUAUGGAGUGGAAGUAUUCGUAGGUGAAACAGCACGUUUUGAAAUUGAAAUUUCUGAGCCUGAUGUCCAUCCUAUAUGGAAGCUAAAGGGAGAAACCCUAACACCUUCGCCUGACUGUGAAAUCAUUGAAGACGGGAAGAAACAUGCUCUUGUCCUUCAUAACUGCAAACUUGAUAUGACUGGAGAAGUGUCUUUCCAAGCUGCUAACGCUAAAAGUGCUGCUAAUCUGAAAGUGAAAGAAUUGCCUCUCAUCUUUAUCACUCCACUGAGUGAUGUGAAGGUCUUCGAGAAGGAUGAAGCCAAGUUUGAAUGUGAGGUGUCCAGAGAACCCAAGACUUUCCGCUGGUUGAAAGGAACACAAGAGAUCACUUCUGAUGAAAGAUUUGAAGUUAUUUCAGAUGGAACAAAGCAUUCUCUGAUUAUUAAAUCUGUUGCAUUUGAGGAUGAAGCUAAAUAUAUGUUUGAAGCUGAGGAUAAGACAACAAGUGCCAAGCUAAUUAUUGAAGGUAUCCGCCUCAAAUUCAUUACUCCUCUCAAGGAUGUAACCAAAAAGGAGCGAGAAACUGCAGUGUUCACUGUGGAACUCUCUCAUGAAAAUAUCCCUGUUGUCUGGUUCAAGAAUGACCAACGAUUACAUACCAGCAAAGUGGUUUCAAUGACAGACGAUGGCAAAUUCCAUACACUCACAAUCAAAGAUCUUACUAUUGAUGAUACUUCUCAGAUUAGAGUGGAAGCUAUGGGCAAGUCCUCAGAAGCUAAACUCACUGUUCUUGAGGGAGACCCUUACUUCACCGGGAAGCUGCAGGAUUACACUGCUGUAGAGAAAGAUGAAGUAAUCUUACAAUGUGAAAUCAGUAAAGCAGAUGCACCAGUGAAAUGGAUGAAGGAUGGCAAACCAAUUACUCCCUCAAAGAAUGUUGUUAUUAAGGCUGAUGGCAAAAAGAGAAUCCUUAUCCUCAAGAAAGCUUUGAAGAAAGACAUUGGACAGUACACUUGUGACUGUGGUACUGAUCAAACAUCUGCUAAACUCAAUAUUGAAGACCGGGAUAUUGAGAUUAUACGUCCACUAUACAGUGUGGAGGUGAUUGAGACAGAGACUGCCCGUUUUGACAUUGAAAUCUCUGAGGAAGGUGUCCAUGGAAAUUGGAAGCUAAAAGGAGAACCCCUGACUGAAUCAGCUGAAUGUGAAAUCAAGGAGGAAGGCAAAAAGCACUUCCUUACACUGUACAAUGUACGCUUAGAUCAAGCUGGCGGAGUAGAUUUCCAAGCAGCAAAUGCCAAAUCUGGUGCUCACCUUCGAGUGAAACCUCGAGUAAUUGGCUUGCUGAGACCACUCAAGGAUGUAACAGUGACAGCUGGGGAAUCAGCAACCUUCGAUUGUGAACUCUCGUAUGAAGGAAUCCCAGUGGAGUGGUUCCUGCAAGGAAAGAAACUGGAGCCCAGUGAUAAGGUUAUGACACGUGCUGAAGGGAGAGUUCACACACUUAUUCUGAGAGACGUCAAGUUAACGGAUGCGGGAGAGGUAUCACUGACAGCAAAAGAUUUCAGAACUCAAGCAAAUCUUUUUGUGAAAGAACCCCCAGUUGAAUUCACUAAACCACUUGAGGACCAGACUGUUGAAGAGGAGGCCACUGCAGUACUGGAAUGUGAAGUUUCCAGGGAAAAUGCAAAAGUUAAAUGGUUCAAAAAUGGAGAAGAAAUUCACAAAACGAAGAAGUACGAUAUCAUUUCUGAUGGCAGAGUCAGAAAACUCAUUAUCCAUGGCUGCACACUGGAUGAUGCAAAAACAUAUACCUGUGAUGCUAAGGAUUUUAAGACAUCAUGUUUUCUCAAUGUAGAACCGAUUCGUGUUGAGUUCCUGAAACCCCUAACUGACCUUGAAGUUAAAGAAAAAGAAUCUGCUCGGUUUGAAUGUGAAAUUUCUCGUCCAGGUGUCAAGGUGAAGUGGUUUAAGGAUGGCAUUGAAAUUAGGAAAGGGAAAAAGUAUGACAUCAUUUCCAAAGGUGCAGAACGCAUUCUUGUUGUCAGUAAAUGUGUCUUUGAUGAUGAAGCUGAAUACGCCUGUGAAGCAAAAACAGCUCGAACUUCAGGCUUACUUACAGUGAUAGAGGAAGAGGCUGUUUUCACAAAAAAUCUUCCUGAUCUUGAAGUAAAUGAAAAUGACACUGUAAAAUUCAUCUGUGAAGUUUCAAAGCCUAAUGCUGAAGUUGCUUGGUUUAAAGGAGAUGAGGAGGUGCCUGAUGGUGGUAGAUUUGAACACAUUUCUGAUGGCCGAAAGAGAAUUCUUCUCAUACGUAAUGCUCAUCCUGAAGAUGCUGGCAAAUAUACUUGCAAGCUCCCAAGCUCUAGUACCUCAGGAAAACUUACUGUACAUGAACUUGCAGCAGAAUUUCUUACCAGACCACAAAAUCUUGAGGUGCUUGAAGGAGACAAAGCUGAAUUUGUCUGUUCUGUAUCCAAAGAGGCAAUUGCAGUACAGUGGCUGAGGGGUGACACAGUCCUGGAGGCUGGUGAUAAGUACGACAUCAUUUCAGAUGGCAAAAAGAGAACACUUGUGGUUAAAGACUCUAUUCUAGGAGACGCGGGAAAGUAUACUGUCAUGGUUGGUGAAGCUAAAGCUACGGCACGCUUAACAGUGAUUGAAAAACUCAGGAUUAUAACUCCCCUUAAGGACCAAGAAGUUAAUGAGGGUCAAGAAAUUAUCUUCAACUGUGAAGUCAAUAAAGAAGGUGCCAAAGAGAAGUGGUACAAAAAUGAUGAGGCAAUAUUUGAUAGUGCAAAAUACAUUAUUGUCCAGAAGGAUUUAGUCUACACUCUCAGAAUCAGAGAUGCACAGUUGAAAGAUCAAGCAACCUAUACCAUUUCACUGUCAAACCAGAGGCAUGAACAUGUCAAAAGUUCUGCUGCCUUAACAGUAUUAGAGGAGGAUCUCAGAAUAGUUGAGCCUCUUGAAGACAUUGAGACCAUGGAAAAGAAAACUGUCACAUUCUGGUGCAAAGUCAACCGCCUUAAUGCAACCCUCAAAUGGACAAAGAAUGGUGAAGAGAUCACAUUCAACAAACGCAUUUUGUACAAAAUUGAUAAAUACAAACACUCACUCAUCAUUAAAGACUGUGGGUUUAUAGAUGAAGGUGAAUACACUGUUACUGCUGGACAAGACAAAUCUGUCGCAGAGCUUCUCAUCACAGAAGCACCAGCAGACUUCAUUGAACAUCUCCGGGACCAGACCGUCACUGAAUUUGAUGAUGCUGUCUUUACAUGCCAGCUUUCCAAAGAGAAAGCCAGUGUAAGAUGGUACAGAAAUGGAAGAGAAAUCAAAGAAGGCAAAAAAUACCAGUUUGAAAAGGAUGGAAAUCUGCACAGAUUAAUCAUAAAAGACUGUAGACUAGAUGAUGAGUGUGAAUAUUCCUGUGGAGUGGAUGACAGGAAAUCUAGGGCAAGACUUUUUGUUGAAGAAAUCCCUGUUGAGAUCAUCCGACCACCACAAGAUAUUUAUGAAGCUCCUGGUGCAGAUGUCAUUUUCACGGCAGAGCUGAACAAAGAUGGUGUGGAGGUCAAGUGGUUGAGAAACAACAUGAUUAUUGUCCAAGGUGACAAACAUCAGAUGAUGAGUGAAGGAAAGGUCCACAGGCUGCAGGUGUGUGAGAUAAAGCCACGGGACCAAGGGGAAUACAGAUUUAUUGCCAAAGAUAAGGAAGCUAGAGCUAAGCUUGAAUUAGCUGCUGCACCUAGAAUCAAGACUGGUGAUCAAAACCUUGUGGUUGAUGUUGGGAAGCCUUUAACUAUGACUGUUCCAUAUGAUGCCUACCCAAGAGCAGAAGCUGAAUGGUUGAAAGGGGAAGAAAGUCUGCCCACAACAACUGUUGAUACAACAACUGACUGCACUACCUUCAAAAUUUAUGAAGCAAAGAAAUCAGAUAAGGGAAGGUACAAGGUUAUACUUCGAAACAAACAUGGCCAGGCAGAAGCAUUCAUCAAUGUAGAGGUCAUUGAUGUUCCGGGUCCAGUUAGAAACUUGGAAGUCACUGAAACUUAUGAUGGUGAAGUUGGCCUCGCCUGGCAAGAACCAGAAACUGAUGGUGGAAGUAAAAUAAUAGGCUACGUCAUUGAAAGACGUGAUAUCAAGCGUAAAACCUGGAUUAUGGCCACUGAUCGUGCUGAAAACUGUGAAUACACUGUUACUGGACUUCAAAAAGGAGGAGUUGAGUACCUCUUCCGAGUUAGUGCUCGGAACAGAGUGGGCACGGGUGAGCCAGUGGAAACAGAGAGACCUGUGGAAGCUAGGAGCAAAUUUGAAGUUCCUGGUCCUCCUCAAAAUGUAGAAGUUACGGAUGUGAACAGGUUUGGAGCUACACUUACCUGGGAACCACCUGAGUAUGAUGGAGGAUCUCCAAUUACUGGCUAUGUUGUUGAACUGCGUAACAGAGCGUCCAUCAAAUGGGAGCCAACUAUGACCACCGGAGCUGAUGAACUCUCAGCUGUCCUGACUGAUGUUGUGGAAAAUGAAGAAUAUUUCUUCAGAGUAAGAGCUCAAAACAUGGUUGGAGUUGGCAAACCAAGUCCUGCUACACGUGCAGUAAAAAUUAUGGACCCAAUUGAGAGACCAAGUCCUCCCAUUAACCUUGACCAUUCAGAUCAAACUAAGUCAUCAGUGCAGCUCACAUGGGAACCUCCUCUCAAAGAUGGAGGAAGUCCAGUCCUAGGCUAUAUUGUUGAAAGGCAAGAAGAAGGAACAGACAAGUGGAUUCGCUGUAACCCCAAACUAGUACCUGCUCUUACUUUUAAGGUAACUGGAUUGAAACCAGGAUCCAGUUAUUACUACAGAGUCUCAGCAGAAAAUGCAGCUGGUGUGUCUGACCCAGCAGAGGCUAUUGGGCCAUUAACUGCAGAUGACACUUUUGUUGGACCCACAAUGGACCUAAGUGCUUUUAAAGAUGGGCUGGAAGUUAUUGUUCCUGAGCCAAUCAAGAUCCGUGUUCCUAUCACUGGAUACCCUGUACCAACUGCCACAUGGUCUUUUGGUGACCAAGUCUUAGAAGAGGGUGGUCGUGUAACAAUGAAGACCACUGCCUCCUUUGCAGAACUUGUAAUUACUCCAAGUGAACGUCCAGACAAGGGAAUUUAUUCCUUAACAUUAGAAAACCCUGUGUCAUCUGUUUCUGGAGAAAUUGAUGUUAAUGUCAUUGCUCGUCCAAGUGCACCAAGAGAACUUAAAGUUUUAGACAUAAUUAAGAACACAGUACAGCUAUCAUGGGAACCUCCAGAAGAUGAUGGUGGAAGUCCAGUUACUGGCUAUAUAAUUGAAAAACGUGAAGUAAGCCGGAAAACAUGGAACAAAGUUAUGGAUCAUGUUGUUGACCAAGAGUUCACUGUACCUGACCUCAUCCAAGGAAAAGAAUAUUUAUUUAGAGUUUCUGCAUGCAAUAAAUGUGGCCCAGGAGAACCUGCAUAUAUUGAUGAACCUGUAAAUAUGUCAGCACCAGCAACGGUGCCCGAUCCACCAGAGAAUGUUAAAUGGAGAAAUCCAACAUCAAAAGGAAUCUUCCUAACAUGGGAGCCUCCCAAAUAUGAUGGUGGUGCCCGCAUUAAGGGUUAUCUGGUAGAAAAAUCCCAGCGUGGCACAGACAAGUGGGAGAUAUGUGGGGAGCCCGUUGUUGAAACAAAAAUGGAAGUGACAAAACUCAAGGAAGGAGAGUGGUAUUCAUAUCGGGUUAAGGCUUUGAACAGAAUAGGAGCUAGCAAGCCAAGUAAGCCAACAGAUGAUAUCCAGGCCAUUGAUGCAAAAGAGGCUCCAGAAAUUUUCUUAGAUGUGAAGCUUCUUGCUGGACUUACCGUGAAAGCUGGAACUAAAAUUGAGUUGCCAGCUAAAGUAACUGGAAAACCUGAGCCCCAGAUUACUUGGACCAAGGCUGACAAAAUUUUGAGACCUGAUGACAGAAUCACCAUUGAAACCAAACCUAAUCAUUCUACAGUCACUAUUACAGACAGCAAGAGGAGUGACAGUGGAACCUAUAUUAUAGAAGCUGUAAAUUCUAGUGGACGUGCUACUGCUGUUGUUGAAGUUAAUGUUCUUGAUAAACCUGGCCCGCCAGCUGCAUUUGAUGUAUCAGAAAUCACAAAUGAAUCCUGCCUUCUGACAUGGAAUCCUCCACGAGAUGAUGGGGGUUCUAAAAUUACCAACUAUGUCCUUGAGAAAAGAGCUACAGACAGUGAAAUAUGGCACAAGUUGUCAUCAACUAUUAAGGAUACAAAUUUCAGAGCCACCAAUUUAACUCCUCAUAAAGAAUAUGUGUUCCGAGUCAGUGCUGAGAACAUGUAUGGUAUUGGGGAGCCAGCACAGUGUAGCCCCAUCAUUGCAAAAUAUUCAUUUGAUCCACCAGGCCCUCCAACAGGUCUCAAACCUACAGAGAUCACUAAAGAUUCAGUCACCUUAACAUGGAAUGAACCAGAUGAAGAUGGUGGCAGCCCCAUAACUGGCUACUGGGUUGAAAGAUAUGAUCCUGAGCAAGAUAAAUGGAUAAAAUGCAAUAAAAUGCCAGUAAAAGAUACAACAUUCAAGGUUAAAGGUCUUACAAAUAAGAAGAAAUAUAAGUUCCGUGUCUUGGCAGAGAAUCUUGCAGGACCUGGAAAACCAAGCAAGGAAACAGAACCAAUCUUAGUGAAAGACCCAAUCGAUCCACCAUGGCCUCCUGGAAAGCCAACUGUGAAAGAUGUUGGCAAGACAUCGUUAUUCCUGAACUGGACAAAGCCAGAACAUGAUGGAGGGGCAAAGAUCGAAUCUUAUGUCAUUGAACUAUUAAAGACUGGAACAGACGAGUGGGUGAGAGUAGCUGAAGGAGUUCCCACAACUGAACACUUCCUCAAAGGGCUUAUGGAGAAACAAGAAUACUCAUUCCGUGUAAGAGCUGUGAACAAGGCUGGCGAGAGUGAGCCCAGUGAACCCAGUGAUCCUGUGCUGUGCAAGGAGAGGCUUUAUCCUCCUUCACCACCUCGGUGGCUUGAGGUUAUUAAUAUUACUAAAAACACAGCAGACCUUAAAUGGACAGUACCAGAAAAAGAUGGUGGUUCCCCAAUUACCAACUAUAUUGUUGAAAAGAGAGAUGUAAGGCGAAAAGGCUGGCAGACAGUUGAUACAACAGUGAAAGAUACCAAGUACACAGUGAGCCCACUGACUGAAGGGUCAUUGUAUGUGUUCCGCGUGGCUGCAGAAAAUGCCAUUGGACAGAGUGACUAUUGUGAAAUUGAAGAUUCAGUGCUUGCCAAAGAUACUUUCACAACCCCUGGGCCUCCAUAUGCUCUUACGAUAGUUGAAGUGACAAAAGGUCAUGUUGAUUUGAAAUGGGAACCACCUAAAAAUGAUGGUGGCAGACCAAUUCAAAGAUAUGUUAUUGAAAAGAAAGAAAAACUAGCCACUCGCUGGGUAAAAGCUGGCAAGACAGCUGGUCCAGACUGCAAUUUCAGAGUGACUGAUGUCAUUGAAGGUACAGAUGUACAGUUCCAGGUUCGUGCAGAAAAUGAAGCUGGCUGUGGUCAUCCCAGUGAACCAACAGACCUCAUUCAUAUUGAGGAUCCAACAAGCCCUCCUUCACCUCCUCAGGAUUUACAUGUCACAGAUGCAGGUCGAAAGCACAUUUGCAUUGCAUGGAAACCUCCUGAGAAGAACGGUGGAAGCCCUAUUAUUGGGUAUAAUGUUGAGAUGUGUGAAGCAGGAACAGAAAAAUGGAUGAGAAUCAAUUCUCGUCCAAUAAAAGACCUAAAAUGUAAAGUGGAGGAAGGUGUUGUUCCAGACAAGGAAUAUGUGCUGAGAGUCAGAGCUGUCAAUGCUGUUGGAGCUAGUGAGCCAUCAGACAUCUCAGAAAAAGUUGUUGCCAAGGACCCAGACUGUAAUCCAACCAUUGAUCUAAAAACUCGUGACAUUGUUGUUGUUAAAGGACAGAAAUUAAGUAUCCCUAUACCCUUCAGAGCUGUUCCAUCCCCAACUAUAACAUGGCACAAAGAUGGCAAAGAGUUGAAAGCUGGUGACAGAACAACAAUGAAGAGUGACUACACCUCUGCAUUGCUCGAAGUCAUAGACAGUGUUCAUGCUGAUGCUGGUGUUUAUACUAUCACAUUGGAGAACAAGCUGGCAUCAACAACUGGCUCAGUCAACGUCAAAGUCAUAGGUCCACCUGGACAGUGUAAAGACAUUAAGGCAAGCGAAAUAACUAAGAAUUCUUGCAAAGUAUCCUGGGAACCUCCAGACUUUGAUGGUGGUACUCCUAUUCUGCAUUAUGUUCUGGAACGCAGAGAAGCUGGUCGUAGAACAUAUAUCCCAGUCAUGUCUGGUGAAAAUAAGCUUUCAUGGCAAGUCAAAGAUCUUAUCCCAAACAGUGAAUAUUACUUCCGUGUUAAAGCUGUCAAUAAGAUUGGAGGAGGUGAAUAUCUUGAACUAAGAAACCCAAUCAUUGCAGAAGACCCAAAACAGCCUCCAGAUCCUCCUGUUGACCUUGAGGUCCAUAAUCCAACAUCAAAAUCAGUAACACUUACAUGGAAACCACCCCUGUUUGAUGGUGGAAGCAAGAUUAUGGGUUAUAUCAUAGAAAAGCUUGCUAAGGGCAAGGAGAGGUGGGAGAGAUGCAAUGACUAUCUGGUACCUCUAUUAACAUAUCCGGUGAAAGGUCUUGAGGCAGGAAAGGAGUAUCAAUUCCGUGUUCGUGCUGAAAACGCUGCUGGCAUCAGUGAGCCUUCUCGGAUUACUCCUUUUGUGAAAGCUGUGGAUCCUACUGAGGCUCCAAAAGUCUUCCUUGCUGCAAACCUACAGUCUGGCCUUGAGGUGAAGAGAGGUGAUGAGAUCAUACUUGAAGCACAUAUUUCAGGGUCACCUUAUCCAUCUAUCACUUGGCUGAGGAAUGAUGAAGUUGUCAGACCAGAGGAAAUCAAAAAGAGAGUAACAACAUAUACAAGGAAGAAGAAGGGUGAAGCUGAAGAAGAGGAACCUUUCCAGCUUUCACUACCAGAACGUACGAGUAUUGACAACCAUAAAGAAGGAGAGUCUGUACUAUCAGUUCGUGAUUCCAUCAGAGCUGACCAUGGCACGUUUACAAUUAAAGUGGAAAAUGAUCAUGGUGUUGCAAAAGCCUCAUGUGAAGUCAAUGUGUUAGAUACACCUGGGCCUCCAGUCAACUUUGUAUUUGAAGAUGUGAGGAAAAAUUCUGUCAUUUGUAAGUGGGAGCCUCCCCUUGAUGAUGGUGGAAGUGAAAUCCUAAACUAUGUACUGGAAAAGAAAGACAAUACAAAAGCUGAAAUGGGCUGGGUCACUGUCAGCUCAACACUCAGGCACUGCAAAUUCCAUGUAACAAAACUGAUUGAAGGAAAAGAAUAUCUCUUCCGUGUAUUUGCUGAAAAUAGAGUUGGAGCAGGACCACCAUGUGUUUCAAAACCAAUGACAGCCAAAGAUCCUUUCUCUCCACCAGAUCCACCUAAUAAGCCUGAUGUGCAAGAUGUUACCAGCAACAGUAUGUUGGUUAAAUGGAAUGAACCGAAAGACAAUGGCAGCCCAAUCAUAGGAUAUUGGAUUGAAAAACGUGAAAUUAAUAGUACUCAUUGGGCUCGGGUCAACAGGAACCUUGUGAAUGCUCUGGAAAUAAAAGUUGAAGGACUGUUGGAAGGAUUAACUUACAUCUUUAGAGUAUGUGCUGAAAAUGCAGCUGGCCCUGGUAAAUUUAGUCCGCCAUCAGAUCCAAAAACUGCACAAGACCCGAUAAUGCCACCUGGUCCACCAAUUCCAAGAGUUGCUGAUACAAGCUCAACUUCUAUUGAAUUAGAAUGGGAACCUCCUGCAUAUAAUGGUGGUGGAGAUAUCACUGGUUACCAUGUAUACAAACAACUGGUGGGAGUAAAAGAGUGGUCACGUUGCACAGAGAAACCCAUUAAAGUUCGACAGUAUACUGUUAAAGAAGUUAGAGAAGGUGCAGACUAUAAACUCCGUGUUACUGCACUUAAUGCGGCUGGUGAAGGACCACCUGGUGAAACUGAACCCGUAACGGUUGCUGAACCUAAAGAGCCUCCCACUGUUGAGCUGGAUAUUUCUGUCAAAGCAGGCAUUCAGAUCAUGGCUGGGCAAACUAUUAGAAUUCCUGCUACUGUGACAGGGCGUCCUACUCCCACCAUUGCAUGGACCGUGGAGGAGGGGGAAUUAGACAAAGAUCGAGUUGUUAUUGAAAAUGUUGGCACAAAAUCUGAGUUAACCAUUAAGAAUGCAUUGAGAAAAGACCAUGGAAGAUAUGUAAUUACUGCUACCAAUAGCAGUGGUUCCAAAUCUGCAGGAACCAGAGUAGAAGUAUUUGAUGUUCCUGGGCCAGUCCUUGACCUAAAGCCAGUGGUCACAAACAGAAAGAUGUGUUUGCUUAACUGGUCUGAUCCUGAAGAUGACGGUGGCAGUGAUAUCAUAGGCUUCAUUGUCGAACGGAAGGAUGCCAAAAUGCAUACAUGGAGACUAGCUAUAGAUACAGAGAGAUCUAAAUGCGAUAUUACAGGUCUAGUUGAAGGGCAGGAAUACAAAUUCCGUGUUAGCGCCAAGAACAAGUUUGGUACUGGCCCACCGGUUGAAAUAGGACCCAUUCUUGCAGUUGAUCCAUUAGGUCCCCCAACAGCGCCUGAGAGGUUCAUGUACACAGAGAGGACAAAGUCAACCAUUACACUUGACUGGAAGCCUCCACGUAGUGAUGGUGGCAGUCCUGUCUUAGGAUAUAUUGUUGAGAAGAGGAGACAUGAUUCAAAAGACUAUGAAAGAGUUAAUGCAAGGCUCUGUCCAAAAACAUCUCUUCUUGUUGAAAACCUUGAUGAACUUCAUAUGUAUGAAUUCCGUGUCAAAGCUGUCAAUGCUAUUGGAGAAAGUGAACCAUCACUGCCCCUCAAUGUCGUUAUACAAGAUGAUGAAGUACCUCCAACUGUUACAUUACGCCUGGCUGUGAGAGGAGAUACUAUCAAAGUGAAGGCAAAAAAGAAUGAAGUUUUAAUUGACCAAACAUCCAGUGCACUUAAGAUAACCAAGGAAGAAGUGUCUAGAAGUGAGGCAAAAACUGAACUUAUCCUGCCUGCAGCACUGAGGGAUGAUAAAGGCACUUACACUGUGAGAGCUUCCAAUCGUCUUGGCACUGCAUUUCGCAAUGUGCAUGUUGAAGUGUAUGAUCGUCCUUCUCCACCAAGAAAUCUUGCUGUUUCUGAUAUUAAAGCGGAAUCAUGCUAUUUAACGUGGGAUGUGCCUCUUGAUAAUGGUGGUAGUGAAAUUACCCAUUACAUUAUUGAGAAACGUGAUGCUAGUAGGAAGAAAUCUGAGUGGGAAGAAGUCUCCAAAAGCGCUGUUGAGAGAAGAUUUGGGGUAUGGAAUCUUGCAACAAAUGAAAAAUAUCAAUUUAGAGUCCGGGCUGUAAACAAAUAUGGAAUAAGUGAUGAAUGCCUCUCAGAAAAAGUUGUUAUUAAGGAUCCCUAUGGCCUUCCUGGACCUCCUGGAAAGCCAAAAAUUUUAGAUCGCACCAGAUCAUCAAUGCUGGUGACUUGGGAGCCUCCUCUGAGCAAUGGUGGCAGCCCAAUAACUGGCUAUUGGUUGGAGAAGAGAGAGGUAGGAGGUGUCUACUGGUCACGUGUGAACAGGGCUCCAGUAACAAAACCGUCAGUAAAAGGUCUAGAAUACAACGUGCUUCGUUUGGCUGAAGGUGUUGAAUACCAGUUCAGAGUUAUGGCAGAAAAUCUUGCUGGAAUUGGCCCUCCCAGUGAACCAUCAGAUCCUGCCUUAGCAGCAGAUCCCAUAUUUGUACCUGGUCCACCAUCUUGCCCAGAGGUCAAAGACAAAACCAAAUCAUCAGUAGCUCUUGCAUGGAAGCCUCCACAAAAGGAUGGUGGCAGUCCUAUCAAAGGAUAUAUUGUUGAAAUGCAAGACGAAGGUAGUACUGACUGGAAGAAGGUGAAUGAAGGAGACAAACUCUUUCCAACUUGUGAAUGUGUUAUUCCCAACUUGAAAGAGCUCAGAAAAUACCGAUUUAGGGUGAAAGCUGUAAAUGCUGCUGGAGAAUCAGAACCAAGUCCUGCAACAUCAGAAAUACCUAUCCAGGAUAUUCUUGAGGAACCAGAAAUCUUCCUUGAUAUUGGAGCACAGGAUUUCCUCUCUUGUCGUGCUGGCACAACAAUUAAAAUCCCAGCUGUUAUCAAAGGUCGUCCAGUUCCAAAAACAUUCUGGGAGUUUGAAGGAAAAGCAAAGACAACAGCAAAGGAGGGAGGUCAUAAUGUACCCGAAGAAGCUCAGGUGGAAGCAACUGAUACACGUUCAGUGAUUACCAUCCCUGAGUGCAACAGAAGUCAUUCUGGACGAUACAGUAUUACAGCAAAGAACAAAGCAGGACAAAAAACCGUGCAUGUCAGAGUCAAUGUGCUUGAUGUCCCAGGUCCACCAAAAGACCUAAAAGUAAGUGAUAUCACAAGAGGCAGUUGUAAACUUUCAUGGAAGAUGCCAGACGAUGAUGGUGGAGAUAGAAUCAGAGGCUAUGUUAUAGAGAAAAGAACUAUUGAUGGGAAGGCCUGGACUAAAGUCAAUGCAAACUGUGGAAGUACUUCCUUUGUUGUACCUGAUCUCAUAUCUGGGCAAGAAUAUUUCUUCCGUGUACGUGCAGAAAACCGUUUCGGUGUUGGGCCUCCUGCAGAAACCAUCCAACGGACCACAGCCAGGGAUCCAAUCCAUCCUCCUGAUCCACCUAUUAAACUAAAGAUUGGCCUUGUAACCAAGAACACAGUGAGCUUGACAUGGAAACCACCAAAGAAUGACGGUGGCGCUCCUGUUACACAUUAUAAUGUUGAAUGCCUCCGCUGGGAUCGCACUGGAGAAGUGAAAGAGACUUGGAAGCAAUGCAACAGACGUGACGUGGAGGAAACAAAGUUUACUGUUGAGGAUCUUGUAGAAGGUGGAGAAUAUGAAUUCAGAGUCAAAGCUGUAAAUAUAGCAGGUCCUAGUAGGCCUUCAGCCACUGUUGGCCCACUUGUUGUCAAAGACCAGACAUGCCCACCAUCUAUUGAACUCAGAGAAUUUAUGGAGGUUGAAGAAGGAACAGAUGUUAACAUUGUGGCCAAGAUAAAGGGUGUACCCUUCCCCACAUUAACAUGGCUAAAAGCUUCUCCAAAGAAACCAGAUGACAAAACACCAGUGCUGUAUGAUCAACAUGUCAACAAGAUCAUUGAUGAAGAUACUUGCACUUUAUUGAUUCAACAGUCGCGCAGAAAUGAUACAGGCUUAUAUACUAUAACGGCUGUAAAUAAUCUGGGAACUGCUUCAAAAGAGAUGAGACUAAAUGUUCUGGGUCGUCCGGGACCUCCAGUGGGACCUAUUAAAUUUGAAUCCAUUUUGGCUGAUAAAAUGACAAUAUCAUGGCUUCCUCCAUUAGAUGAUGGUGGUUCUAAGAUUACAAACUAUGUUAUAGAGAAAAAAGAAGCAAAUAGGAGGACUUGGGUACCCGUUACUAAUGAGCCUAAAGAAUGCUUAUUCACUGUUCCCAAGUUGAUGGAAGGCCAUGAAUAUGUGUUCCGCAUUAUGGCACAAAACAAGUAUGGCAUUGGAGAACCAUUGGACAGUGAACCAGAAACAGCACGAAACCUUUUCACUGUUCCUGGACCUUGUGAGAAGCCAACAGUUAGCAGUAUAACACGUGACUCAAUGACUGUAAACUGGGAAGAACCAGAACAUGAUGGUGGCUCUCCUAUUACUGGUUACUGGUUGGAGCGCAAAGAGACUACGGGAAAAAGAUGGACCAGGGUUAACCGUGAUCCUAUCAAACCUAUGACACUGGGGGUUUCAUACAAAGUUACAGGUCUUAUUGAAGGCUCUGAAUAUCAGUUCCGUGUUUCAGCUAUCAAUGCAGCUGGUGUUGGUCCACCAAGCAUGCCAUCUGAUCCAGCAAUUGCUAGAGAUCCUAUUGCCCCACCUGGCCCUCCUAUUCCAAAAGUUACUGAUUGGACAAAGUCUUCUGUAGACUUGGAGUGGACUCCGCCACUAAAGGAUGGUGGUUCUAGGGUCACUGGCUACAUUGUUGAGUAUAAAGAGGAAGGAAAGGAAGAAUGGGAACGGGUGAAAGACAGAGAAAUUAGAGGAACCAAGUUCGUUGUGGCAGGAUUAAAAGAAGGAUGUUUUUACAAAUUUAGAGUUAGAGCAGUGAACGCUGCUGGCAUCGGAGAGCCUGGAGAAGUUACAGACAUUAUUGAAAUGAAGGACAGAAUUGUGGCUCCUGAUAUUAAUUUGGAUGCAAGCGUCAGGGACAGAAUUGUUGUUCAUGCUGGAGGAGUAAUUCGAAUCAUAGCAUAUGUUUCAGGAAAACCAGCUCCAACAGUGACUUGGAGCAGGGAUGACCGAGCCUUACCAGAAGAAGCCAAAAUUGAAGAAACAGCUAUUAGUUCUUCUUUGGUCAUCAAGAAUUGCAAAAGGAGCCAUCAGGGUGUAUACACCCUUCUUGCUAAAAAUGCCGGUGGUGAGCGGAAGAAGACUAUUAUUGUUGAUGUGCUAGAUGUGCCAGGCCCAGUUGGAAUGCCAUUCCUUACUGAGAACCUAACCAAUGACUCUUGUAAAUUGACAUGGUUUACUCCAGAAGACGAUGGUGGUUCUCCUAUUACCAACUAUAUAAUAGAAAAACGUGAAUCUGACCAUAGAGCUUGGACUCCAGUAAGCUGCACAGUUACAAGACAGAAUGCUACUGUUCAGGGACUCAUUGAAGGGAAAGCCUACUUUUUCCGAAUUGCAGCUGAGAAUAUAAUUGGCAUGGGUCCAUUCACAGAGACAACAAAAGAGAUUGUCAUUAGAGAUCCAAUAACUGUUCCUGACCGUCCAGAAGACCUGGAAGUAAAAGCAGUUACCAAGAACUCUGUUACAUUAACUUGGAACCCGCCAAAAUAUAACGGAGGCUCAGAUAUCACCAUGUAUGUUCUAGAGAGCCGUCUCAUUGGAAAAGAGAAAUUCCACAAAGUUACAAAGGAGAAAAUGCUUGACAGGAAAUACACUGUAGAAGGCUUGAAAGAGGGUGACACUUAUGAAUAUCGUGUGAGUGCUUGCAAUAUUGUGGGGCAAGGCAAGCCAUCAUUUUGCACAAAACCAAUCACAUGCAAGGAUGAAAUUGCUCCUCCAACACUUGACCUUGACUUUAGAGAUAAGCUUAUUGUUCGGGUUGGUGAAGCUUUCAGCCUGACUGGACGUUACUCAGGCAAGCCUGCACCAAAGGUUACUUGGCUAAAGGAUGAUAUUGUUGUGAAAGAAGAUGACCGUACAAAGAUCAAGACAACUCCUACAACUCUUUGCUUGGGGAUACUAAAAUCUGUCCGUGAAGACUCAGGCAAAUACUGUGUUACUGUAGAGAACAGCACAGGAUCGAGAAAAGGAUUUUGCCAAGUUAAUGUUGUUGAUCGCCCGUCACCUCCAGUAGGCCCAGUUAUAUUUGAUGAAGUUCAUAAAGAUCAUAUGGUAGUUUCCUGGAAACCUCCAUUAGAUGAUGGAGGCAGUGAAAUUACAAACUACAUUAUUGAGAAGAAGGAUGCACACAGAGACCUGUGGAUGCCAGUUACAUCUGCCACAGUUAAGACAACAUGCAAAAUUCCUAAGUUGCUUGAAGGAAGAGAAUAUCAAAUUCGAAUUUAUGCUGAAAAUCUUUAUGGCAUAAGUGAUCCUCUCAUCUCUGAUGAGAUGAAAGCCAAGGACCGGUUCCGUGUUCCUGAUGCACCUGAGCAACCAAUCAUUAAGGAUGUCACCAAAGACUCUGCAGUAGUGGUUUGGAACAAACCAUAUGAUGGAGGCAAGCCAAUAACAAACUAUAUUGUAGAAAAGAAGGAAACAAUGGCUACAAGAUGGGUCAGAGUUACCAAAGAACCUAUUUUCCCCAGUACUCAGUUCAAAGUACCUGACCUCCUUGAAGGCUGUCAAUAUGAAUUCCGUGUUUCAGCAGAAAAUGAAAUUGGUGUUGGUGAUCCUAGUCCACCAUCAAAGCCAAUUUUCGCUAGAGAUCCAAUCGCAAAACCAAGUCCACCUGUUAAUCCAGAAGCAGUAGAUAAAACUAAAAAUUCAGUUGAUUUAUCUUGGCAACCACCACGCCAUGAUGGUAAUGGCAAGAUAAUUGGCUACCUUGUUGAAUAUCAGAAAGUUGGAGAUGAAGAAUGGAAAAAGGCCAAUCUUAUGGCAGAUUCUUGUCCUGAAACAAAAUAUAAAGUCACUGGCCUUACUGAGGGUUUGACCUAUAAGUUCAGGGUCAAGGCAGUCAAUGCAGCAGGUGAAUCUGAACCAGCCUAUGUUCCUGAUCCAGUAGAAGUAAAGGACAGACUUGAACCUCCUGAGCUGAUACUUGAUGCUAAUAUGGCCCGAGAACAGCAUGUAAAAGCUGGAGAUACCUUGAGACUUAGUGCUGUUAUUAAAGGUGUUCCAUUCCCAAAAGUUUCUUGGAAGAAAGAAGAUCGUGAGGUCUCACCCAAAGCUGAUAUUGAGGUUACAGGAGUUGGCAGUAAGCUUGAAAUUCGUAACACUGUCCAUGAAGACGGUGGAAUUUACUCCCUGACAGUUGAAAAUCCAGCUGGUUCAAAGACUGUUUCAGUCAAAGUUGUUGUCUUAGAUAAGCCUGGUCCACCCAGAAACCUGCAGGUCAGUGAAGUUAGAAGCGAUUCUUGCUAUCUCACUUGGAUGGAACCAGAAGAUGAUGGUGGUUCUGUCAUUACCAACUACGUAGUGGAGAGGAAAGAUGUAGCUUCUGCACAGUGGGUAGCCGUCUCAUCAUCCUCCAAGAAACGCAGUCACAUGGCUAAAUAUCUGAUGGAAGGCACUCAGUAUGUCUUCCGAGUUGCAGCUGAGAAUCAGUUUGGUAGAGGUCCAUAUGUGGAAACACUCAAGCCUAUUAAAGCUAUGGAUCCACUGCAUCCUCCAGGGCCACCGAAGAAUCUGCAUCAUGUAGAUGUUGACAAGACUGAAGUUUCCCUUGUUUGGAAUCGACCAGAUCGUGAUGGUGGCGCUGAGAUAACUGGAUAUUUGGUGGAAUAUCAAGAAGAUGGUGCAGAUGAGUGGACAAAGUUCCAGACGGUCCCUAUGCUAGACUGUGUUGUUACAGGCCUACAAAAAGGAAAAAUAUACAAAUUCCGUGUGAAAGCUCAGAAUAUUGUUGGUCUUAGCCUUCCAGACACAACUAUACCAAUAGAGUGUCAAGAAAAACUAGUACCCCCAUCCGUGGAACUAGAUGUGAAGUUAAUUGAAGGUCUUGUUGUUAAAGCUGGCACCACAGUUAGACUUCCUGCGAUUAUGAGAGGUGUACCAGUUCCUACUGCAAAAUGGGUUACUGAUGGCACUGAAAUUAAAACAGAUGGCAGACACAAGAUUGAGACUGACAAUUAUUCAACUGUACUUACCAUCAAAGACUGUAUAAGAAAAGAUACAGGAGAAUAUCUACUGACAGUAUCUAAUGCAGCUGGCAGCAAAACUGUUGCUCUACAUCUUACAGUUUUGGAUGUCCCUGGCCCACCAACUGGUCCUAUUAAUAUUCUUGAAGUAACACCAGAACAUAUGGUUAUUUCUUGGCGCCCUCCUAAAGAUGAUGGUGGGAGUCCUAUAAUAAAUUAUAUUGUUGAGAAGCGUCAAUCAAAGAAAGAAACUUGGGGAGUGGUUAGCUCUGGAACAAGUCACACAAAAAUUAAGAUUCCACGACUGCAGAAAGGCUGUGAAUAUAUUUUCCGUGUUCGUGCAGAAAAUAAAAUAGGCAUUGGUGCACCCCUUGAUUCAGAACCAACAGUUGCUAAACAUAUGUUUGAUCCACCGUCCCCACCUGGUAAACCAACUGUUUAUGAUAUUACAGAAAAUGCUGCAACAGUGUCUUGGACCCUACCAAAAUCUGAUGGUGGAACUCCAAUAACUGGUUAUAUACUUGAACGUCGGGAAGCAUCUGGUAAAUGGGUGCGUGUCAACAAGACACCAAUACUUGAUUUGAAAUACAGAGUCACCGGUCUUUUUGAAGGCAACACAUAUGAAUUCAGAGUUUUUGCAGAAAACAUGGUGGGCUUAAGCAAACCAUCUCCAAGCUCUGAUCCAAUAAAAGCAUCACGUCCUAUCACUCCUCCUGGACCACCUAUAAAUCCAAAAUUAAAAGACAAAACCAAAGAAACAGCCGAUCUUGUGUGGACAAAGCCCCUCAAAGAUGGUGGCAGCCCAAUUCUGGGUUACAUUGUGGAAUGUCAGAAAACUGGAACUACGCAGUGGAAUAGGAUUAAUAAGGAUGAACUCAUUAGACAGUGUGCUUUCAGAGUACCUGGGCUAAUAGAAGGAAAUGAGUAUAAAUUCCGAAUAAAAGCUGUCAACAUUGUGGGAGAAGGAGAACCAAGAGAACUGGCAGAAACCGUACUUGCAAAGGAUAUUCUUUCUCCUCCAGAAGUAAGCCUAGAUGUGACCUGCCGGGACUUAAUUACUGUCCGAGUAGGCCAAACAAUCCGUAUUACUGGUAAAGUAAAAGGCAGGCCAGAUCCUGACAUAACAUGGUCUAAAGAUGGCAAAGUACUAGUCCAAGAAAAGCGUGUUGAAAUAGUCCAUGAUCUACCUAAUGUUGAACUUCAAGUGAAAGAAGCCAAAAGAUCUGAUCAUGGCAAAUAUAUUAUAGCAGCUAAGAACAGCUGUGGACAUGCUCAAGCUUUUGCUAUUGUUAAUGUGCUUGACAGACCUGGACCAUGUCAGAACCUGAAAAUAAGCUAUGUCACAAAAGAUUCUUGUAUGAUUGCUUGGGAGAGUCCAGUGGAUAAUGGUGGCUCUGAAAUUACAAAUUAUAUAGUAGAGUACCGUCAACCAAACCAGAAGGGAUGGUCAAUUGUCUCCUCUGAUAUCACUAAACGAUUAGUAAAGGCAAAUCUUAUAGAGAACCGUGAAUACUUCUUCAGAGUUUGUGCAGAAAACAAAAUAGGUCCAGGUCCUUGCAUUGAAACCAAGACUCCCAUCCUUGCUAUCAAUCCUAUUGACAAGCCUGGAGAACCAGAAAAUCUUCAUAUUGCAGAGAAAGGAAAGACAUUUGUGUAUCUGAAAUGGAGAAGGCCAGAUUAUGAUGGUGGAAGUCCCAAUUUAAGUUAUCAUGUUGAGAGAAAACUGAAAGAUUCAGAUGAAUGGGAAAGGGUUCACAAAGGCAGCAUUAAGGAAACACACUACAUGGUAGAUAAAUGUGUUGAAAAUAAAAUUUAUCAAUUCCGAGUUCAAACCAAGAAUGAGGCAGGUGAAAGUGACUGGGUAAGAACAGCUGAAGUUGUUGUGAAGGAAGAUCUACAGAAACCAGUGCUAGACUUGAAGUUAAGCGGGGUGCUAACUGUGAAAGCAGGUGACACAAUUAGAAUUGAGGCUGGGGUCAGAGGAAAACCACAGCCUGAAGUUGUAUGGACAAAAGACAAAGAUGCCACAGAUCUAACCAGAUCUCCAAGAGUCAGUAUUGAAACAACUUCUGACACAUCUAAGUUUGUUCUCACAAAAUCAAAGCGUAGUGAUGGUGGGAAAUACGUGAUUACUGCAACUAACACGGCUGGUAGUUUCGUAGCAUAUGCUACUGUUAUCGUCUUGGAUAAACCAGGUCCUGUAAGAAACUUGAAAGUCACUGACAUUUCAAGUGAUAGAUGUACUGUUACUUGGGACCCUCCAGAAGAUGAUGGUGGCUGUGAAAUACAGAACUACAUCCUGGAAAAGUGUGAAAGCAAGCGUAUGGUUUGGUCUACAUACUCUUCCUCUGUCCUAACAAACUAUGCAAAUGUGACACGCCUCAUUGAAGGUAAUGAAUAUAUAUUCAGAGUUCGUGCAGAGAAUAAAAUGGGCACUGGUCCGCCAACAGAAACACACCCAAUUGUUGCAAAAACAAAAUAUGAUAGACCUGGACGUCCCGACCCUCCAGAUGUCACAAGAGUUAGCAAAGAAGAGAUGACUGUAGUUUGGAAUCCACCAGAAUAUGAUGGUGGCAAAUCAAUUACAGGAUACAUUUUAGAGAAGAAAGAGAAACGAUCACUAAGAUGGGUUCCUGUUACUAAGACUGCAAUCCCAGAGAGACGCAAGAAGGUUACUAAUCUCAUCCCUGGUCAUGAAUAUCAGUUCCGUGUCAGUGCUGAAAAUGAAGUUGGACUUGGAGAACCAAGCUUGCCAUCAAGACCUGUAGUCGCAAAAGACCCAAUAGAACCACCUGGUCCUCCCACAAACUUGAGAGUUGUUGAUAGCACAAAGAGUUCCAUAACCCUUGGCUGGGGAAAACCAGUAUAUGAUGGUGGUGCUCCAAUUAUUGGAUAUGUUGUGGAAAUUAGACCAAAAGUUGAGGGUGCUGAUCCUGAAGCAGGAUGGAAACGAUGCAAUGUUGCUGCCCAAGUUAUUCAUACAGAAUUUACAGCCACCAGCCUGGAUGAGAACCAGUUAUAUGAGUUCAGAGUUUCUGCACAAAACCAGGUUGGCCUUGGCCGACCAGCUGAACUGAAAGAAGCUGUGUCUCCCAAAGAAAUACUUGAACCUCCUGAGAUUGAGUUAGAUGCAAGCAUGAGAAAGUUAGUUACAGUCAGGGCAGGAUGCCCUAUUAGACUUUUUGCCAUUAUUAGGGGCCGUCCAGCACCAAAAGUCACCUGGAGGAGAAUGGGUAUUGAUAAUGUUAUCAGAAAAGGACAAGUUGACCUGGUUGACACUAUGGCCUUCUGUGUCAUCCCCGAUUCAACACGUGAUGACUCAGGCAAAUAUUCACUGACACUUGUUAAUCCAGCUGGAGAAAAGGCUGUAUUUGUGAACGUCAGAGUCCUGGAUACUCCCGGACCUGUGUCGGACUUCAAGGUUUCAGAUGUCACCAAGAUGUCAUGCCAUCUUUCAUGGGCACCUCCAGAGAAUGAUGGUGGUAGCCCAGUGACUCAUUACAUCCUGCAGAAACGUGAGGCUGACAGGAAGACCUGGGGAACAGUCACUGCAGAACUAAAGAAAACUAGUUUCCAAAUAGCUAACCUUGUACCUGGAAAUGAAUAUUUCUUUAGAGUAACAGCAGUAAAUGAAUAUGGGUCAGGUGUUCCAAGUGACAUACCAAAACCAGUUCUAGCAACGGAUCCCCUAAGUGAACCUGAUCCACCAAGAAAACUUGAAGUUACUGAAAUUACGAAGAAUAGUGCUACUUUAGGCUGGCUGCCACCACUGCGUGAUGGAGGCUCUAAAGUUGAUGGGUACAUUGUUAGCUACAAAGAAGAUGACCAACCAGCAGAUCGCUGGACAGAAUAUUCAGUUGUUAAAGAUCUUUCCAUUGUUGUAGCUGGUCUGAAAGAGGGCAAGAAGUACAAGUUUAGAGUGGCAGCUAGAAAUGCUGUAGGAGUAAGCUUGCCAAGAGAAACUGAAGGCAUAUUUGAAAUUAAAGAACAACUCAUCCCACCUAAGAUCCUGAUGCCUGAUCACGUUCACAUCAAAGCUGGAAAGAAACUGAGAAUUGAAGCUCAUGUAUAUGGGAAGCCUCAGCCAGUAUGCAAAUGGUUGAAAGGAGAUCAAGAUGUACUUACAUCCAGCCGCCUUGCUGUGCAUAAAGCAGAAAAGUCUUCUGUUCUUAUCAUUAAGGAUGUGACUAGAAAAGAUUCUGAUUUUUACACUCUUACUGCAGAAAAUAGCUCUGGUACCGAUAGCCAGAAAAUCAGAGUGAUAGUCAUGGAUAAACCAGGUCCACCACAGCCUCCAUUUGAUAUUUCUGAAAUAGAUGCUGAUGCUUGCACUCUUGCAUGGCAUAUACCUCUUGAAGAUGGUGGCAGUAACAUUACAAACUAUGUAGUUGAGAAAUGUGAUGUAAGCCGAGGUGACUGGGUAACAGCUUUAGCUUCUGUCACAAAGACAAGCUGCAGAAUUGGAAAACUGAUUCCUGGAGAAGAAUAUAUGUUCCGCGUUCGUGCUGAAAAUCGUUUUGGGAUUUCUGAGCCACUUACUUCUGGCAAGAUGAUUGCAAGAUUCCCAUUUGAUGUUCCUAGUGAACCAAAGAAUGCACGUAUCACGAAAGUCAAUAAGGACUGCAUUUUUGUUGCCUGGGAUAAACCAGAUAGUGAUGGAGGCAGUCCAAUCACUGGUUAUCUCAUUGAGCGCAAAGAAAGGAACAGUUUACUGUGGGUGAAAGCUAAUGACACAGCUGUGCGCUCCACAGAAUACCCUUGUGUGGGACUCAUCGAAGGUCUUGAGUAUACUUUCAGAAUUUAUGCAUUGAACAGAGCUGGAGCGAGUAAACCCAGUAAACCAACUGAGUUUGUCACAGCAAGAGCACCAGUUGAUCCCCCUGGAAAACCUGAAGUUAUUGAUGUCACUAAGAGUACUGUAUCACUGGUAUGGACAAGACCAAAGCAUGAUGGUGGUAGCAAACUUAUUGGCUACUUUGUUGAAGCUUGCAAAUUACCGGGUGAGAAGUGGGUUCGGUGCAAUACAACUCCACAUCAAAUACCCCUAGAAGAGUACACUGCUACUGAUUUGGAAGAAAAUGCUCAAUAUCAAUUUAGAGCAAUUGCCAAGACAGCAGUUAACAUUAGCCAACCUUCAGAACCUUCUGAUCCCGUGACCAUUCAUCCAGAAAAUGUUCCCCCCAGAAUAGAGUUGGAUCUGUCUAUGCAAUCACAGCUUACAGUGAAAGCUGGAACUAAUGUACGGCUGGAGGCAAAGGUAUACGGCAAGCCAAUGCCAACAAUCACCUGGAAGAAAGAAGGAGAAGUUUUAAAGCCAUCUGAAGGUGUUAAGAUCACCACAAAGAGAAAUCUUGCUACAGUUGAGUUGUUCAGUGUCAACAGGAAGCAAACAGGAGACUAUACUAUAACUGCUGAAAAUGCAAGUGGAUCAAAGUCAGCAACCAUUAAGCUUAAAGUACUUGAUAAGCCUGGUCCACCAGCCUCCGUUAAAAUCAAACAUGUGUAUGCCGAUCGUGCAAUGCUUUCUUGGGAGCCUCCUCUGGAAGAUGGAGGUUCAGAAAUUACUAACUACAUUGUGGACAAGCGUGAAACAAGCAGACCAAACUGGGCCCAAGUCAGUGCCAAUGUACCCAUUACAAGCUGCACAGUUGAGAAACUAAUAGAAGGACAUGAGUAUCAGUUCCGCAUAUGUGCUGAAAACAAAUAUGGUGUUGGAGACCCUAUCUUGACUGAACCAGUAGUUGCUAAGAAUCCAUAUGAUGUACCCGGACCUUGUGAUCCACCUAUAAUUAGCAAUGUAACGAAAGACUUUAUGACUGUUAGCUGGAAGCCACCAGCUAGUGAUGGUGGAUCCCCAAUAACCGGUUAUAUACUUGAGAAGCGUGAAACUAAGGCUCUUAACUGGACAAAGGUAAACAGAAAGCCUGUCAUUGAAAGAACUGUUAAGGCUACUGGACUCCAAGAAGGAACAGAAUAUGAGUUCCGCGUGAUAGCGUUGAAUAAGGCUGGACCUGGGAAGCCUAGCGCACCAUCUAAAGCAGUGUAUGCUCGUGAUCCUCAAUAUCCUCCUGGCCCACCUGCUUUCCCGAAAGUGGUUGAUACUACUCGUAAUUCGAUAAGCCUGUCAUGGAGCAAACCAGCAUAUGAUGGAGGAAGCCCUAUUAUUGGUUAUCUAGUGGAAGCAAAAAGAGCUGACACAGACAACUGGGUCAGAUGCAAUCUACCCAAGAACUUACAGGCUACACGAUUUGUGGUAACAGGGCUGAUGGAAGACACAGAGUACCAGUUCCGCGUUUAUGCUGUCAAUAAGAUUGGAUACAGUGAUCCAAGUGAUGUUCCUGAUAAACACACUGCCAAAGACAUUUUAAUUCCUCCUGAAGGAGAACUUGAUGCAGAACUAAGGAAAGUCCUUGUGUUGCGUGCUGGAGUCACAAUGAGACUUUAUGUGCCAGUAAGAGGACGUCCACCUCCAAAGAUUACAUGGUCUAAAGUGGGUGCCAACCUAAGAGAUAGACAAGGAUUAGACAUCAAGUCAACUGAUUUUGAUACCUUCCUGCGUUGUGAAAAUGUAAACAAAUAUGAUGCUGGAAAAUACGUCCUCAGUCUGGAGAACAUCUGUGGCAAAAAGGAAUACACCAUUGUUGUAAAAGUACUAGAUACUCCAGGCCCUCCAGUUAACCUGGUUGUAAAGGAAGCAUCAAAGGAUUCCGCUUUCAUUACAUGGGAACCUCCACUAAUAGAUGGUGGCAGUCCAAUCACAAAUUAUGUCAUUGAAAAGCGUGAUGCAGAAAGAAAGUCGUGGUCCACAGUAACAACAGAAUGUCCAAAGACAAGCUGCAGGAUAACUAACUUAGAAGAAGGCAAAUCUUACUUCUUCAGGGUUUUUGCUGAAAAUGAAUACGGUAUUGGUGACCCCUGUGAAACUCGUGAUGCUGUUAAAGCUUCUGAAACACCUGGGCCAGUUGUGGAUCUAAAAGCUUCAGCUGUAACAAAAUCAUCAUGCAAUUUAGUGUGGAAAAAACCUAUCAGUGAUGGCGGAAGCCGUAUUUUUGCAUAUGUUGUUGAGGUUCUGAUUGGUGAAGAUAAAUGGCAAGAAGUCAUGCGGGCAAAGAACCUCCAUUUUUCCAUGAGAGACUUAAAAGAAGGACAAGAAUACACUUUCAGAGUGGCAGCCCAGAAUGAUGCUGGAUAUGGAACUCCAACAGAGCUCACAAUUGUGGCAAGAGAUGAUGUUGUGGCACCUGAUCUUGAUUUAAGAGAUCUACCUGAUUUGUGCUAUACAGCGAAAGAGGGUAGCAAUUUCCGUCUUAAAAUCCCAAUUAAAGGCAAGCCUGUCCCAGCUGUAACUUGGAAGAAAGAUGAAGACCAAGCACUUACUGAGAGUGGAAGAGUUGCAUUUGAAUCUACAGCAGUUAACACCACACUUGUAGUACAUGACUGCCAGAAAGCUGAUGCUGGAAAAUACACAAUAACUCUGAAGAAUGUUGUUGGCAGCAAGGAAGGCACUAUUUCUGUGAAAGUUGUUGGCAAACCUGGCAUACCAACAGGUCCGGUGAAAUUUGAAGAAGUCACCGCCGAUGCCAUAACCUUAAAGUGGGGCCCUCCAAAAGAUGAUGGUGGUUCAGAAAUCACUAACUAUGUCCUAGAGAAGAGAGAUAAUGUAAACAAUAAGUGGGUGACUUGUGCCUCUGCAGUCCAGAAAACGAUGUUUAGAGUUACAAGACUUCAUGAAGGAAAUGAAUAUACAUUCAGGAUCAGAGCAGAAAAUAAAUAUGGAGUAGGUGAAGGUCUUAAAUCUGACCCUGUCAUUGCAAAACAUCCAUUUGAUGUCCCAGAUGCUCCUCCACCUCCCAACAUUGUUGACGUUCGUCAUGACUCUGUAGCUUUAACUUGGACUGAUCCCAGAAGAACUGGAGGCUCACCAAUCACAGGUUAUCACAUUGAAGUCAAAGAAAGAAAUAGUCUUCUGUGGAAGAGAGCAAAUAAAACACCGAUAAGAAUGAAAGAUUUCAGAGUGACAGGGUUAACUGAAGGUCUGGAAUAUGAAUUCAGAGUAAUGGCAAUCAAUAUAGCCGGAGUAGGUAAACCAAGUCUGCCAUCUGAACCAGUUGUGGCACUUGAUCCUAUUGAUCCCCCUGGGAAACCUGAAGUUAUCAAUGUAACUAGGAACUCAGUAACACUCAUUUGGACAGAACCAAAAUAUGACGGUGGACAUAAGUUAACUGGCUAUAUUGUUGAAAAGCGUGAUUUACCCUCAAAGACUUGGACAAAAGCUAAUCAUGUAAAUGUUCCAGACUGUGCAUUUACUGUAACUGACCUCACUGAAGGCUCCAAAUAUGAAUUCAGAAUUAGAGCAAAGAACACUGCUGGAGCUAUCAGUCCUCCAUCUGAAUCCACAGACACCAUAACAUGCAAGGAUGAGUAUGAGGCACCAAGCAUUGUUAUCGAUCCUACUUUGAAGGAAGGUUUAACAGUAAAAGCGGGAGACACUAUUACAGUGUCUGCUAUUAGUAUCCGUGGCAAACCACCUCCAACUUCAGCAUGGUCAAAAGCUGGAAAAGAUUUUAGACCUUCAGAGCUUGUGCACAUUGAAACCACACCAACUUCUUCUACUCUAACUGUCAAAUAUGCAGCCAGAAAAGAUUCUGGAGAAUACAUGAUCACUGCAACCAAUCCUUUUGGCACUAAGCAGGAGAGCAUACAUGUGAAAGUUUUAGAUGUUCCAGGACCUCCAGGGCCUAUUGAGAUCAGCAAUGUUUCAGCAGAAAAAGCAACUCUUACUUGGUCACCUCCUGCAGAAGAUGGUGGAUCACCAGUCAAAUCAUAUGUUCUUGAAAAGAGAGAAACUAGCCGACUGCUCUGGACAUUGGUUGCUGAAAAUAUUGAAAGCUGUAGGCAUGUUGUUAGCAAGCUCAUUCAAGGAAAUGAAUAUGUUUUCCGUGUCUCAGCAGUAAAUCAAUAUGGCAAGGGUGAACCAGUACAAUCAGAACCAGUUAAAAUGGUGGAUAGAUUUGGUCCCCCAGGCCCUCCUGGAAAACCAGAAGUAACAAACGUGACUAAAAAUACUGUCACAGUUACCUGGAAAAGGCCAGUAGAUGAUGGUGGAAGUGAAAUCACAGGUUACUAUGUAGAGCGAAGAGAAAAGAAAGGUUUAAGAUGGGUCAGAGCAACAAAGAAACCAGUUUCAGAUCUUAGAUACAAAGUAACUGGUCUCCUGGAAGGAAAUGAAUAUGAAUUCCGUGUCAGUGCAGAAAAUAGAGCCGGGGUUGGACCACCAAGUGAUGCUUCAAACUCAGUCAUGUGCAAGGAUGUUGCAUACCCACCAGGUCCACCUGCAAAUCCAAGAGUGACUGAUACUACAAAGACAAGUGCAUCUUUGGCCUGGGGCAAGCCUCACUAUGACGGUGGUCUUGACAUCAUUGGCUAUAUAGUAGAGCAUCAAAAGGAAGGAGAGGAAGAAUGGGUGAAAGACACAACAGGGACUGCUUUAAGAAUCACUCAGUUUGUUGUUGCUCAUCUGCAGACAGGAGCCAAAUACAAUUUCAGAAUCUCUGCCAUGAAUGCUGCAGGUGUUGGUGAACCAGCAAUAAUUCCAAGUGUGGAAAUCAAAGACCGGGAAGAGAUUCCUGACUUUGAAUUAGAUGCUGAGCUAAGAAGAACACUUGUUGUUAGAGCUGGAUUAACUAUUCGGAUUUUUGUGCCCAUUAAAGGACGUCCAACUCCAGAAGUUACAUGGACAAAAGAUGAUGUUUCACUCAAAGGACGUGCCAGUAUUGAAAAUACAGACUCUUUUACACUCUUGAUUGUAACAGAGUGCACCAGAUAUGAUGCAGGAAAAUAUGUAAUGACUCUUGAAAAUGCUGCUGGUAAGAAGACUGGCUUUGUAAAUGUAAAAGUCUUGGAUACACCAGGUCCACCAAUAAACCUUAAGCCUAGAGAAAUAACCAAAGACAGCAUCACCCUUCAAUGGGAUAUGCCUCUGAUGGAUGGUGGUUCACGUAUAACCAACUAUAUUGUCGAGAAACGUGAAUCAACACGGAAAGCAUAUUCAACAGUCACAACUAACUGCCAGAAGUGUUCCUUCAGGGUUCCUAAUUUGGCUGAAGGGUGUGAAUACUACUUCAGAGUGCUGGCUGAAAAUGAGUACGGUAUUGGUGAACCAGCUGAAACUUCAGAACCAGUAAGAGCUUCUGAGGCACCAUCCCCACCUGAAAGCCUUAAUAUUAUGGAUGUAACACGGAAUUCAGUUAGCCUGGCUUGGCCAAAACCAGAACACGAUGGUGGCAGUAAGAUCACUGGGUAUGUAAUUGAAGCACAGAGAAAAGGAACCAACCAGUGGGCACACAUCACCACUGUAAAAACGCUGGACUGUGUAGUAAAAAAUCUAACUGAAAAUGAAGAGUAUACUUUUCAGGUUAUGGCAGUUAACAGUGCUGGAAGAAGUGCCCCAAGAGAAAGUAGGCCAGUUAUUAUCAAGGAGCAAACAAUGCUACCAGAGUUUGACCUCCGUGGUAUCUACCAGAAAACAGUCAUUGCCAAAGCUGGUGACAAUAUCAAGAUUGAAAUCCCUGUGCUUGGUCGUCCAAGGCCUACUGUGACUUGGAAGAAAGAAGACCAGAUACUUAAACAAACACAAAGGGUAAAUUAUGAAAAUACUGCAACUGCAACAAUACUAACCAUCAAUGAAUGUAAACGAAGUGAUAGUGGUCGAUAUCCACUAUCAGCUAAAAAUAUUGUUGGAGAAGUUAGUGAAGUAAUCACAGUUCAGGUCCACGACAUACCUGGACCUCCUACUGGACCAAUCAAAUUUGACGAAAUUUCAUCUGACUUCCUAGCAUUCUCAUGGGAGCCUCCUUUGAAUGAUGGUGGUGUACCGAUAAGUAACUAUGUUGUAGAAAUGCGUCAAACUGACAGUACUACAUGGACUGAAUUGGCAACCACAGUGAUACGUACUACAUUUAAAGCCACUCGUCUUACUACUGGAGUUGAGUAUCAGUUCCGUGUUAAAGCUCAAAACAGAUAUGGGAUUGGUCCAGCCAUUACUUCAGAGUCUGUAGUUGCCAACUACCCAUUUAAGGUACCUGGGCCUCCUGGCACUCCUCAGGUGAUUGCAGUCACCAAAGAAACCAUGACCAUUAGCUGGAAUGAGCCAGUUACUGAUGGUGGAAGCCCAAUUCUGGGAUAUCAUGUUGAAAGAAAAGAGCGAAAUAGCAUUCUUUGGCAGACUGUAAGUAAAAUGCUGGUAUCAGGCAAUAUCUUUAAAUCAACUGGACUUACUGAUGGCAUUGCAUAUGAAUUCCGUGUUAUAGCAGAAAAUCUGGCUGGGAAGAGUAAGCCAAGCAAGCCAUCUGAGCCUGUCUUUGCCCUAGACCCAAUAGAUCCACCUGGUAAGCCGAUACCUCUGAACAUUACAAGACAUGCAGUUACACUGAAGUGGACUAAACCAGAAUAUAAUGGAGGUUUUAAGAUAACUGGCUACACUGUUGAAAAAAGAGACCUUCCUAAUGGCCGUUGGCUGAAGGCUAAUUUCAGCAAUAUACUAGAGACUGAAUUCACUGUAAGUGGUUUGACAGAAGAUGCUGCCUAUGAAUUCCGUGUGAUUGCUAGGAAUGCUGGUGGGGCUGUUAGUCAGCCCUCUGAGCCAUCAGAUGCAAUAACUUGUAGAGAUGACAUUGAAGCACCAAAGAUAAAGGUGGAUGCUAAAUACAAAGACACCUUAGUGCUGAAAGCAGGCGAAGUUUUCAGACUUGAGGCUGAUGUUUCAGGUCGCCCUCCACCAACUAUGACGUGGACAAAAGGAGAAAAAGAACUUGAAGACACAGCAAAAUUAGAAAUAAAAAUAGCAGAUUUCUCUACUGUUCUUAUCAAUAAAGAUUCUUCAAGAAGAGAUGGCGGUGCCUAUACACUUACCGCAACAAAUCCUGGUGGCUUUGCCAAGCAUAUCUUCAAUGUUAAAGUUCUUGAUAGACCUGGUCCCCCAGAAGGGCCUUUGGCUGUGUCCGAAGUCACUGCAGAAAAAUGCGUGCUGUCAUGGCUGCCUCCACUGGAUGAUGGAGGAGCAAAGAUUGACCAUUAUGUGGUUGAAAAACGUGAAACCAGUAGAUUGGCAUGGACAGCUGUAGCCACAGAAGUUCCAUUAACUAAACUGAAGGUUACUAAGCUGCUGAAGGGCAAUGAGUAUGUGUUCCGUGUUAUGGCUGUUAACAAAUAUGGAGUUGGUGAGCCUCUGGAAUCAGAGCCCAUUCUUGCAGUAAAUCCAUAUGUCCCACCUGAUCCACCUAAAACACCUGAAGUUACAGCAAUUACAAAAGACUCUAUGGUUGUCUGUUGGGGCCAUCCUGAUUCUGAUGGUGGGAGCCCAAUAACUAACUAUAUUGUGGAACGUCGAGACAGGGCUGGCCUGCGGUGGGUGAAGUGUAACAAACGGGUUGUUACUGACUUACGUUAUAAAGUGUCCGGACUGACAGAAGGCCAUGAAUAUGAAUACAGAGUCAUGGCUGAAAAUGCUGCUGGAGUCAGUGAGCCAAGCCCAACCAGUCCAUUCUAUAAAGCCUGUGAUACUGUAUUUAAGCCCGGUCCCCCAGGUAAUCCUCGUGUUUUGGACAGCAGCAAGUCCUCAAUUACAAUAGCAUGGAACAAGCCAAUAUAUGACGGUGGUUCAGAGAUCACAGGUUACAUGGUCGAGAUUGCACUACCUGAAGAAGAUGAGUGGAAGAUUGUAACUCCACCAGUAGGUCUAAAGGCCACUUCUUUUACCAUCACUGACCUGAAAGAAAAUCAAGAGUAUAAAAUACGGAUAUAUGCUAUGAACUCUGAAGGUCUUGGAGAACCUGCUCUUGUUCCUGGGACUCCAAAAGCUGAAGAAAGAAUGCUACCUCCAGAGAUUGAACUUGAUGCAGAACUACGUAAAGUUGUCACUAUUAGAGCCUGCUGUACUCUAAGGCUCUUUGUUCCAAUUAAAGGAAGACCAGCACCUGAAGUAAAAUGGACAAGAGAACAUGGGGAAUCUUUGGAUAGAGCAAGCAUUGAAUCAACAAGCUCUUAUACUCUACUUAUUGUUGAAAAUGUAAAUAGGUUUGAUAGUGGCAAAUACAUAUUGACAAUCGAAAACAGCUCAGGUAGUAAGUCAGCAUUUGUGAAUGUCAGAGUUCUUGACACCCCAGGGGCACCUCAAGAUUUGAAAAUAAAAGAAGUUACAAAAUCAUCAGUGACACUCACAUGGGAACCUCCUCUCAUAGAUGGUGGCUCUAAAAUAAAAAAUUAUAUUGUUGAAAAGCGUGAAUCAACAAGGAAAGCUUAUUCAACUGUUAAUGCCAAUUGCCACAAGACCAGCUGGAAAGUUGAUUCACUGCAAGAAGGCUGCAACUACUACUUCAGAGUCCUAGCUGAAAAUGAGUAUGGAAUAGGCCUUCCAGUUGAAACUUCAGAAUCAGUAAAAGUGUCAGAAAGACCACUUCCACCAGGGAAAAUAACUUUGUUGGAUGUGACAAGAAAUAGCGUAUCCUUAUCUUGGGAAAAACCCGAACAUGAUGGUGGUAGCAGAAUUCUGGGCUACAUUGUAGAAAUGCAAAGCAAAGGUAGUGAAAAGUGGUCAACUUGUGCUACAGUAAAAGUUACUGAAGCCACUAUCACAGGAUUGAUCCAAGGUGAAGAAUACACCUUCCGUGUUUCAGCUCAGAAUGAGAAAGGUAUCAGUGAUCCUCGCCAGCUGGCUAUACCAGUUGUCGCAAAAGAUCUUGUGAUUCCACCAGCUUUCAAACUACUGUUUACGACUUUCAGUGUUCUAGCAGGAGAAGACUUAAAGGUUGAUGUUCCUUUUGUUGGUCGACCCAAACCAGCAGUUCUUUGGCAUAAAGAUAAUGUGGCAUUGAAGCAGACUACGAGAGUAAAUGCAGAAAGUUCAGAAAAUAACACAGUGUUAACAAUAAAAGAAGCAUGCAGAGAAGAUGUGGGGGCAUAUUUAGUUAAACUUACAAACUCUGCAGGUGAAGCAACUGAGACCCUAAAUAUUGUUGUCCUUGACAAACCAGGACCUCCAACUGGACCAGUAAAAGUAGAUGAAGUAACAGCAGAUAGUAUUACCAUUUCCUGGGAACCACCCAAGUAUGAUGGCGGUAGCUCUAUCAAUAAUUACAUUGUAGAAAAAAGAGACACCUCCACCACCACUUGGCAGAUUGUGUCAGCUACUGUUGCAAGAACAACUAUAAAAGCAUGUCGAUUAAAGACUGGCUGUGAAUAUCAGUUCAGAAUAGCAGCUGAAAACAGGUACGGGAAGAGUACCUAUCUCACUUCAGAACCAAUCAUAGCCCAAUACCCAUUUAAAGUUCCUGGUCCACCUGGAACACCUUUUGUAACUAAUGUCUCAAAAGACAGCAUGGUGGUACAAUGGAAUGAACCAGUCAAUGAUGGUGGUAGCAAGAUCAUUGGGUAUCACUUGGAGCGCAAAGAAAGAAACAGCAUUCUGUGGGCUAAACUGAAUAAAACACCUAUUCCAGACACCAAAUUUAAGACAACUGGCCUUGAGGAAGGUCUUGAAUAUGAGUUCAGAGUUUAUGCAGAAAACAUAGUGGGCAUUGGAAAGGCAAGUAGAGCAUCUGAAUGCUAUACUGCACAUGACCCAUGUGACCCUCCAGGUCGUCCAGAACCUAUAAUUGUCACAAGAAGCUCAGUAACACUUCAGUGGAAGAAACCUGUAUAUGAUGGUGGAAGUAAGAUCACGGGCUAUGUUGUUGAAAAGAAGGAGCUACCUGAUGGUCGUUGGAUGAAAGCAAGCUUUACAAAUGUCAUCGAUACACAAUUUGAAGUAACUGGUCUAGUUGAAAAUCAGAGGUAUGAGUUCCGUGUUAUAGCACGAAAUGCUGCAGGCAUUUUCAGUGAACCAUCUGAGAGCUCAGGGGCAAUUACAGCACGAGAUGAAGUAGAACCACCUCAUAUAAGUAUGGAUCCAAAAUACAAAGACACUAUUGUAGUGCAUGCUGGUGAGUCAUUCAGGCUUGAUGCUGAUGUUCAUGGCAAACCAAUACCUUCCAUUCAGUGGUUAAAAGGUGAUCGUGAGCUGACAAACACUGCUCGUAUGGAAAUAAAAAGUACUGAUUUUGCAACAAGCCUUAGUGUGAAGGAAGCCAUUAGAGUUGACAGUGGUCAGUAUGUACUACUGGCAAAGAAUGUUGCAGGUGAAAAGAAAGUUCCUGUUAAUGUUAAAGUUCUUGAUAGACCUGGACCACCAGAAGGGCCUGUUGAAAUUACAGGUGUAACUGCAGAAAAAUGCAUGCUGUCAUGGAAACCUCCGCUACAAGAUGGUGGUAGCGAUAUUUCACACUAUGUUGUAGAAAAAAGGGAAACCAGCCGCUUGGUGUGGACGGUCGUUGAUUCAAAUGUGCAAACCCUAAAUUGCAAAGUUACAAAACUUUUAGAAGGAAAUGAAUAUGUUUUCCGCAUCAUGGCAGUAAAUAAAUACGGAGUUGGUGAACCUCUUGAGUCUGAACCAGUACUCGCAAAGAACCCAUUUGUAGUGCCACUUCCACCAAAGGCACCAGAAGUCACAGCCAUCACCAAGGAUUCUAUGAUAGUUGUAUGGGAAAGGCCAGCCUCAGAUGGCGGUAGUGAAAUCCUAGGCUAUGUCCUUGAAAAACGAGAUAAGGAAGGUAUUCGCUGGACAAGAUGUAACAAACGCCUGAUAAGUGAAUUGCGAUACAGAGUGACUGGGCUUAUGGAAAAUCAUGAUUACGAGUACAGAGUUUCAGCUGAAAAUGCUGCUGGCCUUAGUGAACCAAGCCCACCUUCCACUUACUACAAAGCGUGUGAUCCAAUUUACAAGCCAGGUCCACCCAAUAAUCCUAAAGUUGUGGAUGUUACAAGAUCUUCAGUUUUCCUUUCAUGGGGUAAGCCUAUCUAUGACGGUGGCUCUGAAAUUCAGGGAUACAUCGUGGAAAAGUGUGAUGUAAGUGACGGUGAAUGGGCAAUUUGUACCCCUCCAACUGGAAUUAAGAACACUCACAUGGAAGUAGAAAAAUUAGUGGAAAAACAUGAAUACAAAUUCCGCAUAUGUGCAGUUAAUAAAGCAGGAGUUGGAGAGCAUGCAGAUGUUCCUGGCUCUGUUAUUGUGGAAGAAAAGAUGGAGGCACCAGACCUUGACCUUGACAUGGAAUUAAGGAAGGUUGUAAAUGUGAGAGCAGGAGGUUCCUUAAGACUGUUUGUUCCCAUCAGAGGUCGUCCGACACCUGAAGUCAAAUGGGGUAAAAUGGAUGGUGAGAUCAGAGAGGCAGCUAUUAUUGAUACCACUAGCAGCUUUACUUCCCUUGUUUUAGACAAUGUUAACAGAUUUGAUACUGGGAAGUACACUCUGACUUUAGAAAACAGCAGUGGAACAAAGUCUGCCUUUGUCAGUGUAAGAGUACUGGAUACCCCAAGUGCGCCUGUUAAUUUAAAAAUCAGAGAGAUCACUAAAGACUCUGUUUCACUUUCAUGGGAGCCUCCUCUCUUGGACGGUGGAGCAAAAAUAAAGAACUACAUUAUUGAAAAGCGGGAAGCAACAAGAAAGGCAUAUGCAGCUGUUGUAACAAACUGCCACAAGACUUCAUGGAAAGUAGAACAACUUCAGGAGGGCUGCUAUUACUUCUUUAGAAUCUCUGCUGAGAAUGAAUACGGCAUUGGCCUCCCUGCGGAAACCAGUGACCCAAUUAAAGUUGCUGAAGUUCCACAGCCUCCUGGGAAAAUAACAGUGGAUGAUGUCACAAGAAACAGUGUCUCACUAAGCUGGGCAAAACCUGAACAUGACGGCGGCAGCAAAAUCAUACAAUACAUUGUUGAAAUGCAAGCAAAGGGUAGUGAGAAAUGGUCAGAGUGUGCUCGCGUAAAAACACUUGAAGCAGUUAUUACUAAUCUAACUCAAGGGGAAGAAUAUCUUUUUAGAGUAAUGGCUGUAAAUGAAAAGGGCAAGAGUGAUCCUAGAGCACUUGCAGUUCCAAUAGUUGCCAAAGACCUGGUGAUCGAACCUGAUGUAAGACCUGCUUUUCACAGUUACAGUAUCCAAGUGGGACAAGAUCUAAAAGUAGAAGUACCAAUUGCAGGUCGACCUAAACCAACUGUUACCUGGGUAAAAGAUGGCCAGCCAUUAAGGCAGACAACAAGAGUCAAUGUUAGCGAUUUGACUGAUCUCACUGUAUUGAAUAUUAAAGAAACUAGCAAAGAGGACAGUGGCACGUAUGAAAUCACUGUGGCUAAUGUUGUUGGGCAAAAGUCUGCCUCUGUUGAAAUUAUAACUCUAGACAAACCCGACCCUCCAUUAGGACCUGUGAAGUUUGAUGAAAUAAGUGCAGAAAGUAUUACCCUGUCAUGGAAUCCCCCAGUGUACACAGGUGGCUGCCAAAUCACCAACUAUGUUGUUCACAAGAGAGAUACAACAACCACUGUUUGGGAAACCGUUUCAGCUACUGUUGCAAGAACUACACUGAAGGUGACUAAACUGAAAACUGGUUCAGAAUACCAGUUCAGAAUAUUUGCUGAGAACAGGUAUGGGCAGAGCUUUGCAUUGGAAUCUGCGCCAGUUGUAGCACAGUACCCCUACAAGGAACCAGGACCUCCUGGCACACCAUUUGUGACAACAGUUACAAAAGACUCCAUGGUCGUACAGUGGCAUGAACCAAUAAAUGAUGGUGGCAGUAGAGUGUUGGGUUAUCAUCUUGAGAGAAAGGAGAAAAACAGCAUUUUAUGGACUAAAGUGAACAAGACUAUUAUUCAGGACACAAGUUUUAAGACAAGUAACCUUGAAGAAGGUAUUGAAUAUGAGUUUCGAGUUUCUGCAGAAAAUAUUGUUGGUGUAGGCAAAACAAGUAAAGUUUCUGAGUGCUAUGUGGCUCGUGACCCAUGUGAUCCUCCAGGUCGCCCAGAAGCUAUAAUAAUAAAAAGAAGCUCUAUUACACUACAGUGGACCAAACCAGAAUAUGAUGGUGGAAGUAAGAUUACUGGCUAUAUUGUAGAGAAACGUGAUUUACCAGAUGGUCGCUGGAUGAAAGCUAGCUUCACAAAUAUCAUUGAAACUCAGUUCACUGUAACAGGACUUACUGAAGACCAAAGAUAUGAAUUUAGAGUGAUUGCAAAGAAUGCUGCAGGUGCAAUAAGCAAACCUUCUGACAGUACAGGACCAAUAACAGCAAGGGAUGAAGUUGAACUUCCACGAAUUUCAAUGGAUCCAAAGUACAAAGACACAAUUGUUGUAAAUGCUGGUGAAACAUUCAGACUUGAGGCCGAUGUUCACGGAAAGCCACUACCAAGCAUUAAGUGGUACAAAGGAGAUAAAGAGCUGGAGGAAACUGCUAGAUAUGAAAUAAAGAACACAGAUUUCAGUGCAUUAAUAGUUGUAAAAGAUGCUAUUAGAGUUGAUGGUGGACAGUACAUUUUAGAAGCCUCUAAUGUUGCAGGAACAAAGACAGUACCAGUAAACGUAAAAGUCCUGGACAGGCCAGGCCCUCCAGAGGGUCCAGUCCAAGUGACAGGAGUUACAGCUGAAAAAUGUUCAUUGGCAUGGGCUCCUCCUCUUCAUGAUGGUGGCAGUGAUAUUUCUCAUUACAUUGUGGAGAAGAGAGAAACUAGUCGCCUAGCAUGGACUGUUGUUGCUUCAGAGGUUUUACCUACAAUGCUGAAAGUAACAAAACUCUUGGAAGGAAAUGAAUAUGUUUUCCGUAUUAUGGCAGUUAACAAAUAUGGGGUUGGUGAGCCAUUAGAAUCUGCACCAGUAAUGAUGAAAAAUCCAUUUGUGAUUCCUGGACCACCAAAGGCCUUGGAAAUUACCAACAUCACAAAGGAUUCUAUGACCGUCUGCUGGAGCCGGCCAGAUAGUGAUGGCGGUAGUGAAAUCAUAGGUUACAUUGUAGAAAAGAGAGACCGAGCAGGUAUCAGAUGGAUAAAAUGCAAUAAGCGCCGAAUUACAGAUUUGCGAUUAAGAGUUACAGGAUUAACAGAGGACCAUGAAUAUGAAUUCAGAGUUUCUGCUGAAAAUGCUGCUGGACUGAGUGAACCAAGCCAAGUUUCUCCUUACUUUAAAGCUUGUGACCCCAUGUUCAAGCCUGGCCCACCUACAAACGCCCAUGUUGUGGAUACCACCAAAAGUUCAGUUACACUUGGUUGGAGUAAACCUAUUUAUGAUGGUGGUUGUGAAAUCCAGGGAUACCUUGUAGAAAUCUGUAAAGCAGAUGAAGAGGAAUGGUCACUUGUUACUCCACAGACAGGUGUGCGUGCCACUCGAUUUGAAAUCAAAAAGCUCAUUGAGCAUCAGGAAUAUAAGUUACGAGUGUGUGCCCUCAACAAGGUUGGUGUAGGAGAGGCUGCAUCUGUUCCUGGUACUAUUAAGCCAGAAGACAAACUUGAAGCUCCAGAGCUUGAUAUUGAUUCAGAGCUAAGGAAAGGGAUAGUGGUUAGAGCUGGUGGGUCCGCUAGGAUUCACAUACCAUUCAGGGGACGACCAACACCUGACAUCACAUGGUCUCGAGAAGAAGGUGAAUUCACAGAAAAAGUUCAGAUUGAUAAAGGCAUAAACUACACACAACUUUCCAUUGACAACUGUGAUAGAAAUGAUGCUGGAAAGUACAUUCUUAAGUUGGAGAACAGCAGUGGUUCUAAAUCUGCGUUUGUUACAGUAAAAGUCUUGGACACACCAGGACCACCACAAAACUUAGUGGUAAAGGAUAUAAAGAAGGAUUCUGCUGUACUAUCUUGGGAACCGCCCAUUAUCGAUGGUGGCGCAAAGGUAAAGAACUAUGUAAUAGACAAGCGUGAGUCAACCAGGAAAGCAUUUGCAAAUGUAAGUGCUAAGUGUGGCAAGACAAGUUUUAAAGUUGAAAAUCUUACAGAAGGAGCAAUUUAUUACUUCAGAGUUAUGGCUGAAAAUGAAUUUGGAAUUGGUGUUCCAGCUGAAACCGCAGAUGCUGUCAAAGCCUCAGAGCCACCUCUGCCUCCUGGGAAAGUAACACUCACUGAUGUGACUCAGAGAAGUGCAUCACUUGCAUGGGAAAAACCCGAACAUGAUGGAGGUAGCAGAAUUUUGGGAUACAUUGUUGAAAUGCUGCCUAAAGGAACAGAAAAAUGGAGUGUUGUUAGUGAGACCAAAACAUGCAAUGCAGUUGUGUCUGGUUUGAGUCCAGGACAGGAAUAUCAAUUUCAUGUUAUUGCCUACAAUGAAAAAGGAAAAAGCGAUCCCAGAGCACUUGGAAUUCCUGUGAUAGCUAAAGAUUUGACAAUUGAGCCAAGUUUCAAACUGAUGUUUAAUACAUACAGUGUACAGGCUGGAGAAGACCUGAAGGUAGAAGUACCAUUUGUAGGUAGACCCAAACCUACCAUUACUUGGACAAAAGAUGAGCAGCCACUGAAACAGACAACCAGAGUACAUAUUCAGGAUACAUCAACAUCAACUAUCUUACAUAUUAAAGAAAGCAAUAAGGAAGACUUUGGUAAAUAUACAGUAACAGCAACAAACACAGCAGGUACAGCAACAGAGCACCUGAGCAUAAUUGUACUAGAAAAGCCUGGCCCACCACGAGGACCUGUCCGCUUUGACGAAGUUAGCGCAGACUUUGUUGUUUUAUCAUGGGAUCCACCUGAUUAUACAGGAGGCUGUCAGAUAAGCAACUAUGUAGUAGAAAAGCGUGACACAAGCACUACCACAUGGAGCAUUGUGUCAGCAACUGUUGCAAGAACAACUAUCAAAGCAACAAAGCUUAAAACAGGAUCUGAAUACCAGUUCAGGAUUUCUGCUGAAAAUAGAUAUGGGAAGAGCUCUCCCUUGGAUUCUAAACCAGUUGUUGUGCAAUACCCCUACAAGGUGCCUGGGCCACCUGGAACGCCAUUUGUAACAGCAGCUUCCAAGGACCAUAUGAUUGUACAAUGGCAUGAACCAGUUAAUGAUGGAGGAAGCAAAGUUCUUGGCUACCACCUUGAACGUAAAGAUAAGAACAGCAUUCUUUGGACAAAACAGAACAAGUCACUCAUUGCAGAUACCAAAUAUAAAACAGAUGGCCUUGAAGAAGGUCUUGAAUAUGAGUUCAGAGUUUCUGCUGAAAACAUUGUUGGCAUUGGAAAAGUCAGCAAAGUAUCAGAACUGUAUGUUGCCCGAGAUCCUUGUGACCCCCCUGGCCGCCCAGAGGCCAUUGUUGUUACAAGAAAUAAUAUCACGCUGAAGUGGAAAAAACCAGAGUAUGAUGGUGGAAGCAAAAUAACUGGAUAUAUUGUAGAAAAGAAAGAACUACCAGAUGGUCGCUGGAUGAAAGCCAGCUUCACAAAUGUGUUGGAAACAGAAUUUACAGUAAGUGGUCUUGUUGAAAACCAACGAUAUGAAUUCAGAGUAAUUGCAAGAAAUGCAGCAGGUUGCUUGAGUGAACCAUCUGAAAGUACAGGGCCCAUUACUGCCAGAGACGAAAUUGAAGCACCAGGGGCUUCACUAGAUCCUAAAUACAAAGAUGUCAUUGUUGUUCAUGCUGGAGAAACCUUUGUUCUUGAAGCUGAUAUCCAUGGCAAACCUAUUCCUGACAUUACAUGGUCAAAAGACGGCAAAGACCUUGAAGAAGCAACUGCAAGAAUGGAAAUUAAAUCUACCAUUCAGAAAACAACUCUUACUGUCAAAGACUGUGUAAGAGUAGAUGGAGGUCACUAUACUCUUAACCUCAGAAAUGUUGGUGGCACAAAAUCUAUACCAAUCACUGUAAAAGUGCUUGACAGGCCAGGACCUCCAGAAGGACCUUUGAAGGUUACAGGCAUCACUGCAGAAAAAUGUUACUUGGCAUGGGCUCCGCCUUUACAUGAUGGUGGUUCUAGUAUCUCACAUUAUAUCAUUGAGAAGAGAGAGACAAGCAGGCUUUCAUGGACACAAGUAGCAACAGAUGUACAGGCUCUUAACCACAAAGUAACCAGGCUCCUUGCUGGCAAUGAGUACAUUUUCCGUGUAAUGGCAGUGAACAAAUAUGGAACUGGAGAACCCUUGGAAUCUGAGCCAAUUGUGGCUCGUAAUCCAUACAAACCCCCUGGUCCUCCUUCAACACCUGAAGUUUCAGCGAUCACAAAAGAUUCUAUGGUGGUAACAUGGGGUCGCCCAGAAGACAAUGGGGGAGCUGAAAUUGAAGGUUACAUACUUGAAAAACGAGACAAAGAUGGUAUCCGGUGGACCAAAUGCAAUAAGAAAAGGCUGACGGACUUGCGAUUCAGAGUAACAGGUCUUACCGAUGGGCAUUUCUAUGAAUUUAGAGUUUCUGCUGAAAAUGCUGCAGGGGUAGGGGAACCCAGUGAGCCAUCUGUUUUCUAUCGUGCUUGUGAUGUAUUAUAUCCACCAGGUCCACCAAGCAACCCAAAGGUUACAGACACUUCCAGGUCAUCAGUUUCCCUUGCCUGGAGUAAGCCCAUUUAUGAUGGUGGUGCUCCAGUUAAGGGAUAUUUAGUAGAAGUAAAAGAAGCUGCUGCUGAUGAAUGGACUACCUGCACCCCGCCAACAGGUCUACAAGCAAAACAGUUCACAGUAACAAAACUUAAAGAGAACAAGGAGUAUAACUUCCGCAUCUGUGCCAUCAACUCAGAAGGAGUAGGAGAACCUGCUACUAUACCUGGUACAGUUAUAGCAGCGGACAAGAUUGAGCCUCCUGAAAUUGAACUUGAUGCAGAUCUCAGGAAAGUAGUCACCGUACGUGCUAGUGCUACAUUACGCCUGUUUGUCACCAUCAAAGGAAGACCAGAACCUGAAGUUAAAUGGGAGAAAGCAGAAGGAACAAUUAGUGAGCGAGCUCAGAUUGAAGUUACUGGUUCCUAUACAAUGCUGGUCAUUGACAAUGUGAACAGAUUUGAUAGUGGUAGAUACAAUCUUACUUUAGAGAACAACAGUGGCAAAAAAUCAGCUUUUGUUAAUGUCAGAGUGCUUGAUACACCUAGUGCACCUGUAAACCUGACAGUCAGAGAAGUGAAAAAAGAUUUUGUAACAUUAGCCUGGGAACCACCACUUAUUGAUGGCGGAGCUAAAAUUACCAACUAUGUAGUUGAAAAGCGAGAAUCCACCAGAAAGGCAUAUGCCACAAUUACAAACAACUGCACUAAGAAUUCCUUCAAAAUUACUCAGCUACAAGAAGGAUGUAGUUAUUUCUUCCGUGUUCUAGCUGUAAAUGAAUAUGGGGUUGGCUUACCAGCAGAAACACCUGACCCAAUUAAGGUUUCUGAACCGCCAUCUCCACCUGCAAAGGUCGUUCUUGUUGAUGUGACUCGCAACUCUGCUUCAAUUAAAUGGGAAAAGCCCGAGAGCGAUGGUGGCAGUAAAAUUACUGGUUAUAUAGUAGAAAUGCAAACUAAAGGUAGUAUAAAAUGGAGUGCUUGUACGCAGGUAAAAACAUUAGAAGCAACAAUAACAGGCUUAAGUAUGGGAGAAGAGUACAGUUUCAGAGUGAUUGCUGUUAAUGAAAAAGGAAAAAGUGAUCCAAGAGAACUUGGUGUCCCAGUCAUUGCAAAAGAUAUUGAAAUCCAGCCAUCUGCUGAGCUCCUUUUCAACACAUUCACUGUGAAAGCUGGAGAUGAUCUUAAGAUUGAUGUGCCAUUCAGAGGGAGACCUCUUCCAACCGCCAGCUGGAAGAAGGAUGGGAAUCCCUUAAAAGAGACAACCAGGGUAAAUGUUCAGACAUCAAAGACUUCAACUUCACUGUCCAUCAAGGAAGCUUCAAGUGAAGAUUUGGGACAUUAUGAAUUACAUCUUUCAAACACUGCUGGAUCAAUAACAGCUUCUUUAACUGUAGUUGUCCUUGACAGACCAGGACCACCAACUGAUGUGCAUAUUGAUGAAGUUAGUGCUGAUAGUGUAACUGUAUCUUGGAAACCUCCAGCAUAUGAUGGUGGAUGCCAUAUUAGCAAUUACAUUGUGGAGAAACGAGAAACUACCACCACAACAUGGGAUGUAGUAUCUGCAGCAGUUGCAAGAACAUCAAUUAAAGUAUCUCGACUUGUCACGGGCUCUGAAUAUCAGUUCCGUAUUUGUGCAGAAAACCGCUAUGGGAAAAGCACUUACAAUAAUUCUCCUUCUGUUGUGGCAGAGUAUCCAUUUAAGCCUCCAGGACCACCUGGAACUCCUCAUGUGGCACAUGCAACUAAAGUUUUCAUGAUUGUAACUUGGCAAGUUCCAGUUAAUGAUGGAGGUAGCAGAGUACUAGGAUAUCACUUGGAGCGUAAAGAAAGAAGCAGCAUUCUUUGGACAAAAGUCAACAAGAGCCUUAUACCUGAUACACAAAUGAAAGUUACAGGUCUUGAUGAAGGACUGAUGUAUGAAUACCGGGUAUAUGCUGAAAACAUUGCUGGAAUAGGCAAAUGCAGUAAAUCAUGUGAACCAGUUGCUGCAAGAGAUCCAUGUGAUCCUCCUGGUCAACCAGAAGUUACUAAUAUUACAAGAACAUGUGUCUCACUGAAAUGGACUAAACCAGAAUAUGAUGGUGGAGCUAAAGUAACAGGAUAUAUUAUUGAACGCAGAGAGAUACCAGAUGGUCGUUGGCUAAAGUGUAGUUUCACCAAUGUGCAAGAAACAUACUUUGACGUAGGUGGACUUACAGAAGACCAGAGAUAUGAAUUCCGUGUGAUUGCAAGGAACGCUGCUGGACUCUUCAGUCAGCCAUCUGAAUCAACUGGACCUGUGACUGUAAAAGAUGAUGUAGAGGCUCCAAGAAUUAUGAUGGAUGUCAAAUUCAGGGAUGUUGUAGUUGUGAAAGCUGGAGAAGUGUUUAAAGUCCAUGCUGAUAUUGCAGGACGGCCAAUACCAGUGGUUUCAUGGACAAAGGAUGGCAAAGAGCUUGAAGGAAAAGCUAGAGUUGAAAUAGCCUCAACAGAUCACACUACUGCAAUAACUGUUAAGGAUUGUAUCCGAGGUGAUUCAGGACAGUAUGUAUUAACAUUACAAAAUGUCGCAGGAACAAGAUCUUUGACAAUUAAUUGCAAAGUACUUGAUAGACCAGGCCCACCUGCAGGACCACUAGAAAUAAAUGGCCUUACUGCGGAAAAGUGCCACUUAUCAUGGGGACCCCCUCAAGAAAAUGGUGGUGCAGAUAUUGAUUAUUAUAUUGUAGAAAAACGUGAGACCAGCAGAAUCGCAUGGACACUUUGCGAAGGAGAGCUUAGAACAACAUCCUGUAAAGUGACAAAACUAUUGAAGGGUAAUGAGUAUAUUUUCAGAGUGAUGGGAGUUAACAAAUAUGGCACUGGUGAGCCUCUAGAAAGUGUUGCUGUCAAGGCCCUAGACCCAUUUACAGUUCCAAGUCCACCUACAUCUUUAGAGAUCACCAAUGUGAGCAAAGAUUCAAUCACUCUGUGCUGGGCAAGACCUGAGUCUGAUGGAGGCAGUGAGAUCUCUGGCUAUGUAAUUGAAAGGCGUGAGAAAACUAGCCUAAGAUGGAUCCGUGUAAACAAGAAGCCAGUUUAUGAUUUAAGAGUGAAAUCAUCUGGUCUCCGUGAAGGAUGUGAAUACGAAUUCCGGGUUUAUGCAGAAAAUGCUGCUGGCCUCAGUCUUCCAAGUGAAACCACACCAUUGAUUCGGGCAGAAGAUCCAAUCUUCUUGCCAUCUCCCCCAUCUAAACCUAAGAUUAUGGAUUCUACAAGGUCAAAUAUCACAAUUGGGUGGACAAAGCCACUUUUUGAUGGAGGUGCUCCAAUAACAGGAUACACAGUUGAAUACAAGAAAACUGAUGAAACCGAUUGGACAACUGCUAUUCAGAACUUAAAAGGCACAGAAUACACCAUAACUGGAUUAGCAGCAGGCUCUGAGUAUGUCUUUAGAGUGAAAUCCAUUAACAAAAUUGGUGUCAGUGAACCAAGUGAUAUCUCAGAACCUCAGAUGGCAAAAGAAAGAGAAGAAGAACCUGCCUUUGAUAUAGACAGUGAAAUGCGGAAGACUUUAAUUGUAAAGGCUGGUGGAUCAUUCACAAUGAGUGUUCCUUUCAGAGGCAAACCAGUCCCAAAUGUAACAUGGAACAAACCAGACACUGAUCUCCGUACACGAGCAAGCAUUGAUACUUCAGAUAAUAGAACAUCUCUUACUAUUGAAAAAGCAACAAGAAAUGAUUCUGGAAAAUACACAUUGACAUUGCAAAACAUCCUGAACACUGCUACCUUGACUUUAAUUGUCAAAGUUCUUGAUACUCCUGGCCCACCAUCUAAUAUUGCAGCAAAAGAUGUAACUAAAGAAUCUGCUGUGUUAUCUUGGGAUGUUCCUGAAAAUGAUGGUGGAGCACCUGUAAAGAACUAUGUUAUUGAAAAACGAGAAGCUAGCAAAAAAGCAUGGGUCACUGUGACAAACAAUUGUCAUCGCCUGUCUUACAAAGUGACCGGCUUGCAAGAAGGUGCCAUUUACUACUUCCGUGUUUCUGGAGAAAAUGAGUAUGGUGUUGGAGUGCCUUCUGAGACCAAGGAGGGAACUAAAAUAACAGAAAAACCCAGCCCACCAGAAAAACUUGGAGUAACAAAUGUCACAAAGGACAGCGUUUCUCUUUCAUGGCUAAAACCAGAACAUGAUGGUGGAAGCAGAAUUGUGAGCUACCUCGUAGAAGCUCUUGAGAAAGGACAGCAAAAAUGGGUUAAGUGUGCAGUUGUAAAGACAACUCAUCAUGUUGUCCAUGGUCUUAAGGAGAAUAUUGACUAUUUCUUCAGGGUGUCAGCAGAAAACCAAGCUGGUUUAAGUGAUCCUAAGGAACUAUUGCUCCCUGUUACGGUGAAAGAACAAUUAGAAUCUCCCGAGAUUGACAUGAAGGGCUUCCCUCAUAACACUGUAUAUAUUCGAGCGGGAUCAAACCUGAAAGUUGAAAUUCCAGUUUCUGGAAAACCACUGCCGAAGGUGACGUUUUCUAGAGAUGGUGUUCCACUGAAACCUACCAUGAGAUUUCACACAGAAACCACUGCAGAAAGUUUCAUCAUUAACCUUAAAGAAAGUGUGGCUGCUGAUGCUGGCAAAUAUGACAUUACCGCUGCCAACUCAAGUGGAACCACAAAAUCAUUUGUUAAUAUUGUUGUGCUGGAUAGACCAGGUCCUCCUGUUGGUCCAGUUGUCCUUAGCGAUAUCACUGAAGAGAGUGUAACACUCAGAUGGCAGCCACCAGCUUAUGAUGGUGGAAGUCAAGUUACCAACUAUAUUGUACUGAAAAGAGAAACAAGCACUGCUGCUUGGUCUGAAGUGUCUGCAACUGUUGCUAGAACUGUUAUUAAAGUCAUGAAGCUCACAACAGGAGAAGAAUACCAAUUCCGCAUCAAAGCUGAGAACCGCUUUGGCAUCAGCGAUCACAUAGAUUCACAGUGUGUGGUUGUCAAGCUUCCUUACACUAUCCCUGGACCACCUUCCACACCAUGGGUCACAAAUGUCACCCGAGAGAGUAUUACUGUUGGAUGGCACGAACCAGUCACUAAUGGUGGCAGUGCAGUCAUUGGAUACCACCUGGAAAUGAAAGACAGGAAUAGCAUAUUAUGGCAGAAGGCCAACAAGACCCUCAUUCGCACAACUCACUUCAAAGUCACCACCAUCAGUGCUGGCCUUAUCUAUGAAUUUAGAGUUUAUGCAGAAAAUGCCGCUGGCAUUGGAAAAGCAAGUCAUCCUUCUGAUCCAGUCCUUGCAAUUGAUGCUUGUGAACCACCAAGAAAUGUUCGUGUCUCAGAUAUUUCCAAGACUGCUAUCACUCUGUCAUGGCAGAAGCCAGCAUUUGAUGGUGGUAGCAAGAUCACUGGAUACAUCGUAGAAAAACGUGAUCUUCCAGAUGGCAGAUGGACAAAAGCUAGCUUCACCAAUGUUAUUGAGACUCAGUUCACAGUAUCUGGUCUGACACAGAAUUCUCGGUAUGAAUUCCGGGUCUUUGCUAAGAAUGCUGUUGGUUCCAUUAGUAAUCCUUCAGAUGUCGUGGGUCCUAUCACCUGUGUUGACACAUAUGGUGCACCUGAAAUUGAUGUGCCACCAGAAUAUACAGAAGUGGUGAAGUAUAAAGCAGGAACUUCAGUUAAGCUAAAACUAGGCAUCUCAGGAAAGCCUAUACCCACAAUUGAAUGGUUCAAAAAUGGCAAUGAGAUACAAACCAGUGCACUGGUGUCUAUUGAAAACACAACAGAAUUUGCUUCUAUACUCAUCAAGGAUGCAACUCGACUCAACAGUGGCACUUAUGAAUUAAAAUUGAAGAAUGCCAUGGGUUCAGCAUCAGCCCAUGUUAGAGUACAGAUACUUGACAAACCAGGACCCCCAAGUGGACCUAUACAGUUUAAGACAGUCACUGCUGAAAAGAUUACAAUAAUGUGGGACCCACCAGCAGAUGAUGGUGGUGCACCUGUAACACACUAUGUUGUUGAAAAGCGGGAGACAAGUCGGGUUGUAUGGUCUUUAAUUUCUGAAAAACUGGAAGGCUGUAUUGUAACUACAACAAAACUAAUCAAAGGAAAUGAAUAUGUGUUCCGUGUCCGUGGUGUGAACAAGUUUGGAGUUGGUGAUUCACUGGAGUCUGAACCCGUUAUAGCCAAAAAUUCAUUUGUUACACCUGGACCACCUAGUGUACCAGAAGUCACAACGAUAACCAAGAAUUCUAUGACUGUUGUCUGGAAUAGGCCCAUUGUUGAUGGAGGCAGUGAAAUAUCGGGAUAUUUUCUUGAGAAGCGCGACAAGAAGAGUCUGAGUUGGUUCAAGGUUACUAAAGAAACCAUUCGGGACACCAGACAGAAAGUAACAGGUCUGACCGAAAACAGCGAGUAUCAUUUCCGAGUUUGUGCUGUCAAUGCAGCUGGACAAGGUCCAUUCUCUGAAGCUUCUGAUUUCUACAAAGCUGCAGAUCCUGUUGAUAAGCCAGGUUCGCCAACAAAGCUGAAGGUUGUGGAUACAACCAAGACAUCUGUCACCCUUGGCUGGAUUAAACCUGCUUAUGAUGGAGGAAGUCCAAUUACCAACUAUGUGGUGGAGAAAAGGGAAGGUGAAGAGCAAGAAUGGACUGUAGUCAGUACUAAGGGAGAAGUGAGAACAACAGAAUAUGUUGUAUCCCACCUGCAGCCAAGUGUUAAUUAUUAUUUCCGCGUGUCUGCUGUAAACUGUGCUGGACAAGGAGAACCUAUUGAAAUGACGGAACCUGUUCAAGCUAAAGAUAUUCUUGUGGCGCCAGAGAUUGAUCUGGAUGUUGCUCUCCGGACCUCUAUUGUUGCUAAAGCAGGUGAAGAUGUGCAGAUAAUGAUUCCAUUCAAAGGAAGACCUCCUCCAACAGUCACAUGGAGAAAGGGUGACAAAAAUCUUGGGAUUGAUGAAAGAUAUAUUAUCCAGAACACAGAAUCAUCUACACUACUUACUAUUCCUCAAGUUACCCGAAAUGAUACAGGAAAAUACGUUCUUACAAUUGAAAAUGGAGUUGGAGAAGCAAAAUCAUCAUUUGUGAAUGUAAAAGUACUGGACACACCAUCUGCCUGCCAGAAGCUGCAGCUUAAGCAUGUUUCUCGUGGCACAGUUACACUGGUAUGGGAGCCACCUCUCAUUAAUGGUGGUUCUGAAAUAACAAAUUAUGUUGUUGAAAAAAGAGAUGCUACAAAGAGGGCCUGGUCAACUGUAACAACAAAGUGUUCUCAUACCACCUUUAAGCUAACUAACCUGUCAGAGAAGACUGCGUUCUUCUUCCGUGUUCUUGCUGAAAAUGAAAUUGGACUGGGUGAACCUUGUGAGACAUCUGAACCAGUGAAAGCUGCAGACAUACCCGGACCUGUGAAAGACCUAGCCAUGAAAGAUUCUACAAAGACCUCUGUUAAGUUGCAAUGGAGCAAACCUGACUACGAUGGUGGUAGCAUUAUAUCGGACUAUGUUAUUGAAAAGAAACUCCAGGAAGAAAAGGAAUGGACAUAUGCAGGCACAAGUAAGAGCUGUGAAUUUGAAGUUGAAAAACUUAAAGAGCUUUCUGUCAUGGAAUUCAGAGUCUUUGCUAAAAAUGAAAAAGGCAUGAGUGAUGGUGUUACUGUUGGACCCAUUACAGUGAAAGAAUAUACAAUAACACCUGAAGCUGACCUUUCUGAUAUUCAUGGAGGUCAAAUUGCAGUAAGAAUUGGACAUAACCUGCACAUUGAAUUGCCCUAUAAAGGUAAACCUAAGCCAUCAAUGAGCUGGCUCAAGGACAACCUCCCUCUUAAAGAAACUGAACACCUUCGUUUCAAGAAAACUGAAAAUAAAAUAAGUUUAAGCAUCAAGAAUGUGAAAAAGGAGCAUGGUGGCAAAUAUACUUUAAUUCUUGAUAACGUAGUCAGCAGAAAAGCAUUCACAAUCACUGUCAUCACUCUUGGCCCUCCAUCUAAGCCAAAAGGACCUUUAAGACUAGAUGAAAUCAAAGCAGAUAGUGUAGUUUUGUCAUGGGAAGCUCCUGAAGAUGAUGGGGGAGGAGAAAUUACUGGCUACAGUAUUGAGAAGAGAGAAACUUCACAAAUGAACUGGAAGCUGGUGUGUUCGAGUGCUGCAAGAACAACUUUCAAAGUACCAAACCUUGUUAAAGACACUGAAUAUCAGUUUAGAGUUCGUGCGGAAAACAGAUAUGGAGUGAGCCCACCUCUUGUCUCAGCAGAUGUCGUGGCAAAGCAUCAGUUUAGGCCACCAGGUGCCCCAGGCAAGCCUGUUGUAUACAACAUAACCGCUGAUGGCAUGACCAUAUCUUGGGAUGCUCCUGUUUAUGAUGGUGGUUCAGAGAUCAUUGGAUACCACGUUGAAAAGAAGGAAAGAAACAGUAUUUUGUGGCAGAAGGUUAAUGUUGCAUUAAUAUCUAGCAGAGAAUACAGGAUUACUGGACUGCUUGAGGGCCUGGAUUACCAGUUCCAAGUAUAUGCUGAAAACACUGCAGGUCUAAGCCGAGCUAGCGAGCCAAGCAAAUUGACUUUGGCAGUCUCUCCAGUGGACCCACCUGGUACUCCUGAUUCCAUUGAUGUCACCAGGGAAACAGUCACCCUCAAAUGGACCCCCCCACUUCGUGAUGGAGGCAGUAAGAUUGUGGCCUACAGCAUUGAGAAACGGCAAGGAAGUGAAGACCGUUGGCUCAGAUGUAACUUUACUGAUGUCAGUGAAUGCCAAUAUACAGUUACAGGACUCAGUCCAGGUGACCGAUAUGAAUUCAGAGUACUUGCAAGAAACGCUGUUGGUACAAUCAGCCCGCCUUCACAGUCAUCAGGCUAUAUCAUGACCAGAGAUGAAAACAUUGCUCCAACCAUUGAAUUUGGCGCUGAGCACUUUGAAGGCCUUACUGUUAAAGCCGGAGAGAGCAUUAGACUUAAAGCUCUAAUCAAAGGACGUCCAGUACCUAAAGUGACAUGGUUUAAGGAUGGUAAGGAGAUUGAGAAAACAAUGAGUAUAGAAAUAACUACAGCUAUUGGAUAUAGUACAAUCUUCAUUAGAGAUGCUACACGGGAUCAUCGUGGCGUGUACACAGUAGAAGCCAAAAAUGCAUCAGGCACUAAACGAGAAGAUAUUACCUUCAGAGUACAAGACACGCCAGGAAAAGUUGGUGGACCAAUACGAUUCACAAACAUUACUGGAGAAAAAGUCACAUUAUGGUGGGAACCUCCGGCUAAUGAUGGUUGUGCUUCUAUUUCUCACUACAUAAUUGAAAAACGUGAAACCAGCAGGAUUGCUUGGGCAUUAGUUGAAGAUAAAUGUGAAGCUUGCAGCUACACUGCACUUAAAUUAAUUAAGGGCAAUGAGUACCAGUUCCGUGUCUCUGCAGUGAACAAAUUUGGAGUUGGCAGACCAUUGGAGUCUGAUCCAGUUACUGCACAAAUACCUUACACUCUCCCUGAUGCACCAGGAACUCCAGAGCCUACCAAUGUAACAGGAGACAGUAUCACGCUCACAUGGGCAAGACCAAAAUCAGAUGGUGGAAGUGAGAUAAGGGAGUAUAUUCUAGAAAGGAGAGAAAAGAAGAGCAUGCGCUGGGUUAAAGUAUCCAGUAAGAGGCCUAUUACUGAGAACAGAUACAGAGUAACUGGCCUUGUUGAAGGCAAUGAGUAUGAAUUCCAUGUCAUGGCUGAAAAUGCUGCAGGAGUCGGACCUCCAAGUGACGUUUCAAAGCUGAUUAAAUGUAGAGAACCAGUCAGCCCACCGAGUGCUCCUAAUAUUGUAAAGGUGACAGACACAUCAAAGACUAGUGUAAGCUUAGAGUGGACCAAGCCAGUUUUUGAUGGAGGCAUGGAAAUAAUUGGGUACAUCAUUGAGAUGUGCAAAGCUGACCUCGAAGCAUGGCAGAAAGUCAAUGCAGAGACCGUUCUUGCUACUAAAUAUACUGUUGUUGAUUUGGAGGCAGGAGAACACUAUAAAUUCAGAGUUAGUGCUGUCAAUGGUGCUGGCAGAGGAGAAAGUUGUGAAGUUGCUGCUUCAGUCCAGACUGUGGACAGGCUUUCUGCACCUGAAAUUGAUAUCGAUGCAAACUUCAAGCAGACUCAUAUUGUAAGAGCAGGUGCAAGCAUUCGUCUAUUUAUUGCCUUCUCUGGAAGACCUGUUCCUACUGCUGUGUGGUCCAAAGCAGAUGCUAAUCUUAGCUUGCGUGCUGACAUUCAAACAACUGAUUCAUUCAGCACACUGACUGUGGAGGAAUGUAAUAGAAAUGAUGCUGGCAAGUAUGUCUUUACUGUGGAAAACAACAGUGGAAGUAAGUCUAUCACAUUUACUGUCAAGGUUUUAGACACACCUGGUCCACCAGGUCCUAUUACAUUUAAAGAUGUGACUCGAGGAUCUAUUACUUUAAUGUGGGAUGCUCCUGUUCUGGAUGGAGGUUCACGCAUCCAUCACUAUGUUGUGGAAAAACGGGAAGCAAGCCGUCGCAGCUGGCAAGUGGUGAGUUCAAAAUGCACUCGACAAAUCUUUAAGGUCACCGAUCUGGCAGAAGGUGUGCCAUAUUACUACAGAGUGUCAGCAGAGAAUGAAUAUGGUGUAGGUGAACCCUGUGAAUUAACAGAACCAGUUGUAGCCACCGAAGAACCUGCUCCACCUAAGAGACUAGAUAUUGUUGAUACAACCAAAUCUUCUGUAGUUUUAGCUUGGCUUAAACCUGAUCAUGAUGGUGGUAGCCGUGUUACUGGAUACCUUCUUGAAAUGAAACAAAAGGGAUCUGACUCCUGGAUUGAAGCUGGACAAACCAAACAACUUACUUUCACUGUUGAAGGCCUUGUGGAGAACACUGAAUAUGAGUUCCGGGUCAAGGCAAAGAAUGAUGCUGGCUACAGCGAGCCAAGAGAAGCUUUCUCUUCUGUUAUUAUUAAGGAGCCACAGAUAGAACCAACAGCAGACCUCAGCGAAAUAAGCAGACAGCUCAUAACAUGCAAGGCUGGAAGCACCUUUACUAUUGAUAUACCAAUCAGUGGGCGCCCAGCUCCAAAAGUGACAUGGAAACUUGAGGAGAUGAGGCUGAAGGAAACUGAGAGAGUGACCAUCAAGACAACAAAAGACAGAACCACGCUGACUGUAAAGGACAGUAUGAGAGGUGACUCUGGUAAAUACUACCUCACACUUGAAAACACUGCUGGUGUGAAAACAUUUACUGUCACAGUGGUAGUCAUAGGAAGGCCAGGUCCUGUCACUGGCCCAAUUGAAAUAUCAUCUGUCUCUGCUGAAUCCUGUGUGUUGACCUGGAAAGAACCUGAGGAUGAUGGUGGCAGUGACAUUACAAACUACAUUGUAGAGAAACGUGAAUCUGGCACAACAGCAUGGCAGCUGGUAAAUUCCAGUGUGAAACGUACACAGAUCAAAGUCACUCAUCUCACAAAAUACCAGGAGUACAGUUUCCGAGUAAGCUCAGAAAACAGAUUUGGUGUCAGCAAACCUCUUGAAUCAAAAACAAUAGUUGCUGAACAUCCAUUUGUCCCACCAAGCCCACCUUCAAGGCCAGAAGUCUAUUCUGUGUCUGCAACUGCCAUGGCCAUUCGCUGGGAGGAACCCUAUCAUGAUGGUGGCAGCAAAGUUAUUGGAUAUUGGGUUGAAAAGAAGGAGCGCAACACCAUCCUUUGGGUGAAGGAAAACAAAGUGCCAUGCUGUGAAUGCAACUACAAAGUCACAGGAUUGGUGGAAGGCCUAGAAUAUCAGUUCAGAACCUAUGCUCUAAAUGCUGCAGGUGUUAGCAAAGCUAGUGAAGCUUCCAGACCUGUAGUAGCUCAAAAUCCAGUUGAUCCACCAGGAAGACCAGAAGUAACAGAUGUCACCAGAUCUACAGUGUCACUGAGCUGGUCAGCACCCCUUUAUGAUGGUGGAAGCAAAAUUAUUGGAUAUAUUAUUGAGCGUAAACCAUAUAAUGAAUCUGGUGAUGGACGCUGGCUGAAAUGCAAUUAUACCAUUGUCUCAGAAAACUUUUUUACUGUGACGGCUCUUAGUGAAGAUGAAGCAUACGAAUUCCGCGUACUAGCAAAGAAUGCUGCUGGUGUGAUUAGCAAAGGAUCUGAAUCGACUGGUGCUGUCAUUUGCAAAGAUGAAUACUCACCACCAAAGGCUGAACUCGAUGCCAGACUGCAGGGAGAAGUUGUGACCAUUAGGGCUGGAUCAGAUCUUGUUCUCGAUGCGGCCAUUGGUGGGAAACCAGAACCAAAAGUCUUCUGGUCCAAAGGUGACAGGGAGUUGGAUCUAUGUGAAAAGAUUUCUCUGCAAUACACCAGCAAACGAGCCAUUGCAAUUAUCAAGUUCUGUGACAGAAGUGAUAGUGGAAAAUACACUCUAACAGUUAAAAAUGCCAGUGGGAUGAAACAAAUUUCUGUCCUUGUCAAAGUGCUUGACUCACCAGGUCCAUGCGCUGGCAAAAUCACUGUUAGCAGAGUAACAGAAGAGAAAUGUACUCUGGCAUGGCACAUUCCUGAGGAAGACGGAGGUGCACAGAUCACUCACUAUAUUGUAGAAAGGCGUGAAACCAGCAGACUUCACUGGGUUAUUGUUGACGCUGAAUGCCAGACUUUAUCAUGUGUGGUAACAAAACUUAUUAAAAAUAACGAAUACAUCUUCCGUGUGAGAGCUGUCAACAAAUAUGGACCAGGUGUUCCACUUGAAACAGAACCUGUGAUUGCCAGGAAUGCUUUCACUAUCCCAACACAGCCUGGUGCUCCUGAAGAAGUGAGUUUUGGCAAAGAACAUAUCAUUAUUCAGUGGACGAAACCAGAAUCAGAUGGCGGCAGUGAGAUUAAGGACUAUCUUGUGGACAAACGUGAAAGGAAAAGUCUGCGCUGGACACGAGUGAACAGAGAUUACACUGUUUAUGAUACCAGACUGAAAGUCACUGGUCUCAUGGAAGGCAGCCAGUACCAGUUCCGUGUCACUGCAGUGAAUGCUGCUGGGAACAGUGAGCCUAGUGAAGCUUCACAAUACAUGUUAUGUAAAGAACCAUCAUAUACUCCUGCACCACCUUCACCUCCAAGAGUUGUGGAUACUACUAAGCACAGCAUAAGUUUAGCAUGGUCAAAGCCCACAUAUGACGGUGGUGCUGAUAUCUUAGGCUAUGUUCUUGAAAUGAAAGAAGAAGGUACUGAACAGUGGUAUCGGCCACAUACAACUGCCACUCUGAGGAAUGCUGAGUUCACUGUGACUGGUCUUAAAACAGCCCAGAAAUACCAAUUCAGAGUUGCUGCUACAAAUGUGAAUGGUAUGAGUGAAUUUAGUGAAUCAUCAGCAGAAAUAGAACCUGUGGAAAGAAUAGAAAUACCUGAGCUUGAGCUUGCUGACGAUUUGAAGAAGACUGUUACAGUCAGAGCUGGUGGUUCCUUGCGCCUAAUGGUCUCUGUAUCUGGCAGACCUGCUCCUGUAAUCACAUGGAGCAAGCAGGGUGUUGACCUUGUAAGUCGAGCUAUUAUUGAUACUACAGACAGCUACACUCUGCUUAUUGUGGAUAAAGUUAAUCGGUACGACGCUGGAAAAUACGUCAUUGAGGCUGAAAACCAAUCAGGAAAAAAAUCUGCAACUAUUUCUGUAAAAGUGUAUGAUACACCUGGUCCACCAGCUGCAGUGAGAAUUAAGGAAGUAUCAAAAGAUUCUGUGACACUUACUUGGGAUAUCCCAACCAUUGAUGGUGGAGCCCCAGUCAACAAUUAUAUAAUUGAGAAACGUGAAGCUUCCAUGAGAGCUUACAAGACUGUCACUACCAAAUGCAGCAAGACAUUUUAUAGAGUUACUGGACUUCUAGAAGGAGCUUUGUAUUAUUUCAGAGUACUACCAGAAAAUAUUUACGGCAUUGGUGAAGCUUGUGAAACAUCUGAUGCAGUACUAGUAUCUGAUGUCCCCAUGGUACCACAAAAACUCGAAGUGAUUGACACCACUAAAUCAACUGUUACACUUGCAUGGGAGAAGCCACCGCACGAUGGUGGCAGCAGAUUGACUGGCUAUGUUAUUGAGGCAAGCAAAGCUGGAACAGAGAGAUGGUUGAAGGUAGUGACACUGAAGCCUACCGUCUAUGAGCAUACAAUUAUCUCUCUCAAUGAGGGUGAACAGUACUUGUUCAGGGUCAGAGCACAGAAUCAGAAGGGCGUGUCAGAACCACGAGAGAUUGUCACGGCAGUGACAGUGCAAGACCAAAAAGUUCUACCAACAAUUGACUUUGCUGGAAUACCUCAGAAGACAAUUCAUGUACCUGCUGGCAAGCCCAUUGAGUUAGCUAUUCCAAUUGAAGGACGACCACCUCCAGCUGCAUCUUGGUUCUUUGCUGGUUCUAAACUAAAAGAAUCAGAACGCAUCAAAAUAGAGACUGCUGCCAAAAUGACUAAAUUAACUGUGCGUGAGACCACCAUACAUGACACAGGAGAGUAUACGCUUGAACUGAAGAACACAACUGGAACAGUUACUGAUACAAUAAAGGUUAUAAUCCUUGACAAACCUGGACCACCUGUUGGACCUAUCCGAAUUGAUGAAAUUGAUUCAAAUUAUAUAACCAUCUCCUGGGAGCCACCUGAGCUGGAUGGUGGAGCUACCCUUAGUGGCUAUGUGGUAGAACAGCGUGAUGCUCACCGUCCUGGAUGGCUACCAGUUUCAGAGUCAGUAACCAGGACAACAUAUAAGUUCACCAGACUUGUUGAAGGUGCAGAAUACGUGUUCCGUGUGGCUGCUACAAACCGUUUUGGAAUCGGAUCUUACCUGCAGUCUGAAAUUAUAGAAUGCAAGAGCAGAAUCCGUAUUCCUGGUCCUCCUGGCACUCCAGAAGUGUUUGAUAUCUCUCGAGAUGGCAUGACAUUAACUUGGUAUCCUCCAGAAGAUGAUGGUGACUCACAGAUUACGGGUUAUAUUGUGGAACGCAAAGAAGUUAGAGCAGAUAGAUGGAUCCGUGUGAAUAAAGUUCCAGUCACUAUGACUCGUUACCGUUCCACUGGGUUGGUUGAAGGAUUAGAAUAUGAACAUCGAGUCACAGCAAUCAAUGCCAGAGGCACUGGGAAACCCAGCCGCCCUUCCAAGUCUGUUGUCGCCAGAGAUCCAAUUGCUCCUCCAGGUAAACCUCAGAAUCCAAGAGUCACUGAUACUACAAGAACAUCUGUCUCCCUGGCCUGGAGUCCACCAGAAGAUGAAGGUGGUUCUAAAGUUACAGGUUACUUAAUCGAGAUGCAGAAGGUUGAUCAAUUUGAAUGGACCAAAUGCAAUACCACACCAACCAAGAUUCGUGAAUACACCUUGACACAUCUCCCCCAGGGUGCAGAGUACAGAUUCCGUGUGCUAGCCUGUAAUGCUGGUGGGCCAGGAGAACCUGCUGAAGUGCCAGGAACAGUCAAAAUAACAGAAAUGCUUGAAUAUCCUGACUAUGAACUUGAUGAAAAAUACCAGGAAGGUCUCAUGGUGAGACAAGGUGGAGUUAUCAGGCUUACAAUACCCAUUAAGGGUAAGCCCAUCCCAAUAUGCAAAUGGACAAAAGAAGGACAUGACAUCAGCAAGAGAGCAAUGAUUGCGACUUCUGACACUCACACAGAACUUGUGAUCAAAGAUGCCGAAAGGGAAGAUUCAGGCACCUACGAUCUGGUACUUGAAAACAAGUGUGGCAAAAAAGCCGUGUAUAUUAAAGUCAGAGUGAUUGGCAUUCCAAAUCCACCGGAAGGGCCACUUGAGUAUGAUGAUAUACAAGCUCGUUCUGUCAGAGUAAGCUGGAGACCUCCUACAGAUGAUGGCGGUGCAGAUAUCCUAGGUUAUAUUGUUGAGAGACGAGAAGUCCCGAAGACUGCCUGGUACACUGUUGACUCUAGAGUGAAAGGGACAUCACUAGUGGUGAAAGGGCUCAAAGAAAAUGUGGAAUAUCACUUCCGUGUUUCGGCUGAAAACCAUUUUGGUAUUAGCAAAUCUCUCAAAUCUGAAGAACCAGCAGUACCAAAGACACCUCUAAAUCCUCCGGAGCCUCCAAACAACCCACCUGAAGUGCUUGAUGCUACAAAGAGUUCUGUCAACUUGUCCUGGUCCAGACCUAAAGAUGAUGGUGGUUCUCGUGUAACUGGCUACUACAUUGAACGUAAAGAGACAUCUACAGAAAAAUGGGUCCGGCAUAAUAAGACACAGAUUACCACUACAAUGUACACAGUCACGGGACUUGUUCCAGAUGCUGAAUAUCAAUUCCGUAUCAUUGCUCAAAAUGACAUUGGUGAAAGUGAAGCAAGUCCUGCUUCUGAACCAGUUGUAUGCAAGGAUCCAUUUGACAAACCAAGCCAACCUGGAGAAAUUGAGAUCACUUCUAUAUUUAAGGACAGCAUUACAUUAGAAUGGGAAAGACCUGAAAGCGAUGGUGGCAAAGAGAUCCUUGGCUAUUGGGUUGAAUAUCGCCAGUCUGGAGAAAGCACCUGGAAAAAAUGCAAUAAAGAACGCAUCAAGGACAGGCAAUUUACAGUAGGAGGUUUACUAGAGGCUACAGAAUACGAGUUCCGUGUUUUUGCAGAAAACCAGACUGGCCUCAGCAGACCUCGAAGGACCGCUAUGGCGGUGAAAACUAAAUUAACAUCUGGAGAAGCACCUGCCAUAAGGAAAGAAAUGCAGGAUGUUACGACUAAACUGGGUGAAGCAGCUCAGCUGACAUGCCAGAUUGUUGGGAGACCUUUGCCUGAUAUUAAAUGGUAUCGCUUUGGCAAAGAACUGGUGCAAAGCCGAAAAUACAAAAUGUCAUCUGAUGGACGCAACCAUACACUGACAGUAAUAACAGAUGAACAGGAGGAUGAAGGUCUCUACACUUGCAUGGCUACCAAUGAUGUCGGAGAAAUUGAAACGAGUGGCAAGCUAUUAUUGCAGGCUUCUCCUCAGUUCCAUCCUGGCUUCCCACUGAAAGAGAAAUACUAUGCAGGUGCAGGUGGCACUCUCCGCCUUCACGUUGUGUAUAUUGGCCGACCAGUACCAGCAAUAACUUGGUUCCACGGCAACAAGCCUUUAAGAGGAUCUGAAACUGUUACUAUUGAGAACACAGAGCAUUAUACUCAUCUUGCUAUUAAGAAUGUCCAGCACAAGACUCACGCUGGGAAGUACAAAGUGCAACUCAGUAACACAUUUGGAACAGUUGACACUGUACUUAAUGUGGAAAUACAAGAUAAGCCAGAUAAACCAGUAGGGCCAAUUGUUAUAGAGUCUAUACUGAAGAAUUCUGUGGUCAUAAGCUGGAAACCACCAGAGGAUGAUGGAGGUGCUAUGAUAACCAAUUACAUCAUAGAGAAAUGUGAAGCCAAGGAAGGAGCAGAAUGGCAACUUGUAUCUUCAAGUAUUUCAGGCACAACCUGUAGAAUUGUUAAUCUAACUGAAAAUGCAGGCUAUUAUUUCCGUGUUUCUGCUCAGAAUACAUAUGGCAUUAGUGAAGCACUGGAGGUUUCAUCAGUUGUUGUUAUGAAGCCUCCAUUUGAAAAACCAGGACAACCUGGUCAGCCAGUAGCAAGUGCUGUCACAAAGGAUUCUUGUGUUGUGUCAUGGAAGCCACCUGCAAGUGAUGGCGGUGCAAAGAUUAGAACUUAUUAUCUUGAGAAGCGUGAGAAAAAACAAAACAAGUGGAUUUCUGUAACAACAGAUGAAAUUCGUGAAACCGUCUAUUCUGUGAAAGAUCUUAUUGAAGGUCUUGAAUAUGAGUUCCGUGUAAAAUGUGAAAACCUUGGUGGUGAAAGUGAGUGGAGUGAGGUAUCACAACCAGUUGUUCCAAAAUCUGAUGUACCAAUUCAAGCUCCACAUUUCAAGGAAGAACUAAGGAAUCUGAACGUGAAAUUUCAAGCUAAUGCUACAUUUGUCUGCAAAGUCACUGGUCAUCCCAAACCAAUUGUCAAGUGGUACAGACAGGGCAAAGAAAUCAUGCCAGAUGGUGAAAAGAUCAAGAUACAGGAAUUCAAGGGUGGCUAUCACCAGCUGGUCAUCACAAACGUAACAGAUGAUGAUGCCACAGUAUAUCAAGUUAGAGCUACCAACCAAGGAGGAUCUGUGUCUGGCACUGCCUCUUUGGACGUUGAAGUUCCUGCAAAGAUUCACUUGCCCAAAAACCUGGAAGGCAUGGGAGCUGUUCAUGCCCUUCGAGGGGAAGUAGUGAGCAUCAAGAUUCCAUUCAGCGGCAAGCCUCACCCUGUGAUCACAUGGCAGAAGGGACAAGACCUCAUCGAUACUAAUGGACACUACCAAGUCAUUGUCACACGGUCAUUCACAUCUCUUGUUUUCCCAAAUGGUGUUGACAGAAAAGAUGCAGGGUUUUACAUUGUUUGUGCCAAAAACAGAUUUGGAAUCGAUCAAAAAACAGUGGAAUUAGAUGUGGCUGAUGUGCCUGAUCCACCAAGAGGUCUGAAGGUAACUGACAUUUCAAGGGAUUCAGUCAACUUAACCUGGAAUGAACCAGCUACUGAUGGUGGAAGCAGAAUCAUAAACUACAUUAUUGAGAAACGUGCUACAACAGCAGAGCGAUGGAUUCGUGUUGCACAAGCACGUGAAACACGAUACACAGUGGUGAACCUAUUUGGCAAGACCACCUACCAGUUCCGUGUAAUUGCAGAAAACAAGUUUGGCCAAAGCCAGCCUUCUGAACCUACUGAUCCAAUUAUAACAAAGGAAGAUAAGACCAGAGUAAUGAACUACGAUGAAGAAGUUGAUGAGACCAGAGAAGUCACUACAGUUAAAGCAGCUCACUAUUCUACAAAGGAACUCUAUGACAAAUACAUGAUUGCAGAAGAGCUUGGACGUGGGCAGUUUGGCAUUGCACACCGCUGCGUUGAGGCAGUUUCGAAAAAGACUUACCUGGCCAAGUUUGUCAAAGUAAAAGGUGCUGACCAAGUUUUGGUAAAGAAAGAAAUUUCCAUUCUCAACAUUGCUAGGCACCGAAAUAUCCUGUAUCUUCAUGAAUCAUUUGAGAGCCUAGAAGAAUUGGUCAUGAUCUUUGAAUUCAUUUCUGGAGUAGACAUCUUUGAAAGAAUGAGCACACCUUCAUUUGAACUGAAUGAAAGAGAAAUAGUAAGUUAUGUACGCCAGGUCUGUGAUGCACUAGAAUUUUUACAUCGCCACAGCAUUGGACAUUUUGAUAUUAAACCAGACAAUAUUAUUUACUUCACAAGAAGAAGCUCUGUGGUUAAAAUUGUUGAAUUUGGACAAGCAAGACAAUUGAAGCCUGGAGACAGCUUUAGACUCCAGUUCACUUCUCCUGAAUAUUAUGCGCCUGAAGUACAUCAUCAUGAUUUGGUCAGCACAGCUACUGACAUGUGGUCAGUGGGUGCUCUAACAUACAUACUUCUCAGUGGCAUUAAUCCUUUCAUUGCUGAAACAAACCAACAAGUUAUUGAAAAUAUUCUAAAUGCUGAAUACAACUUUGAUGAUGAAGCAUUCAAAGACAUAAGCAUUGAGGCCAUGGACUUCAUUGAUCGCCUACUAGUAAAGGAAAGAAAAGCUCGUAUGACAGCUGCUGAAGCGCUUAACCAUGUGUGGCUAAAACAGCAGACAGAAAAGACCAGCACUAAAGUCAUCAAGACCUUGAGGCACAGGCGUUACUACCAAACUCUAGUAAAGAAGGAGUGGAACACAGUUGUGUCAGUAGCCCGCAUUUCCUGUGGAGGCGCGAUUAGAUCUCAGAAAGGCGUAACGGUGGCUAAAGUUAAAGUUGCGCCAAUAGACAUUGGUCCCAUUGCCGGGCAGAUAAAGCAUGCUGUUACAGAAGAAGGAGGGCAUGCCAAAUAUGUAUGUAGGAUUGAAAACUAUGAUCAGUCCACACAAGUCACAUGGUACUUUGGUAUGAGGCAAUUAGAAAGCAAUGAGAAAUAUGAAAUCAAAUAUGAAGAAGGUGUGGCAACCAUGUAUGUCAAAGAUGUUUCUAAAUCCGACGAUGGUACCUACAGAUGCAAGGUAGUAAAUGACUACGGUGAAGACAGCUCUUAUGCAGAACUUUUUGUUAAAGGUGUGAGAGAAAUUUCUGAGCACUACAGAUGCAGAACUGUUAGGAAAGUGAAACGACGGGUUGAUACUAUGAGACUGCUAGAGCGUCCACCAGAAUUUACUCUGCCUUUGUACAACCGCACUGCAUACGUUGGAGAAAAUGUCAGGUUCGGAGUAACUAUAACAGUUCACCCAGAACCUCGCUUAACAUGGUUCAAGUCAGGCCAGAAAAUCAAACCUGGUGAUGAUGAUAAGAAGUAUACUUUUGAAUCAGACAAGGGUCUUUAUCAACUUGUCAUCAAUAAUGUCACUGAAGAGGAUGAUGCUGAAUACAGUAUUGUGGCACGCAACAAAUAUGGUGAAGACAGCUGCAAAGCUAAGCUGACUGUGAUUCCACAUCCACCUCCAGCAGAUGCCACACUAAGGCCAAUGUUUAAAAGACUGCUGGCAAAUGCAGAAUGUCAAGAAGGCCAAAAUGUCAGUUUUGAGAUCAGGGUAUCUGGUGUACCAAAACCAACACUGAAAUGGGAAAAAGAUGGUCAGCCUCUGUCCUUUGGUCCUAACUUUGAUAUAGUUCAUGAAGGUUUAGAUUAUUAUGCUUUGCAUAUCAGAGAUACUUUACCAGAAGACAGUGGUUAUUACAGAGUUACUGCUACAAACAGUGCUGGAUCUACAAGCUGUCAGGCUUAUCUAAAAGUUGAACGCUUGAAAUAUGUCAAACGUGAGUACAAGACUGAAGAAGAGAGGGAGAAGCAUGUACAGAGGCAAAUUGACAAGACCUUACGAAUGGCAGAAAUCCUUGCUGGGGUUGAAGCUGUUCCACUGACACAAACUGCACAAGAGGCUCUCAGAGAAGCUGCUACCUUGUAUAAACCAGCUGUUAGCACCAAGACCGUCAAAGGUGAAUACGAAAUUAAGAAAGAAGAAAAGAAGGAAGAAAGACGACUUCGUAUGCCAUAUGAGGUCCCAGAGCCUCGCAAACAUGUGCGCACUACUCUUGAGGAAGAUCAGAACAUUAAACACUUUGUGCCUCUGUCAGACAUGAAGUGGUACAAGAGGCUGCGUGACCAGUAUGAACUGCCAGGAAAACUUGAGAGAACUGUUCAGAAACGCCAGAAACGCAUACGUCUUUCCAGGUGGGAGCAAUUCUACGUGAUGCCGCUGCCACGCAUUACUGAUCAGUAUAAGCCUAAAUGGCGCAUACCAAAGCUAACACAAGAUGAUCUCGAAAUUGUAAGACCAGCACGUCGGCGUACCCCAUCUCCAGACUAUGAAUAUUACUACAGACCAAGAAGGCGAUCACUUGGUGAUUUGUCUGAUGAGGAAUUACUCCUGCCUAUUGAUGACUAUUUAGCCAUGAAGAGAACUGAAGAGGAAAGACUGCGCCUUGAAGAAGAGCUUGAGUUGGGCUUUUCUGCUUCCCCACCAAGUAGAAGCCCCCCACGCUUUGAACUGUCUGCCCUUCGGUAUUCUACUGCAGCAGCACAGGUCCGUUCAGAGGAAGAAAGAAAAAGAGAGCUGAGAUAUUCAAGCUAUCACAUCCCAACUAAAGCUGAGACCAGUGCAAGCUAUGCAGAGCUUCGUCAACGCCAUGACAGGGCUGCCUACAGACCACCUAAACAAAAGCAAAGAAUAAUGGCUGAAAGAGAGGAUGAAGAAUUGCUCCGUCCUGUUGGCACUGCUCAACGACUCUCUGAAUACAGGAGUGAGCUCGAAUAUAUGGCAGAGGAGGAAAAGAGUAGACAAAGGAGAAGGAGGGAAAGGGAAAUAACUGAGAUCACAUCAGAAGAAGAAGAAGAAAUAGAAAUGGUGCAACACGUUCACAGGGAAUUUUCACCUCCCUCUAGAUUACUAAGGAGAAGAAGAUCUCUUUCUCCAACUUACAUUGAAUUGAUGCGUCCUGUAUCUGAAUUAAUUCGACCCCGCUCACGGCCUCCUGAAGAAAGUGAGAGAAGAUCCCCAACACCAGAGAGAACUCGACCACGCUCACCUAGCCCAGUUUCUAGUGAAAGAUCGCUCUCUCGGUUUGAAAGGAUGGCAAGAUUUGAUAUAUUUUCUAGAUACGAGUCCAUGAAAUCUGCUUUGAAAACUCAGAAAACUAUGGAAAGGAAGUAUGAAGUUCUGACUCAGCAGCCUUUCACCCUGGACCAUGCUCCUCGCAUUACCCUGAGAAUGCGCUCACACCGGGUACCAUGUGGCCACCAUACCAGGUUCAUUCUAAACGUCCAGUCAAAACCAACUGCUGAAGUGAAGUGGUACCAUAAUGGUAUUGAGCUCCAGGAGAGCAGUAAGAUACAUUUUACUAAUACCAGUGGUGUAUUAACUCUGGAGAUUCUUGACUGCCACAUUGAUGACAGUGGAACGUACCGGGCUGUAUGCACAAACUACAAAGGGGAAUGCUCUGAUUAUGCAACACUAGAUGUUACUGGAGGAGAUUACACUACAUACUCUUCCCAGCGGAGAGAUGAAGAAGUACCAAGGUCAAUUUUACCUGACUUGACAAAAACAGAGGCAUAUGCGGUCUCCUCAUUUAAGAAAGCAUCUGCCACAGAAGCAAGUUCCUCAGUAAGAGAGGUCAAAUCAGAAAUGUCAGCAACAAGAGAAUCACUUUUGUCAUAUGAACACUAUGCUGCUUCUGAAGAAAAAAUCACUGCAGCUGAAGAAAAAUCAUUGGAAGAAAGGACUGUACACAAAGCAUUUAAAAGCACUCUACCAGCAACAAUCCUUACAAAACCAAGAUCGAUCACAGUUUCUGAAGGGGAGACUGCAAGAUUUUCCUGUGAUGUUGAUGGUGAACCAGCACCAAAAAUAACAUGGUUCCAUGCAGGUCAACCUAUUGUUUCUUCGAGGCGCUUCCAAGUAACAAGAACACAGUACAAGUCUACCUUUGAAAUUUCUUCGGUCCAGAUGUCAGAUGAAGGAAGUUAUACUGUUGUGGUGGAAAACUCUGAAGGAAGACAGGAAGCGCAUUUUACUUUGACCAUUCAAAGAACAAAAAUUCCUGAAAAAACAAUUACAUCACCUCCAACAGUCAAAUCUCCAGAGCCUCGUGUAAAGUCUCCAGACCGAGUUAAGUCUCCUAAACGAGUGAAAUCUCCUGAACCAAUCAGCAGCCCCCCAAAGGCGAAGUCACCACCUGGAGACAAAAAAGUACCAUCAGAGAAAGUACAAUUACCAGCUGCUUCUCCACCAAAGAUAAAACAGCAUCUGAAAGCAGAAACUGUUGGAGACAAGGUAAAGUUAUCCUGUGCAGUUGAAAGCAGUGUUUUAGGUGUCAGAGAAGUGGCUUGGUAUAAGGAUGGAAAAAAACUGAAAGAUGAUCAUCAUUUCAAGUUUCAUUAUGCAGCAGAUGGCACCUAUGAGCUCAAAAUCCAUGAGCUCACAGAAUCUGAUAAAGGAGAAUAUACCUGUGAAAUCACUGGGGAAGGAGGUGUUUCAAAAACUAACUUCCAGUUUACUGGCCAAGUAUUUAAAAAUAUCCAUUCCCAGGUAAGAGGUGUAUCCGAAACUCAUAAAUCAGUUCAGAAACAAGAUGAGGUGCUUACAGUUUCUACCCAGAAGAAAUCAGCAAUGGCAACUGAAGAAAAAGCAGCCGUUCAAGAAGUCAUUAAAAAGUCAAUUGCUACGGAAGAUGUCAAACAAUUGAAAGCAGAAAUUAAAUCUUCAACUAAAAUGACAGUGUCCGAAGGGCAGAAAGUGACACUGAAAGCCAACGUUCCUGGUGCCUCUGAAGUAAAAUGGGUGCUGAAUGGAAUGGAGCUGAGAAAUUCAGAAGAUUACAGAUAUGGCGUUUCUGGAAGUGAUCACACACUAACUAUCAAAAAGGCUAGUAAUAAAGAUGAAGGUAUACUCACCUGUGAGGGUAAAACUGAAGAAGGCAUUAUUAAAUGCCAGUAUGUUCUGACCCUCUCUAAAGAGCGCUCCAACGAACCAGCAUUUAUCGUGCAGCCUAAGUCUCAAAAUGUCAAUGAAGGACAAGAUGUAUUGUUCACCUGUGAAGUUUCUGGGGAUCCUUCUCCUGACAUUGAGUGGUUUAAGAAUAAUCAACCUAUUGCUGUUUCAUCGCACAUCAGAGUAAUACGCUCUAAAAACAUAUAUUCUCUUGAGAUUCAAAAUGCAGCAGUGAGUGACACCGGAAAAUACACAGUCAAAGCAAAAAAUUACCACGGGCAGUGCUCUGCUACAGCAUCUUUGACUGUACUCCCUCUAAUUGAAGAACCUCCGAAAGAGGUAGUAUUGAAGACAAGUGGCGACGCAAGCAUGCACGAAAGUUUUUCUUCUCAGUCCUUUCAAAUGGCUUCUUCUAAACAAGAGGCUUCAUUCAGCAGUUUCAGCAGUAGCAGCAUGACUGAAAUGAAAUUUGCAAGCAUGUCUGCCAAAAGCAUGUCCUCCAUGAAAGAAUCCUUUGUAGAGAUGAGCUCCAGCAGUAUUAUGGGGAAAUCUAGUCUGGCUCAACUGGAAAGUUCAACUAGUAAAAUGCUUAAAUCAGGUCUGAGAGGAGUACCACCCAAAAUUGAAGCUCUGCCAUCUGAUAUCAGCAUUGACGAAGGAAAGGUUCUCACGCUGUCUUGUGCCUUUUCGGGUGAACCUGCUCCUGAAAUAACAUGGUACUGCAGAGGGAGAAAAAUUACCAGUCAGGACCAGCAAGGCAGAUUCCACAUUGAAACCAGUGAAGAUCUAACCACCCUGAUCAUCAUGGAUGUCCAGAAGAACGACGGUGGACUUUACACCCUGAAUUUAGGAAAUGAAUUUGGUACCGAUUCUGCCACUGUGAAUAUUAAUAUUCGAUCAAUUUAG
Messenger RNA from Egretta garzetta (little egret), 94173 nucleotides. It is a transcript of the gene TTN, whose product is annotated as titin. Lineage: Eukaryota; Metazoa; Chordata; Aves; Pelecaniformes; Ardeidae. Gene Ontology annotation, biological process: protein phosphorylation. Gene Ontology annotation, molecular function: ATP binding; protein kinase activity; protein binding. The record is from RefSeq and is a predicted model, not a curated record.